CAGACACUGGUAAGACGGUGGUGCUGUCCACAUUUGGCAGACACUGGGGAUAUCGGGUGGUAGGUUAGACUACUAGUGGGGGGAGGGCGUUGAUCAGACAGGUUUCAAUCUCUGCUUGACUUAAACGGCUGUAAGCUUCGUGUAGGGUUCACUUAACAUUAGAUUGGGUAUCGAUCAUCGAGUAGUGAUCAAUGUUCGAUGCGAUUGAUUUACCAUAUCCUGGUUUCCCCCCCAAUGUGUUGAGUUUGGUGUUGUGCCUCAAGAAAUGAAACAAUGUUAAACGAGCCAAGGAAUGUAAAUAUGACUUUAGCACUAUGAACCAAAUCAACGUUUGUCGGGUUAGAGAGUAGCACUCAACAGCUCGAAUUUGCUGUACAAUAGCAAUCAAAUUACUGGAAAAUUCGUGGACUAUGCUCCUUGUCUGCUAAAGUGAACACACCGUGGAUGUGGAUAUAGAACCUAUGGAUACAUAAAGGAUGCCUAUCAAACCGGUAAGUAGGCGCUAAUCACAUUUUAAGGAUGCCUUUAACCUAACUCUUAGGCGCCAAUCACGUUUUAAGGAUGCCUUUAGCCUAAGUCUUGGGAUUAACUUAUCUUAACUCAAGAGGAUCAAAAGCGUAACGUAACCAAACUGCUUGUAAUAUUUACCAACAACGUCUGAACAAUGCGCCCAGCCAUAAGGUCACCUGGCUACCAACAACAUUUCCGCAACUACUGGCGAUGUUAACCAAACGUUAACAAGCUCUCUCUCUCUCUCUCUCACUCUCUCUCUCUCUCUCUCUCUCUCUCUCUCUCUCUCUCUCUCUCUCUCUCUCUCUCUCUCUCUCUCUCUCUCUCUCUCUCUCUCCUACUUGUGGUGGAUCCCACAUAAAAACUCACGAUGUCCCGCCCCAUGUCAUUUGGGGUAAAUAUACCGGGGAAAAGUUUGUUUUAGACACUUGUCUGCUGUUGAAAUCACGCCCCCAAUACUAAGAUUUAAGUCCAAAGGGGGAAAAGUGUAAAAAAAAAGGGGAAGAGGGACAUUUGGUUAUAUUCACCCACAAGUUUUUUUUUUUAGCUUUUAAUUGGUUCCACCACACACUUUCACAUUUGUGUAUUUGUUUUUCCACACACUUGUAUAUGUGUGUAUUGAUUUCCCCAAACACCUGUAUUAUUAACACCUAUACAUUUUUAUUUGAUUUCAAAAAACACCUGUACAUUUGUUUCUUGGUUCUUCCAAACACCUUUUGUAUUGGCUCCCCAAACACCCGUACAUUUGUAUAUUGGUUCCCUCAAAGACCCAUUGGCUCAUAUUAGCUCCUUCCCACACAUGCACACAUUUUGUAUUGCUUCAUCCACACACAUGUACCUUUUUGUAUCGGUUCCUCCACACACAUAUAGAUUUUUAUAUUGGUUCCUCCACACUCAUGUAUAUUUUUUGCAUUGGCUCCUCAACACACAUGUACACUUUAUGUUGGUUUCCCCAAAACCCAUCUUUGUGUUUUGGUUUCUCCACACACAUGUACAUUUUUGUAUUGGCUCCUCGAAACACGUGUACAUGUUUGUAGUGGUUCCUCCACACACAUGUACACUUUCGUAUGUUGGUUACUCAAACACCCAUAGGCCCAUCUUUGUGUAAUGGUUCCUCCACACACAUGUACAUUUCUUCUCUUCUUCUUUAUUUUAAGGGCCCACGAUCAAUGAAUUGAUCAUUCUGGCUCCUAUUAAUUUUAAUAGUGGUUCCUCCACACACAUGUACACUUUUGUAUGUUGAUUCCCCCAAACAUCCCUAGGCCCGUCUUCGUGUAUUGGUUCCUCCUCACAUUUUUUUUAGUUCUGAUUAUGUUAGCUGUAAUUUUGUUUCCAUACCCGCUAUUGCUCUUAUUUAAAAAAAAAAGUUUUACACAUUAUAGAAUUAUAUAAAAACACUUCUCAGAAAGGUCUCUUUGUCAAUUCAAUUUAUGGCGAUUUGGGAGACGACGGCGUGGAUGUUAGUGUGGACGAUGGCGUCGAUGAUAGUGUGGACGAUGGCGUCGACGAUAGUGUGGAUGAUAAUGUGGACGAUACUAUGGAUGAUGGUGUGGACGAUGUAGUGGACGAUAUUGUAGACUAUGGUGUGGAAGGCGGUGUGGAUGAUGUUGUGGACGAUGGUGUGGAAGAUGGGGUGGAAGAUGGUAUGGAAGAUUGUGUGGAAGAUGGUGUGGAAGAUGGGGUGGAAGAUGGUGUGGAAGAUGGUGUGGAAGAUGGUGUGGAAGAUGGGUGUGGAAGAUGGUGUGGACGACGGUAUGGACGAUGGUGUCGAUUGUUAUGGGUGAUGUAGUGAACGAUAGUGUAGAAUUUGGUAUGGAAUGCGGUGUGGAUGAUGUUGUGGACGAUAGUGGGGAAGAUGGUGUGGAAGAUGGUGUGGUUUUGAAUGGAAGUUAAUAACAAGGCCCGGAGAUAUUUUUUGUUGUUGAGAAAAAUGUCUUAGCAAAUGUCCCGUUUCUAUAGCAGACGUUUUUAAUCGUCUCCCUUCUUUUGGUUGAGCCACCAUUGACCCGGAGUCUCACUGGGAUGUUGACGGUCACAUACUUGACCGCUCAUUCUUGACGGCAGCCAACUUGUCCAAACACUUCUCUCAAAUGUACAUACCUAUUAUUUAGAAGUUGUUGUACACUCUGACUCUUAAACUAAAAGUUUAAUCUCAUUUCAUUGAAAAAAAUGCGUUGAGUUUCAUCCAGUUAAUCCCAGGGUCAGGGCGAGCCCCCAGUAGUAGAAGUCAGAUAUUUUAGACUGUAUCAUUUUUGUUGUGUGUUAAUAUUUUUGCUUCAAAGUAUGGUAAAGUGCAUAGAUUUAUUAUAAGUUUCACUGGAACAAAUCUAAUUUUAGGCUUACAUUUGUGGAUAUAAAAUGAGUAAAACAAAGUAGUGUUAAACCUGAAAAAGGGAAUGCAACAAAACAACGAACGUGUCGGCAGGAAGCCUUCGUCAGCGAACAAAACAACAGGAAAAAAAACCCAGUAUUAAAAUAAAAAAAAUAGCACUAAGCUUAUAGGUAGUAUUCGUGGUCAGCAAAUGAAUAGUGGAAUUUCUGGAAUCUACUAUUUUAGACAGGACUGAAUUGACCCUUAUAACAAAUACAAACUAUUUAAAGAUGUGAUUGCAAAGAAUAAAUAUCUACACCCACUACAUGUAUGGCAUCUUUCCGUCUGCAGGAGACGAUAGAUUAUCUUUAUUGCUUGCAGCUCUUGGUGUGGCUGGUGAGACCAAUCCUCGAAUGGCAGUCUCUGUUACAUUUCCCACACACGAAUGCGGUGGAGCAGUAUUUACCGGCCUUCCUCCUCGCUCUUUUUGCAGCUGUUUCCGCCCUGUUUUGAUCCUCGGCAUGUAGUGAUCCUGCCUUCAUCCACUACAUACUAAUACAAAUAACAAUUCAACAUACACCAUUUGGACGCGAGAAACCGUGCUGGCUUUAAAAUGGCUUGACGUGUUUAUUUUUAAUGGUGCAGACGACCUUCACCAUUCAACUGAAUGCACCAACCCAACGUGUGUGAACCUUUUACUGGUGACCAUUACGUGGUCUUACAGCUACGAAGUAUACCCUUAUUUUACGAGACAUUACGAGUGUCUCAAAGUCUUUGUGACAAGUCCUGUGGGGAGUUCGUCAUUAAUGAUUAAAGCAUGUCACCUCUCGUCAUGUCUUUCUCUCCUCAACUUUAUCCCCUUUACGUUCUCACUAACACAAACUUUGUUUCCGUCUCUCUCUCUCUAACUCUCUCUCUCUCUCUCUCUCUCUCUCUCUCUCUCUCUCUCUCUGUUUCUCUCUCUCUUUAUGUCUUUCUUUGUCAUCUAUAUGUAUGCCCUUCACUUUGUCAAGUCCUGUGGGGAGUUCGUCAUUAAUGAUUAUAGCAUGUCACCUCUCGCCAUGUCUCUCUCUCCUCAACUCUAUCCCCUUUACGUUCUCUCUCACACACACUCUGUUUCCGUCUCUCUCUCUCUCUCUCUCUCUCUCUCUCUCUCUCUCUCUCUCUCUCUCUCUCUCUCUGUUUCUCUCUCUCAUUAAGUCUUUCUUUGUCAUCAAUAUGGAUGCCCUUCACUAUUAGUAUUUAGCAUUGUAACAGUAUAACUUUGCUUGUGCUAGUUUGAAGCUAGUUAGAAUCAAGGGAGAUAAUGAGAAGAUAUAAGAUCUAAUGGACGAGUUAAGGCAGCCAUGUUGGCAGGAUGGUUUCUGUGCCACAAUAAAUUGUGUAGCAAUGUGAGGACGGUAGUAAAGAUAAUUAAUCAACACAGAAGUGAAUAUUUGUGGAUAUCCUGUACUAUAAAUGAAGUUGUUAAUUGAUUAUGUGUAUUCAGUUUUAUUGAAAUAAAGUGCCAGUGAUUAGUUACAUCAAGUGUCUGGAGGAUUAAUUUUAAUUACAUUUGAUGUCUUGAUGCGGCAGUGACAGUCAUUCAGUGAGCAUAGACUUAGGUAACCAUCACGACUGUAUUACCAACACCAGGGUGAACGGUUAGAAACCUUAUUUCCAAUCUCACUCUAUUCCUCCUUAUCUCUUUCUAUAAUCCACUGUCACCCUAGACCACUAUAUCUUUCUAUACUCCACUGUCACUCUAGACCACUAUCUCUUUCUAUACUCCACGGUUACUCUAGAUCACUAUCUCUUUCUAUACUCCACGGUUACUCUAGAUCACUAUCUCUUUCUAUACUCCACUGUCACUCUAGACCACUAUCUAUUUCUAUACUCCACGGUUACUCUAGAUCACUAUCUCUUUCUAUACUCCACUGUCACUCUAGACCACUAUCUCUUUCUAUACUCCACGGUCAAUCUAGACCACUAUCUCUUACUAUACUCCACUGUCACCCUAGAUCCCUAUAUCUUUCUAUACUCCACUGUCACCCUAGAUCACUAUCUCUUUCUCUACUCAACUGUCACACUAGACCACUAUUUCUUUAUAUACUCCACGGUCACUCUAGAUCACUAUAUCUUUCUAUACUCAACUGUCACUCUAGACCACUAUCUCUUUCUAUACUCCACGGUCAAUCUAGACCACUAUCUCUUACUAUACUCCACUGUCACCCUAGAUCCCUAUAUCUUUCUAUACUCCACUGUCACCCUAGAUCACUAUCUCUUUCUCUACUCAACUGUCACACUAGACCACUAUUUCUUUAUAUACUCCACGGUCACUCUAGAUCACUAUCUCUUUCUAUACUCAACUGUCACUCUAGACCAGGGUUACACGAACUUUUCGGGCCGAAGGCCGGAUUUUUGGUUUAGGUCAUGUCCAGAGUAACAUUCCCUGCUCUUCACACAGACGGGGGGGGGGGCAAAAUCGUCUUACUAGUCCGCCUUGGGCGCCGCUUUUUUAUCCACCCUAGAGCAGUGAGGCCCCAUAGAGCAGUGAGGCCCCAUAGAGCAGUGAGGCCCCAUAGAGCAGUGAGGCCCCAUAGAGCAGUGAGGCCCCAUAGAGCAGUGAGGCCCCAUAGAGCAGUGAGGCCCCAUAGAGCAGUGAGGCCCCAUAGAGCAGAGGGGCACAAAAGAGCCUUGAGCGCACCCCCCUUAGAUUCAUGAGGCCCCCUAGAGGCGUGAGGCCUUCAGCAAGUUCCCAGUGCCCCCAUGCCUUAAGACGGCACCGUGUGUUAGGGUAUGAACUCGGCCCCAUUGUUGUUGUUUGCACCUCCCUGUCAUUACCCAUACCCAACAAGAAAUGUACACUGCAAUUAAGAAUGAAAGUAAAAGAGAGUUUGAAAGUAUGCUAACUUCUUUCCCGUGGGCUGUGGAACCUGGACCAAACUACAACAACCGUAUAGCUUAAUGUUACAGUCCAACAGCUCUGCCGGCAACAAAUUGAAUCUUUAGUUAGAGUAAUAGUGGUGAAGCCACCUGUAGACCUGCAUGUUUACUCCUAGGUCAGUGCCAGCGUAGUUUUCGGCUCUCAAAAACGUAGUUUCAAGCUCCAAGAGUAGUUUGGUAACUAUAUGGGGGGGGGGCGCAAGGGCGCUCGUUUGCAUUCAAAAUACAAAUUGUGUAUGGAAAUCCACUCAAAUGCCUAGGUUAAAACAGAUUAAUAUCUAUGAUAUAUUUCCUGCGAUUUGUUUUUUAAGGAUAAGAAAAGGGCGAGCACAUUAUCAGUUAACAAAGCAAUAACAACACUAUCCUCAAAAACAGCGGUUCUCAACCAGUGGGUCGCAACUCCUUUGGGGUUCAAUUUGAAAUGUUCAAACAACCCUCAUACAGGGGUCGCCUUAGACCAUAGGAAAACACGUUUUUGUGACGUAGCAACGAAAAUUAAAUUAUGGUUGGAGGUCACCACAACAUGAGGAGCUGUAUUAAAGGGUCGCGGCAUCGUGAAGGUUUAGAACCACUGCUCUAAAAGAUAAUAUUCUGGUCGGUUUAUUGAGAUCGAGACCGCAAAAGCCAAUCACAGUUAUUCUUAGUAGAUUGCUUACGGUGUUAACACAAAAAAAGUGCGGUACGUUUUUUUUACUGAAAACAUCCCAAAGUAUUUAUUUUUAAUUACAAACGAAAAAAAACUCAAGAAAAUGUAAGGGUUUUUUUAAGGCUCGUCGUAAUGCCGUAGGCUUAAAUACGUAGUUACUACGGCGAAAGCGUAGGCGUAAACAGGUCUGCGACUGUAAAACUGACAAUAUAAAAAACAUCAGCAGAUUUACAAUAGAAUUAAUGUCAGGGGUAGUCAGAUUUAAUGGUUGUAAUAUUAAAUGAUUGAUGGGUUCAAUGAUUGAUGGGUUCAAUGAUUGAUGGGUUCAAUGAUUGAUGGGCUCAGUGACUGAUGGGUUCAGUGAUUGAUGGGUUCAGUAAUUGAUGGGUUCAAUGAUUGAUGGGUUCAAUGAUUGAUGGUUUCAGUGAUUGAUGGGUUCAAUGACUGAUGGGUUCAAUGAUUGAUGGGUUCAAUGAUUGAUGGGUUCAAUGAUUGAUGGGUUCAGUGACUGAUCGGUUCAGUGAUUGAUGGGUUCAGUGAUUGAUGGGUUCAGUGCCUUAUGAGUUCAGUGACUGAUGGGUUCAGUGACUGAUGGGUUCAGUGACUGAUGGGUUCAAUGACUGAUGGGUUCAGUGAUUGAUGGGUUCAGUGAUUGAUGGGUUCAGUGACUGAUGGGAUCAGUGACUGAUGGGUUCAGUGAUUGAUGGGUUCAGUGAUUGAUGGGUUCAAUGAUUGAUGGGUUCAAUGAUUGAUGGGUUCAAUGAUUGAUGGGUUCAACCGUUGACAGAUAAACUGUUUAGAAAAUUCAGUGGUUGGUAGAUUCGCGGAUUUAUAAAGCCCUUGUUGGGCUGAUUGAAUGGCAAGACAGAUUCAACGGUUUGGGCGAAUCAAUGUUUGAUACAUGUUGCUUUUUUCUGGUAUACAUCCAUCUCCAGGUGUUGAUGGCGUCAUUACGGCGGAAAUAUGUAUUUUGGGGGGGGGAUAUCUCCUGUGUUUGUAUGAAGAAUAACUGAUUAACACUCAGACAGGCUAUCUCAUGUGUUUGUAUGAAGAACAAAAUGUUUAACACGCAGACAGGAUAUCUCAUUGUUUGUAUGAAGUACCAACUGUUUAACAUGUAGACAUGAUAUCUCCCGUGUUUGCAUGUAGAGCCAACGGUUUAACAUUCAGACAGCAUAUCUCAUGUGUGUGUAUGAAGCACCAACUGUUUAACACGCAUACAAGAUAUCUCAUGUGUUUGUGUGUAGAGCCAACUGUUUAACAUGCAGACAUGAUAUCUCAUGUGUUGGUAUGGGGGUAGGUUUUGGGGCAGGGCCUUUCAGCAAUUAGACUCUGACCAAUGGACGGCAAGCAAUGGUUACUUUCUACUUUUUAGUUGUUUCCCUGGGUAGAGAGCUGAGUCACUGUUAUAGCCGGGAUUUUGUAAGCACUCUUUUAUUUUUUAAACCCUAUCUUUGUGGAUUAUUUACAGUUGAAAAUUUUCAUAUUAAAAAAAAAAAGAUAUCUAUAUUUUUAACAACUUAAUGAAAAAAAACGUUCUCCCGAUGAUGAGUUGAAACGUAUUAUAAAAAUAGAAACAUUUUCUUAAAAUUUAUCAGGCGAGGAAAUUUUGUAAAUAAUAUAUGUUCAAAAAUUGGAGAAAAAUAUAUGUAAGUUCCUUCGAUAGACAUAAUUGGAAUCAUUUGGCUUCAUUGAGCACCUUACUGCCCUUGGGCACAUACUUCCUUUGCCUGAUGAAGUUGAGAAAAAAUAUAUUCUAUUUUUUCAGUACAUGUAAACUCAUCAUCGAAAGAAUGUUUGUGUGUGUGUGUGUUUUUCUUCUUUUCCAAUUUGUAACGACUCCCUCUUACAACCCCCCCCCCCCAAACCAUGACCUGUCUCUUAUCUCGCCUCCCCCUCCCCCCAAACCAGUGCUCGCGCAAACAAGACAGGGCAAUAAAACUCUAUCAAACCAAUUAACAUACAAAUAAAGCAAGUCUCAUCGAUAUUAGUGAGCGAUCGAUCAGAUUGUACGUGUGGUCAUUUUUUAACAUUAUUUUAUUGUAUGGUUGGGCAACGAUGUGAAGUUUAGGGCAUUAAAAAAUUGGGUGUGGGGUAUACAGCUUAAAUGAAUUGUUACGAGCAGCAUGGUACAUUUCACGAAUGUCGUAAAGUGACGUCAUGCAUGGUUGAACAGUCCACUCGGCUUGUUCCUGAAACUGCUUCAUGACAAGUCAUAUGAAUAGAUUGGUUAGUGAGAUAAACAAAACAUAUCAAUAGAUUGGUUAGUGAGAUGAACAAGUCAUAUCAAUAGAUUGGUUAGUGAGAUAAACAAGUCAUAUCACUUGAUUGGUAAGUGAGAUAAACAAGUCAUAUCAAUAGAAUGAUUAGUGAGAUAAACAAGUCAUAUCAAUAGAUUGGUUAGUGAGAUAAACAAGUCAUAUCAAUAGAUUGGUUAGUGAGACAAACAAGUCAUAUCACUUGAUUGGUAAGAGAGAUAAACAAGUCAUAUCAACAGAUUGGUGAGUGAGAUAAACAAGUCAUAUCAACAGAUUGGUGAGUGAGAUAAACAAGUCUUAUCAACAGAUUGGGGAGUGAGAUAAACAAGUCAUAUCAAUAGAUUGGUUAGUGAGAUAAACAAGUCAUAUCAAUAGAUUGGUAAGUGAGAUAAACCAGUCAUAUCAAUAGAUUGGUAAGUGAGAUAAACAAGUCAUAUCAAUAGAUUGUUUAGUGAGACAAACAAGUCAUAUCAAUAGAUUGGCUAGUGAGAUAAACAAGUCAUAUCACUUGAUUGGUAAGUGAGAUAAACAAGUCAUAUCAAUAGAAUGAUUAGUGAGACAAACACGUCAUAUCAAUAGAUUGGUUAGUAAGAUAAACAAGUCAUAUCACUUGAUUGGUAAGUGAGACAAACAAGUCAUAUCAAUAGAUUGGUUAGUGAGAUAAACAAGUCAUAUCACUUGAUUGGUAAGUGAGAUAAACAAGUCAUAUCAACAGAUUGUUGAGUGAGAUAAACAAGUCAUAUCAAUAGAUUGUUUAGUGAGACAAACAAGUCAUAUCAACAGAUUGGUGAGUGAGAUAAACAAGUCAUAUCACUUGAUUGGUAAGUGAGAUAAACAAGUCAUAUCAACAGAUUGGUGAGUGAGACAAACAAGUCAUAUCAACAGAUUGGUGAGUGAGAUAAACAAGUCAUAUCAACAGAUUGGUUAGUGAGAUAAACAAGUCCUAUCAGCAGAUGGGUUUGUAAGAUAAACAAGAUACAUCAACAGCUAGUUUAGUGAGAUAAACAAACCAUAUUAACAUUAUUUUUUUUUGUUAAACAUUAUAUGACACAUGUAUCAAGUCCAUAAGGAAGUGUAACAUUAUACCUAUUUGAUUAUAGUGAAUGCCACACGAGACUGGGGUGGUGGGUGCAGGUCGGUGUUGGUCGGGUUGUUGGGGGUGGGUCCGGGUUGUUCGGCGGUUGUCGGAAGUAUAAGGGAAGGUCAGGUUGUGGGGAAGGGGGGUGCUCAGGUUGUGCGGGGUGCUAAGGUUGUGCGGGGUGCUAAGGUUGGGCGGGGUGCUAAGGUUGUGCGGGGUGCUAAGGUUGUGCGGGGUGCGCAGGUUGUGCGGGGUGGUCAGGUUGUGCGGGGUGCUCAGGUUGUGCGGGGUGCUCAGGUUGUGCGGGGUGCUCAGGUUGUGCGGGGUGCUCAGGUUGUGCGGGGUGCUCAGGUUGUGCGGGGUACUAAGGUUGUGCGGGGACGCUCAGGUUGUGCGGGGUGCUAAGGUUGUGCGGGGUGCUAAGGUUGUGUGGGGCUGGUCGGGAGUGUACAGUGUGGUCGGUGUCGAAUGGCCGCCACAAAUCCGAACUAACGUCUUGCAGCAAGACAUGAGACACAACUGAUUAGUUGGUUGUAUUUGAUGUCACAUAACGGUUAGAUAUCAUGAAAUGAAUCAAUAUUAACAAAGAGAACGAAGGAUUAGAUGGAAAAAGGAAACUAUAUUGUUCUUAUCUUGUAUUAUCUGUAAGCUGGCUAUUCUUUUAUUCUCCUGACAUAAACAACUGCAUUAUUAACAUGAUUGAAAUAAAGUGUGUCACAUAAAUGGAUGAAAAUGUCAGACAGAGGCUCAAGCUGACAUCAUGUCACAUAGAGGCAAAAUGUUGACAUCAUGUCAAAUAGAGGUUUAACGUUGACAUCAUGUCACAUAGAGGCUCAAGAUGACAUCAUGUCACAUAGAGGUUCAAGAUGACAUCAUGUCACAUAGAGGCUCAAGAUAACAUGUCACAUAGAGGCUCAAGAUGACAUCAUGGCCCAUAGAGGCUCAAGAUGACAUCAUGUCACAUAGAGGCUCAAGAUGACAUCAUGUCACAUAGAGGCUCGAGCUAGGUCAAGGCAAGCAAUGCUACUAUAGCCUUACAAUAAACAUGUAAAUGAUUUAGCAAUCUAAAUACAAGUACGCGUAGUUGUCAAAAUAGAACGGUCAAAAUUUUGACUUUCAUCCACACACACAAAAUUAAAAUUAAAAAAAAAGUGUUUAUUAAAAUUAAAUUGCUUAUGAAACUCACAAAAAAAAAAAACACGUUUCAUUUUUAAACCAAGAAUUCUGUUUUUCACACACAAAAAAAAAUAAAUAAAUUUAGACGACAUUGGUUUCCUCUUAAAAUUGAACUUCUUGUUUUGUUGUGUCCAGAACAUCGACCAUUAAGGAAUUCAUUCAGACUGCGAACCUUUUUUUGUUGUGUCCAGAACAUCGAACAUUAAGGAAUUCAUUCAGACUGCGAACGAGUUGAACAAUUUGGCGUUAGAAAUGGAGGUCUGCAAUUUAAAAUACCACACUAAAUAUUUUAUACAAAUUCUUUCUUCUUAAAAUCGUUAAAAACUUAAGCUAGAUGUAGCACUGGAAUGUAGCACUGGAAUGUAGCAUGGAGUGUUAUUUCAUAAAUUUUUUUUUUUUUUUUAAAUACCUGGCACAAUAAUAACAUUCCUAACACACAGUUUCCAUUAAAUGUAGCUUUGAUUCGCGUCAAAUCAUUCUGAUGAACAAAAUAAACCCAAAAUCCUGUUUUGUUUCCAAGCCAUUAAACUUCAUAGAUUCGUGCUUGAUCGAUUGUCGAUUGUUGGAUAAAUGAGCUGCAAAACAAGGGAGAUUAGAAGGGAGAUAAAAGCUUUAGGUGUUUCAGCUCAGAUUGUUAAGAUCAUUUUCUGCCUACGUCAUUGACUUUUUAAAACGAGAAUUUCAAAAAUUAUAAAUAGAAAUGUCACAUGGUGUUAGAACUUUGAAAUGGAUUAUUUUAGGCAGUGACGUAACAAGUUUUGCGACUAAUAUUGGACCUUUGUCCAAGUCUACACUAAGGGUGCACUGCCCUUUUCUUCAGUUAUAAAUCUACGUUAUGCUGUUCCUAAAGCUUUGUGAUGUGAUGUGCCUACAGAUUUGUGAUGCGCUGUGCCUACAGCUUUCUGAUGCGCUGUGCCUACAGCUUUGUGAUGCGCUGUGCCUACAGCUUUGUGAUGCGCUGUGCCUACAGCUUUGUGAUGCGCUGUGCCUACAACUUUGUGAUGCGCUGUGCCUACAGCUUUGUGAUGCGCUGUGCCUACACCAGGCUCUCUCUAUAAAACUUUGUUUAAACAGCAAAAACGCACUAUAUUUUGAAAUAAAGAAAUUCAAAUCAAAUUGUUUUGUUUUUUCAUGUAUAACUAGUUAGGCUGCUGCCUCUAUGUCCCACAGUUUCUCGUGUCAUAGUUAACUCUUUUGCUCUGGAGCCAUAAUGAGCCUCACAUCCAGUUCAAGACUGAUUUUUGACGCAGUAGUGUCAGGACAUUAACACCUUGUGAUAAUGACAAACACCCUCAGUAGGGCAGGACAUUAACACUUUGUGACAAAUGACAACCCUCAGUAGUUUCAGGACAUUAACACCUUGUGACAAAUGACAAACACACUCAGAAGUGUCAGGACAUUAACACCUUGUUACAAAUGACAAACACCCCUAGUAGUGUCAGGGCAUUAACACUUUGUGACAAAUGACAAAUACCCUUAGUAGUGUCAGGACAUUAACACCUUGUGACAAAUGACAAACACCUUCAGUAGGGUCAGAGCAUUAACACCCUGUGAAAAACGACAAGCACCCUCACCAUUAGCAUAUCGCCUCAUUGUCAUUAUAAGAUAAAAUUGUGUGACAAGAAUUAGCUUCACCUCCCUAAACAACAUUGACGAUCAUUGCUAGUCUCCCCCCCCCAACACACACACAAUACAUAUAGGCACACACAAUCCACUUCUUGUGUCUAAUAAUGUCUAAGUAGUGGCUUCAUUAUUAACACCAACAGCAGAUUGUCAAAUGACCAGAGUUUGCUAAUCUCGUGGACAAAGGCAGGUUCCGCCAUGGACGUAGGUAUACACUCCAAACGUAUCAGUAACAUCGUGGUGUAGCAGAUAAAUGGACGGUUUCUGUUGACAGUCGAUCGAUAAAACGUAUCAUAUAUGGUGUGUUAUAUUGAGAAACAUAGAUCACAUGGUGUCAUAUGGUGACGUUUUGGAGAAAAUAGUGUUUUAUAUCGUGAAGUAUAGAGAACAUGGUUUGUGACGUGUGACAUGUAUCUUAUAUUGUGACGUAUAGAGUACAUGGAUGUUAUAUUGUGAAGUAUAAAGUACAUGGAUCCUAUAUUGUGAUGUAUAGAGUACAUGGAUGUUAUAUUGUGAAGUGUAAAGUACAUGGAUACUAUAUUGUGACGUAUAUAGUACAUGGAUCUUAUAUUGUGACGUAUAGAGGAAAUGGAUGUUAUAUUGUGAAGUACAGAGUACAUGGAAGUUAUAUUGUGACUCAUAGAAUACAUGGGUGUUAUAUUGUGACUCAUAGAGAACAUGGGUGUUAUAUUGUGACUCAUAGAGAACAUUUGUGUUAUAUUGUGGCGUAUAGAGUACAUGUAUGUUAUAUUGUGACUCAUAGAGUACAUGAAUGUUAUAUUGUGGCGCAUAGAGUACAUGGGUAUUAUAUUGUGAGGUAUUGAGUACAUCGUGUAUUGUAUUUGAAAGUAUAGAGUACACAGUGUGGUUUAGUACUUACUGUCAAGUAGAAAACAUGCUUCUACCUGGUUGACAUCACGUUUCAAAGACACCCCAAAAUCGCACUGACAUUUUGUGACACAACAAAGGUCAAAGGUGAAUAGGCAUUGAUAAAUUAUAAGAAGAUCAACACAAAACAAAAUAGUCCAAUGGAACUUUAAAAAAAAAACUCCUCUUGCGAGGUUUAAAACAUAUUUGUAUCGUAAGUACAAGUUAUAAAUCUAAUAAUGACACACAAGGUACAAAAGGUGUGCGUCCAUAUGUUUGAGAACCCUGUGAAAAUGUUUGAGAACCCUGUCACCCUACAAAAGGUUGGUCUAUGGAGGGGGACAGCCCAUUUGAGCUCGCCGCCUCGAGUCACUUGUCUCCCCAGCUAAGCCUUACAAAUAAUUUGAACUUUCCUCUCCUGUUUGUUGUCGUAGCUAAUGUAGGCCCAGCGUAGACCCAGCGCAAACAUUCAAUCGAGUUUUAAGCUAACAGUGACACCGUAUGUACUGGGAUCUUACCAGCCCCUGAAGUAGCGCCCCCCCCCCCCCCCACCCCAAACUUCUUUUCUCUCCAUUUCUAUGCUUUAUUUUAAUUGUACGCUGGCAUAACAUUUUAUUUUAAUUUAUCAGAACCGAAACAAACUGGUAAAUGAUUUCAAAGUCGGUUUGGUGUUUAAAUUAAAUGUCUUUCUUCUGCGAUAUGCUAAACUAAUCUUUGUUUGUUUAUAUUAAUUUUUUUCCUUCUCUCUGCAUGAAUCUUGUCUGGGCUGAAUUACGUCAUAUUACGAAUUUCAUUGAAAGGUGAAGUAACGUCUUAACAAAUAAAUAUGAGGUUUUUUUUAAAUAUCAUAUCAAGAAGCCAAUUGGAUAUGUCCGUUAAUAGCGUUAGUUUCCCUAAGUAUGAAACUCUUGUAAACAAACAAAAUGGACGAUCUAGAUCAGCGUUUCCCAAACUUUUAAGUCUUAUGUUUCACGGACCGGUGGACAAGUUUCGAAACUGCACCAGGGACCGGUGCCAGAUUUAUUAAUUACAUUUUCUUUCUAUUUAAACAUCAAUAUUCAUGCUCUCCGGACCGGUAACGUAAGGCUUGCGGACCGGUGCCGGUCGACGGACCACCGUUUGGGGAACGCUGAUCUAGAUAACCUCGGUCAAUCUGUAUUGUCUCCCCUGGUCGCUCUAGUGCGGCAUGUAUUGUCUCCCCUAGUGGCUCUAGUGCGGCAUGUAUUGUCUCCCCUGGUGGCUCUAGUGUGGCAUAUGGAUGUCGAUUAAAUACAACAAACAGAUCUGCUCACGUCAUCCAAUAUGUUGUUAGUAAGGCGUCCUUCUAAAAUACAACAAUAGGCUCCAAACUUUAUGGGGUUGGGGGUUCAAGUAAGACCAGAACCUAUGGGGAUCUAUUAAAGAAGGAAACUUCAUGUGUUGAGGGUCUGUCAUAGAAUCAAAAACCUCUUGGGGUGGGGGUCUGUUAUAGAACCCGAACCUCAUGGGGUGGGGGUCUGUUAUAGAACCAAAAACCUCAUGGGGUGGGGGUCUGUUAUAGAACCAAAAACCUCUUGGGGUGGGGGAUCUGUUACAGAACCCAAACCUCAUGGGGUGGGGGUCUGUUAUAGAUUGUCAUAGAAAAAAAAGCGUCUGGGGGUGGGGGUCUGUUAAAGAACCCGAACGUCAUGGGGUGGGGGUCUGUUAUAGAACCAAAAACCUCAUGGGGUGGGGGUCUGUUAUAGAACCAAAAAUCUCUUGGGGUGGGGGAUCUGUUACAGAACCCAAACCUCAUGGGGUGGGGGUCUGUUAUAGAAGCCAAACCUCUUUGGGUGGGGUGGGGGGUCUUUUAUAAAACCCAAACCUCGUGGGGUGGUGGUUUAUUAAAGAAGCCAAGUGUCUGAUCUCUGAUAUUGAAAUCAACUCCAUUUCUAUAAAGAUAUAUUUGUAAAACCCCAUACAGGUGUACCAGCAUGUAUUAAACACUUGCUGGUCGAAAUACACGACACCCAGGCAAACAACGUCUGCGAAACGAUUUGAAUGUCACAUGACAACGUCCACGGAGGAAAAACGUGUUGUUGAGUAGAAAAUCAUGGACCGCGUCUUCUCUGCCCAGCCGCCGAAGCAAACAAAUCGCACCUAAUCGAGAACAAUCCUCUCCAAGGAGCCCCUGGCAAAAAAUGCAAAUCAAAUGGUUUUUAUUUGAACGACCUUUCAUUCCGAGUUCCCAUUAACAUACAUUGGAAUUGUCCGCUUUGCUGUUCAGCGUUGUCCGUGUUCAAUAGAUCACGUCGAACUUGGCACCGACCUUGAAGGACCGUUCAGUCUGAUUCACCCCGGAGACGUGAGAAGUAUUCAGAGAUUUUUGUUUUGGGGGGUACCAAUUAACGAUACGAUGUUUGCUCACAAGGUUGAACGGCUGUCAGUAGAGUCACCCAGCGUAACUAUGUCCAGGAAACAUAAAAAUGUAUGGACAAAUUAUUCGGAACAAUUACGUUAAGCAAAUUUUUGGUUGAUCCCAGUUGUGGUUCAGACCACAUGUAAAUAUAUAAACAAUCAUUCCAAACAAUGACGCAAAGUUUUCGGUUGGUCCAAGUAAUGAUUAGUGAGCAAAAAAUAAAUAAAUUUGUUUUAAUUGUUUUUUAACGUGUAAAAAAUAGUUCACUUUCUAGAAGCGUACAGAAUGUAGCCCUCAAUCAUGAACGCUGUUAGAAGCUACUUUGUAGCAACUAUAAUUUCUCAAAAAAACUGUUUUUACCGGCAACGAGAUUUUCUGUUUUUUUUAAAUCUGUUAAAUGCUGAUUGUGCGACCCGAGUCCUCACCCGAGAAAUAGGUCACAUGGAAAUGACAUUAAAGUAAAAGUAGUCGAAUAAUGUUCAUAUUAAAUGAUGCAUGCAGUAAACUCUAAACACAAUGGGUAAUACAGCACCAAAAUAAGUCCUUUGGGCGAAAUGGGGCUUUGCCAUCUAAUGGGCCGAAAGGCUUUUAGAUAUCAACAUGGCCAGUGAAAAGAUUUUAAGCCAACGUUUUGGGUAACCUGGGCAUGUUGGCAACCUUUCCCCAUGACCACUCCAGUCAUGCUUAUAGUUCAUUAAAUAAAAAUGGCAUGAGCUCCAACAUCGUAGAACUCACUUUAUUGUCUGCAAAACUAGAUCGACAAUGAAUCAUUAAAUAUACGAGUAGAGUCAAGCCUCGGCAAUCAUCUUUGUACUACUUAAAAAUUAAAUUGUAAAAAUUAUUUUCUGACUAGACUAAACUGUAUAAAACAGAUUAUACUACAUUAAAAUAUCUAGAUAACACUGGGAAAAACACAACUAUUUUACCAUUGCGCCCUUGCAGUUUUAUGUUUCUCUUGUAGCCUUUGUAGACAUAUGGCCUUUAUUGCGCAACUCUUGCUAUUUGAACUCUUGUCCUAUCAUGUCACGCUGUCACAUAUCUUUGCAAGCUGUCACAUAUUUUCGGCACCCCUUCAUACACUUGGGAUUAGUUGGCCUUCCCUCUCUUGUUUUCUAGCUUUGACACGGAACACAAUGUAGCCUACUUCCUUCUUCUCCUUCUUCUUCUUCUUCUAUGUCUUAAUGGCCCACGAUCAAUUUAUUUAUCAUUUUGGCUCCUAUACAUGUAGAUGGGAUUUGCAAUGUUUCGGUUACUGGUGUUUGUUACGCACUGACUUGUAUUGGGAGAAAUUAAUCUCCUAUUUUAAUUUUAAUUGGCUCGUUGUAAACAGUGCCUAACAAAGGACGAUACCAUAUAAUCAACAAUAUUAAGGAUACGACCCAAAACAGUUUCUAGUCACAAUUAAUUACGAUUUAUUAUGUCUUAAGAUAAUUACAAAAUAAAAUAAAAUAAAAUUACAAUCUUCAACUUACAGUAUGGCAGAUGUCGUACCGGUACACAGUUAAUACAAUUAGAAAUAAAUUACAAUCUUCAACUUACAGUAUGGCAGAUGUCGUACCGGUACACAGUUAAUACAAUUAGAAAUAAUGAUGCCAAUAAAUAAUGCGAAAUUUUGUGUAUAUUCAUCCUCGUGUGUUUAUGUGUUAAGAAUAAAACACGCCUCGUAAUGUUAAGAGAAUCUAUAUGAAAUCUCCGUCUGUCGUCCGUGCCUGUCAAUCCCUUAUAUAGGUGGGUCUACCGACGCCCAAGCCCUGCCUUCGAGACAUUUCGAGAAAAAUCCCAAUCAUUCUACCAAAUACUAUUUGGAACAGAUUAAUUAUUUUCAGUGGCUGGCGGUGUAAACAAGAAAUACAUCAAAGACCUAAGCCACACCCCUUUGUGAACACAGCGUCUCAUGCGGGGUCAAUCAGAGGGCACGUACGAGAAAUAUUGUGUAAACAAGCUCUCUGUAACAGUGUUGAUGAGGAAAUUUCACUGAUUUCCAGUGCCACUUUGUGAGGGUAGCAUGCACUAGGGGUUUGAAGGCUUGAGGCAAUAGACACAAAUGUGUCUAGUGUUGUCGCCUAACCGUUCCUUUUGAAAGAUUGUUCCAGUCCCUGACUGUCUUGGGCGGGAAUGAGCAGCUCCUAUACUGGCUUCUUGCUGGUAUGAGCCUGAAUAGCCUGUCAUGGCCUCGUCGCUGUCUAUGGGGGAGAGGGACGAGUUUCUGUUUAAUACUGGAACAGUGGACCAGCCCAUUAUUUAUCUUGUACAUCAUGGAGAGCCUGGAUUGUCGUCGCCGUUCCUCCAAUGAUGACCAGCCUAGUGUUUCCAGCAGUAUUAUUUUUAAGUCCUCCGUUUAGCGUAUUCUUCUAAUUGAACAACAGUGGCGUAAGAAUAGCUUUACAGACAGUAUGUGCAUGGCCGAUACUUUGGUUCCAUUGAUCCAUAAACCAAUCCUAACAAUGCCAGCUUUGUGUAAUCUUCUCUACUUCAGCCUAACUAUGCCGUUCACUGACAUGCCAGUCGAUUAAUCUUGAAGGACGUUAUGUUCCCGUAUAGAAGAAAUGUCGCAUGGUGGUCAAUUUAAAUAAGCUAUGAGCAAGAAAUAUGCUACAAUCGUAUGAAUAAUGAAUGGCUUAAUUUUUAUUGCCAGCUAAAUCUUCGUAACAUUAAAAUUCACUAGUAUUAAGCCCCAACUAAAGACAUGCAUGGUGAUAAAAGGGCCUAUUAUUCAAGAAUGUUCAUAUAACGUUAUAAUUUUAUGUUUGUGCAAGUAUAUUUAUUUGACCGAUAUAGUUGUUGCACCAUCGUGAGGACAAUCGCUAGCAAUCCCCGGACAAACUAAGACAAAGUAAGUGGCUAAAGCAUUUUACUGGAACAUCAUUACUUAACCGACAACAACAACAAUAACGCACUGAACUACAUAUAUUAUAUAAACUAAAAAGCAAAUAUUUUGAAACCUCUUUGCAGAGGCGUAGCGAGAGUGUUUGGCACCCGGGGACAAGAUUCAUUUUAAAGCGCCCCCCUUUAUUUUUUCUACACUCAAACCUAUUAUUUUCAUCAAUAAAAUAAUAUCAAAGCACAUUUUGGCGACCCUAACGAGCUGGCGCCAGGGGAAUCUGUCCUCCCCUGUCCCCCAUCUAUACGCCUCUGUCUCUUUGCGUUGUCUGCAACGAUUCCAUGAUUUAAUUGUGUAGUAAUAUAUAUAUAUAUAGCUUCCCAAUGCGUGGCUGGAUUUUGAAAAUAUCAACAUUUGGGGGAAACACGGGGUCUGCCGUCAAAAUCUACGACCUUUUGUGUCCCUAAAAAUGUGCCCCUUACAGUACGCGCCUGGUUCAAAUCUAAAUAGUUAUUCCACUCAGUCACAUGACUACCACUGGUAAGAUUGUGAUGCAAUAUUUAUGUCCAUAAUGUUAAGACGUAGCUAGGGGACCUAACACAAGUUAGACGUAGCUAAGGGACCUAACACAAAUUUGACGUAGCUAGGGGACCUAACACAAGUUAGACGUAGCUAGGGGACCUAACACAAGUUAGACGUAGCUAGGGGACCUAACACAAGUUAGACGUAGCUAGGGGACCUAACACAAGUUAGACGUAGCUAGGGGACCUAACACAAGUUAGACUAAGCUAGGGAACCUAACACAAGUUAGACGUAGCUAGGGGACCUAACACAAGUUAGACGUAGCUAGGGGACCUAACACAAGUUAGACGUAGCUAGGGGACCUAACACAAGUUCAAGGCUGACAUUUUUGGGCAGGGCCGGUGUGUUGACUGACCCCGGGAAUCAGUCACGUUUGUCAGCCUUGUGGUUAGGGUCAGCCUUGUGGUUAGGGUCAGCCUUGUGGUUAGGGUCAGCCUUGUGGUUAGGGUCAGCCUUGUGGUUAGGGUCAGCCUUGUGGUUAGGGUCAGCCUUGUGGUUAGGGUCAGCCUUGUUGUUAGGGUCAGCGUUGUGGUUAGGGUCAGCAUUGUUGUUAGGGUCAGCCUUGUUGUUAGGGUCAGCAUUGUUGUUAGGGUCAGCCUUGUGGUUAGGGUCAGCAUUUUGGUUAGGGUCAGCCUUGUGGUUAGGGUCAGCAUUGUGGUUGGGGUCAGCCUUGUUGUUAGGGUCAGCCUUGUGAUUAGGGUCAGCGUUGUUGUUAAGGUCCGCAUUGUUGUUAGGGUCAGAAGUGAAACAUACAUGCUGAGUGCCGCCUCUUCCUUUAGACUGUGUGACAACCUUGGUCUGUGUGACACCUUUGGUCUGUGUGACGCCCUUGGCCUGUGAGACAACCUUGGCCUGUGUGACAACCUUGGCCUGUGUGACGCCCUUGGCCUGUGAGACAACCUUGGCCUGUGUGACAACCUUGGCCUGUGUGACAACCUUGGCCUGUGUGACAACCUUGGCCUGUGUGACAACCUUGGCCUGUGUGACAACCUUGGCCCGUGUGACAACCUUGGCCCGUGUGACGCCCUUGCUACUUGCACUUGAUGUGCUAUGAUAUUAAACGUGACCGAAUGGCACUUGAUUUUUCAAGCCAUUUGCGUAGUGAAAGCGGGGAGCGGUCGGUCCGCCCCGGGUGGCACUUAUUUCCUUCAUAAGGAGGGGCGGCGUUUUCGGGUGACUGCAAAUGUUUCUGUAUUUUUCUCAUUCAAAGGGCUGCAAAAAUGUUGGCCGGACCCUGGUGGCACUAAACCUAGCUUCCCACUGAUUUAAUGCUGUACACCUGUGCACCUAGACCCUACAAAGAUUACCACGGCACACCACAUCAAAACUAGGUGGGGGGAGGGGAGAUAAAACUGAUUUACUGUUACGUGACAGUAUUUUUAAAAAAAAUAUAUAUUAUUUCUGAUAGACGUAAAAUUAAUAUGAGCAGGUAGAUAAGUAUAACAAGUACAUUAAAUACGUAUCACUUUUUGAGCGCGUUAUUCAUUAGAGCAGAAGUAGGGCUUUAAGUAAAACACUUUUUAAAAACUGACUUUGCACUCUAGCCAAUUUUUUCUUUACACAACAGCUUGUCACCGUGUUGUAAGGGUUAAUGUUAUAUGUUGAACUAUUAUGAUUUGUAUUUUUUUUUCUUAACUGUUGGUUCAUUGACUGAUAUAACACAAAGAAACAUUCACAUUCAAACACACAAUUAGAAUAUUCGUCUGAUACAAAUACAAGCGCUGACCACAAACUGACUUAUGACGUUCGUGUGUAAAGUUGCCAGAUUCAUUUCAAGGCAAAAACAAAGAAGAAAAAAUAAUAAUGAAACUAAAGCACCAUGGACGACAUAAUUAUGUGGCACUGGUCAACCCCAAUUUGACUCCGUCAACAAAUCAGAUGAAAGACUUCGGUUCCUUCUGUCUCGACACGAUGGGGCUGAGAUAGUGUUGUGUUGGUUAGUUUUUUUAAUUAGUCGGUAAUGAAAUGUUCACUAGGCAGUGUAAAGAAUGCAAUCCACCCUCAAGCCACAUUAAGUCCAAGUAUUCCCCAUAGUACAAGCGUGAAAAGCGAUGAAUCAAAAGUCAAGCCGACAGACGCAUUCGUCCCUUGCGCCUCAGACGCAUAAAAAUUGUGACUUGGUCAGGUGACCAGUCAAAUUUAAACGUAAAAGGUGUGCUGUGCUAUUUGGCUUCAAAGGUUUGUCACCUUGUUAAUUAUCCAAUCAUUUCAUAUCUUUCGUUUAAAAAAAAAAACAGUGUAUUGUCUUCAGUUUUUGUUCAUCCCCUCGGAGGAUCUUGCCGCGGCGCAUCUAGCAUCGUCUUGCGACGCACCUAGCAUUGGGUGUGUAUCGGCACACCGGUUUAGAGAUGGGCGUUAUACCCUCUUUUAGAAGUUACGGUUAGGCCUUCAGCAGGGUUCGGUUCCGGUUCGGGCGUCAGCAGGGUUCAGUCGUCAGCAAGGUUCAGUCGUCAGCAGGGUUCAGUCGUCAGCAGGGUUCGGUCGUCAGCAGGGUUCAGUCGUCAGCAGGGUUUGGUCGUCAGCAGGGUUCGGUCGUCAGCAGGGUUCAGUCGUCAGCAGGGUUCGAGUUCAGUGUAUUCGGUUCGGGUUGCUAUCUCUACACCGGUUGUGAAGCUCUGCCCUGCACAGCUAAUAAGGAAGAGAGUGUUCCGUGUAUACUUGGAGCAGGCCAGGACCACCUUGUUGAACCGGCCAGGAUCACCUUGUUGAACCCGGCCAGGACCACCUUGUUAAACCCGGCCAGGAUCAUUUUGUUGAACCCGGCCAGGACCACCUUGUUGAACCCGGCCAGGACCACCUUGUUAAACCCGGCCAGGACCAUUUUGUUGAACCCGGCCAGGACCACCUUGUUGAACCCGGCCAGGACCAUUUUGUUGAAUCCGGCCAGGACCACCUUGUUAAACCCGGCCAGGACCACUUUGUUGAACCCGGCCAGGACCACCUUGUUGAACCCGGCCAGGACCACCUUGUUAAACCCGGCCAGGACCAUUUUGUUGAACCCGGCCAGGACCACCGUGUUGAACCCGGCCAGGACCACCUUGUUAAACCCGGCCAGGACCAUUUUGUUGAACCCGGCCAGGACCACCUUGUUGAACCCGGCCAGGACCACCUUGUUGAACCCGGCCAGGACCAUUUUGUUGAACCCGGCCAGGACCACCUUGUUGAACCCGGCCAGGACCACCUUGUUGAUCUCCCCUGCUGACAAUGCUCGUCUCCCUUGGGUGGUAGAAGAAAGUAAAUUUGAAUGAAGGGAGAUUAUAACUUCCCUGAGAGGUAAACUAAAGGAGUAAAGCUUGUUAUUUAUUUUGAUCUCCCCUGUGUGAAGCAUUGAAUAGACCGAACGUUUGUUUUGCCAAACAUCAAGAGUGAAAGGGUCCUUAUCUCACGACGUGAGACAGAUUCUUUCAAAACUGCCACAUUAAAAAUAUACAAUUCUUAUCUUGUCAUUUAUAAGUUUUAAUUUAAAACUUUAAUUUUACUUUUUUCUUUACAAAAAAAUCAAAGUAAUGGAAAAUCAUGAUCGUUUGUGUGUGUGUGUGUGUGUGUGUGGAAAUUUCUAUAUAAAAUUUCAUGUAGGCCUAUUUGAUAAUCAUUUUAGCAAUCAUAAAUUCCUAAUGGAUCCCAAAUGUAAUAUUAUGGUAGUAAAUAUGGUCUACUCAAAUUAAAGUUUUUUAUUAAAAUGUUCACAAUACUUACUUAUUACUUCUACCUUAUGAAAAAAAUGAAGGAUAAAAUCAUAGAAUUUUUAUAAGUAUGUAUUUUAUUUGAAAAGUUUAAAUUUACUAAGCGUUAACAAACCAAUAUUCCAUUAAAACCCAUGCCGAUGAUUGUAGCUACGCGACUGCGAGAAAGCCGCUCCUAGGCAACCUUUUCGUCCCAGAUUUCCGUCCCGACAGAAAGACUCCCAGGGCGGUGGGGGUGGUAACGCAACACCUUCCCUCAGGAGUGGAAGAAAACCCGCCCAAGCCAUAGGAAAGUCGGCUGCGAACGCUUUAAACGCAGCGUUUUCGGUCGACCGGACGUCCCUCAGACCAGGGGGGAGGUUCCUGGUGUGCCACCACUGGCGGCGGGGUGACCCAGCGUCUGGCCCGUGUGGGGUGGGGGGUGCCGGGGGGGCAGUAUGAGUUCGCGCUCGACGGCCACCCGACGCUAUUUCCCAUUGAGACGUAUGGUUUAAAGUAGCUUAACAUAAUCAGAGACCAACUAACUAAUCUAUGAUCUCUGACGUCAUCUUUGUGCCACAAAUCAAAGAAUUAAACAACAAGUUCAAUAUAAGGAAAAUUAUUCCUAAGUUUUCGUACCCAACACUUUGGUUUGUGUUGCUAUGAUGAUGUAAGAUCCGUUUAUCUCUUGGCUUUUCAAACCCGAUUGGACCGCACCCCCCGGACACAUUUCAUGAGAUCAAAGAUAUUGAUAAGCUUUAUGUGGAUUUUGAUUGAUUAUUUUGUUUUAAAGCAUUGGGCUUUCUGAAAUGCUUGUAAUCAUGUCCGGUAUGCGGCAUAUGACUAUUAAAUCUAAUGGACUUAAAUCGUAAAUGUUUAAUUGGCCAGAUUGACCAACUACCUUAGGCUGCGUUUACACUGGGUCCGUAUUUCUCCGAAGACGGACAUACAAGACCGAAUUCGGUAGAAAAUGCAAAUGCAAUUUUUUUAAAAAUGUUUUUAAAGUGAAGACGCUUACUUAAGCCCAGUCAAGAUUGGCGACAGUUGGUGCUUGGUGGAAGUGUAACCAACGACUGUCGACAGUUGGUGCUUGGUGGAAGUGUAACCAACGACUGUCGACAGUUGGUGCUUCGUGGAAGUGUAACCAACGACUGUCGACAGUUGGUGCUUCGUGGAAGUGUAACCAACGACUGUCGACAGUUGGUGCUUGGUGGAAGUGUAACCAACGACUGGUGACAGUUGGUGCUUCGUGGAAGUGUAACCAACGACUGUCGACAGUUGGUGCUUCGUGGAAGUGUAACCAACGACUGUCGACAGUUGGUGCUUCGUGGAAGUGUAACCAACGACUGUCGACAGUUGGUGCUUCGUGGAAGUGUAACCAACGACUGUCGACAGUUGGUGCUUCGUGGAAGUGUAACCAACGACUGUCGACAGUUGGUGCUUCGUGGAAGUGUAACCAACGACUGGUGACAGUUGGUGCUUGGUGGAAGUGUAACCAACGACUGGUGACAGUUGGUGCUUGGUGGAAGUGUAACCAACGACUGUCGGUCAAAAAUCAAAAUAUUUUGGGUUUUAUAGUCGUAAUUGUCUGAUUGGUGUGCGUAUGUGUGUGUGUAUGUGGGUGGGUGUAAAUCGGUGUGUGUGUGGAUGUGUGUGUGGAUGUGUGUGGGUGGGUUUCAGUCAAGAUUUUCGCGAUUUUAUUAAUUGUAUAGAUUUGUAACAAAAAAAUUUUCAUGAACAAAAAAUCAAAUAGUCUUGAAUUGGACUUUUCUCAUUUCCCGCAUGAUGGUCAAAUGUGAGUCUUGAAUGGGACUUUUCUUAUUUCCCGCAUAAUGGUUGUUCUCUUGUUGAUCUUUCAACAGUGACAAUUUCUCCGCCCCUCUUCUAUCCUCUAUUAUUGUUCAAGAGAUUGGAAACAUAAAUGUGUGUCUCAUAUCACCACAAUAGCUAGGAUAUGCGUCCCUUCAAGGCGACAACCCUGAUUUCAUCUGGUAGAUGGUUCAUAGGGUGACACCUCUGACUUUCCACGUGUGACAGUUCAAAAGGUGACACCCCUGACUUCCCACACGUGACAGUUUACAAGGCAAGACCUCUGGCAUCCCCACAUGUGACAGUUCAUGAGAGUAUGCAUCUGGUUUCGACGUGUGACAGUUCAUAAGACGUCACCUCUGGCUUCACAUGUUUUGACAGUUCAUGAGGGGAUACCUCUGGUUUCCGACGUGUUACAGUUCAUAUGACGACACUUCUGGCUUCACAUGGGUGACAAUUCAUAAGACGACAUAUAUGGUUUCCGACCUGUGACAGUUCAUAAGACGGCACACCUGGUUGCAUAUGUGUGACAGUUCAUAAGACGACACAUCUGGUUGCAUAUGUGUGACAGUUCAUACGACGAAACUUCACACGGGUGACAAUUCAUAAGGCGACAUAUAUGGUUGCACACGUUUGACAGUUCCUACCCACUUCUCUUGAAAUCUUGAUCCCUCACUUCAGACGUGAUAGCGUUUGAGUUUGUAAUCAGUCAGGUGUAGCUCUAAUCAUGCGAAACGACCGUUGCGGUAUAGGAUCACUGAACCGAGAAAUCCUCUCAAGCAGUGAAUGUAAGAAUUUAUACAAAGAAAUUUGACACUCGUUUGUGUGGACCAAGCGAUCAAACAUUAAGGGCCUCCUUUUUUAAUUAUUUUUUAAGGGCUGGAGGUGGAAAUAAUAACACUGUCGUAAACUGUAUCGCGUCCUUUCAAACUAUUGUCGGCAAUUCAUGUGAUAAAAUAAGUUUCAGAAUAAAAUCGCUAAAAGAAAAUUCAUCAAAUACCUUUGGAAAUCUAUUAAAAAAAGUGUAGGCCUAUUAUCGGCUUGCAUUAACAACCUAAAGAAAUAAUUGACAAUGGUGUUAAUUUUUGUUACAUAUAUACUAGAAAAGGGAAAUGAUCUCAUCAUGAAUGCACCAUAGAAGUGUGUUCGUUUGAUGGUCAUGGUAAAACAGACCUGUACGUUGUCUCUGUGGCAUAAUUAAAUUUAAGAACAUCUUGGCUUUGUUCUAUAAAUCGUUUCUAGAUUUAAUUAAAAUCGACUCACGCCUGAGAGGCCAUGGUCAAAUAACAUGAAACUGUCACGGGAAAACAAGACUAAGAUGUCACGGGAAAACAAAACUAAGAUGUCACGGGAAAACAAGACUAAGAUGUCACGGGAAAACAAGACUAAGAUGUCACGGGAAAACAAGACUAAGAUGUCACGGGAAAACAAAACUAAGAUGUCACGGGAAAACAAGACUAAGAUGUCACGGGAAAACAAGACUAAGAUGUCACGGGAAAACAAAACUAAGAUGUCACGGGAAAACAAGACUAAGAUGUCACGGGAAAACAAGACUAAGAUGUCACGGGAAAACAAGACUAAGAUGUCACGGGAAAACAAGACUAAGAUGUCACGGGAAAACAAGACUAAGAUGUCACGGAAAACAAAACUAAGAUGUCACGGGAAAACAAGACUAAGAUGUCACGGGAAAACAAAACUAAGAUGUCACGGGAAAACAAGACUAAGAUGUCACGGGAAAACAAGACUAAGAUGUCACGGAAAAACAAGACUAAGAUGUCACGGGAAAACAAAACUAAGAUGUCACGGGAAAACAAAACUAAGAUGUCACGGGAAAAUAAGACUAAGAUAUCACUGGAAAACAAUACUAAGAUGUCACGGGAAAAUGAGACUAAGAUAUCACUGGAAAACAAGACUAAGAAGUCCAAUGUGGAAACCUCAGAGUACUAAUUUCGUGGCCUUGAUAAACUAAGGAAAAAUGUCUAUUGGAUACCAAGUAAUUAUUUAAAUGGACUACUCUAUAAGAUCACUGAGAGGGUUCACAUUGGUUGUAAUGGUACAAGGUCAAAUGUCUCAGCUAACCCGUGUGAGAACCGCUGAGAUGACUCCAGGUUACAAUGGUUAAAUUGCUACACGGUCAAAAGCCUGACCAUAAGAAACAUUCUGACAGGGCCUCGUUGAAAUAUCCUGGUAUGUUGAUUAUAACUAAUUAUUUUACAUUCUCUAAGGUGUACUGAGAUGACCCUCUUAUAGCCCUGGCUAAUAGUGUGACGGCUUGUCUCAUCUGGUGGACAUCACCGUAAAGCAUGGGUCCGACCCUCUGACCCUUUCCCACUGCUGGGGCAGUCAAUCACCACUGUCUCUUUUGACUAACCACAAAAUCGUCAGUUUGGUUCCUUCCUGUCGUCAAGUCUAUGGCGGUAGCUGCGCGUCACGCAAUGGCCUGUCCUCAUCUGGGUGAUGAGGCUUUGGUCGCCUCGCUUUAGUUUCCACCAGGGGUCACUCUUGCUCGGUCGCUACAUCUUCCGAUAGAGCUGUCUUUCAUUUUCUCCUGCGGUCCAAUCGCGUAGCCACUUUUCAAGAAAGUGGUCCAUUAACCACGCGCCGUGACUACUAGCUGAGCCAUGGGCUUGCGCCUUCUUUGGCCAGGCAGUCCACCCUGUCGUGCUGCGUCAGCUCAACGUGCCCAGUGAUAAACUGCAGGAUUACUUUGCCGCCCUUGGCAUGGAUGUUACCUACAGUCUCCAGAAUGGCAUUCACCAUCGUGGUCUCCGUUGAGCCCCUUACCACAUGCUCGAGAGCAGAGCGCGAGUCGGUAAAGACCACGAUGUCCGGAAAGUUUUUCCUCUUCUCUAGACGUUGGUGGACUCUCUUGAGGGCAACCGGUAUUGCCUAACUUUCGGCAUCGAGGUUCGUUCUGCUUUCCCCACUGGGUCCGGAUAGGUCCUCGGGUGGAGCUAUCUCUUUGGGGUGUUGGAUAAGACCACCGUAGCCACAGCGUUCUUCCCCCGCGAAACAUGAGCCGUCUGUGAAGCCUUUGACCAGGCUGUCCGUGUAGGCGUCAACCAUUCUUUGCACUGCCUCUAAUAGUUUUGGUUGAGAGCUGGUUUUUGUGGCAUUGGUUUUCAUCAAGGCCAGACGUAUGUCAGGUCGGGUAAGGCUUUCGUGGGGUCCCCGUGCUGGGAUCAUCCUUACUUUUUCUAUGAUUUUGGGUAAUAUCAAGUCUCCCCGACUGUGGACCAUAUCCAUGAAAGGAAGGUCUCUUUAAUCUGGUUUUCUUUACCCAUUGAUCCUGUAACUGAAAGCAGGGUUCCUGUCUGUCCAUUCGUCGGUAUCGCCCCACAGUCGUUAGGACUGCCUUUUCCCGUAUGAAUUCGAAAGGUUGCAUUGCUAUUUUCAUUAGAACUUUCUUUAAUAAGUUGAAUGUUUGAUCUGAGUCAACUAUAGUUUUGAACCCGGCCCAGGUUUAACAAGUUUGAAGACACCUGGUUUAGAUGGUCAAAAAGCAGGGGUUCUUAACCAUGAGCGCCCACAUCCCCUGGGGUGAGGGAGUAAGUGCACUCACACCUGAACGAUGUACACUAAGCAAAGACAACCCUGAAAGACCUUAGUCAAUGACUUACUGUUUACAGUAUCGCUGAGGAUGUAGAGAUAAUCACAAGACAUACGAGAAAUGUAGGCGAAGAAAGAGAACGCAAUAGCUGGUGAGCAUCUUGUCACGUUUUACCUGUGACAUGUGUUGCUAGAUUGCGCCAUUGAUUGCAUAUCACCUCGAAAUUCUCACUGAAAAGCCAAAUGUUUUUUAUAUUUUGCAGACCAACGAGUUUUAUAGACCUUCGCUGUAUGCUUUCUCGAAAAAAACUUAACGAUAUAGCUUUGAUUGUACCAUGGGCAUUACACACUUAAACAGUGAGUUCAAAUCAUUUACUACUAGAUUGAGCCAAUGCACAGAUCAAAGGAAGAAAAGCUGCUUUUAGAGAGAUCUUGCGUAUUUCAGUCUGAACACCUCCUUUCUUUUCUUUUCUAAUUGUGUAACAGCUGUCAUAUCCUUGUCCAAUUAAUUUUGUCACGUCCAGACCACAUUUUUUACUGUGAUUCACAAUAGCAUCUUCAACUGCAGAUGCCGUCAUUUGCUUCAAUGGCUGGAAUCCGAUCAAUUCUUCACUCUCUUCGUUGUCUACAAAACAUACUGCCAAUGACAAUUGUUAUGUUCCUACUAAUAUAUCAACUGUUUCAUCUUCUAAUAUUGAUAAUCCUAUAGAAUUGUUUGCUGAUGUCAUCAUUUGUUUCACAUAUCUCUAUUUAGUUGAUCAGUGAGAUAUAUGUAUCGAGCAUUACCAAUGGAGGUCUGCAAAUGAGUCUCAAUGUCUUCGUCACCAGCCUCAAUUCUAAGCUGAAACAGAUCAUGAUCUUUUCCACUAACAUUAUUUUGACACGAAGUGCGAUGUGUGUUCCGCAGAAAAUGAUUGUGGAUAAUAUCGACAAAAACUUAUUUCGACUUAGGAUAUGUUGGUCUGGAUUCCUAAUGAUGCUCAAGAAUGCUGUUGCACUCUGCUGAGCGCCUUUGCUCCUGUCACUUUCCUCAUGAUUACGAGCACCUUGAGGAAAGCCAUUGUCUUAAAAUGACGAAAGAUGUUUCUAUAAAUGUCACUGGUCUCCGCGAUAAAUGGGUUGCGGGGAAACAAUACAAAAUAUCCACACUGGACCUUUAUGAUGACUAGAAUAGGCAAGCCACGGGGGAAACUGAUCAAGUCAGGCAUAAUGUAAACAACGUUUUUUGCCAGGUCUGUCCACGCUGACAUUGUAACUAUCUGUUUGUCGGUAUGGGUUUGUGAGUAAAAGAUCUUUUAAAACAUCUGACAGUUGAGAUGUUGACUGAAUACAUCGAGCCAAAUCAAAAUCACCGAUUGCCAUGUCACGGCCAAAAUUAAUAUGUGUUGAUAUUUCUGUGUCAAAUUUGAAAGAUGCCGAUAGAAAUUAAUAUCAGCUUCGAAAACCACUGGCAGCAGCUUCAAACUCCUGCGAGUGGGAAAUGGUAAGGUCACUGCUUUUAGCUUGUUCUUCAACUUGUUGGUACUCUCUUGUCAGUGUCGUUGAUGUGGAUAUAGUUUUUGGGUUACAACAUGUCUUACACUCAUCAUCAUCACUGGGAUUCAUGAACCUUGUCUAUCCCUAGGCUUAUCUUUGACUACGACUGGUACCACUGCGUCUAUUACAUCAGAAUGACCGUCCACGAAUCUCUAACUCUGCUACUCGUGUCUCGAAAAAGUGUUCCCUUAGAUUUCCCGUCGGGUGACUAUAAACUCUACUAGAUAUGUGUCCCAUGUUCAUUGAAUGUCUACAUGAUUAAAGACAACAUUCUCCCGACCAGAUACUUACCACCGGACGCCUAGUCUAUGUCUCUACCCGCUUAUCAGCAUCUAUGUCUAUCAGUUUGAAGUUGUUUUUUUCUAUCACUGAUAAUUAAUCCAACGCUGCCCAUGGUCUUCAUGAUCAUUCCACUUUUACCAACUACAAAACGCAUGACGCGAACUCAUUCGUUGAGACCCGUUCCCACACAGUCCCCCUGCUGUCUCCGUGCCUCCCAUGUUGUCUUCCCUGUACUACCACAAACUCUGCUGAUAUCAGGUUAACUACCCUACUUCAUCAUUGUACUUGUGUCCGGUACCUACGUCCAUCAUUCCCCUUCUCGACCCUGGUCAUUCGUGUCAUAUGAAAAGAGAUACUAUUAACUUUUAGAUAAACUAUUUUAUAUUCAGAGGCACAAAAUGCACAUAUUAAAUAAUAUUUUAUGUAAAUUUAUUAUUUUACUGGAAGGGGGGUAUGUGGCCCACCUUGACCCGUAAUGCAGGUGCUCAUUAAUCUGCCUCGCCUAUUUGCACACAUGGAUUCAAUAUUUUUACUAGUUUUAGAAGAACAAAUAUUAUCCUUACUAAAUCAUCCAUUUAAAAAUAAAUAAUUCAAUUUGUUUUGUAAAACAAAAUGUGUUAAAUAUAUCGAAAAGGUAAUAAUUUGUAAUUUAUCUGCAAGAAAGUUAUAUUAGUUUGAAAUUCCAAAUAAACAUUUCAAUCAAAUGAAUUUUGUGAAAUUUAUACUUUAUCUUUAUACGAGGUCUCUUAGAUUAAAUCACAUAUUAAUAAAUAUAUUAUGUCUUUUGUAAAUAUCUCAUGCUUUUAUAACGUACUUCUGCCGUUCAUAUUGUAUGGCAUCUUUCCGUCUGCGGGAGACGAUAGAUUAUCUUUAUUGCUUGCAGCUCUUGGUGUGGCUGGUGAGACCAAUCCUCGAGUGGCAGUCUCUGUUACAUUUCCCACACACGAAUGCGGUGGAGCAGUAUUCUGCCGUUCAUAUACGAUUUAUAAAAAUGAACAGUUCCGUAAACCCAUGCAAAUGUAUAAACCUUUCUACUAAACAUUUUAUUCCCUUUUGACAUCUGGUAAAACAUAGAAAUAUGUAGAAACAUGUAAUUACUACAAGUAAGUUUGUUUUUUUUUUCAUUUGCGUUCACUGUGUAAAAUGAUGCUGGCAGUGCUUUUUGUGAUGGAAAUCCUUUUUUUUUUUUUUUUUUUUUUUGGAAGGGUUUACAAAAAUUAAAUUCACUUAUUAAUUAAGUAAUCUUGCUCCUAAAAUAUAUUAAAUAAACAUAAUAUAGCCACUUUACUAUAUAGUAAUAUAAAAAAAUGAUUUAACACAAGCAGGUCAAGCAGAGCCGUCGCUUGUCUUUUCGAGGACCCCUGCCAUUUUCGGUUUUGUCCUCCUCCACCUUGCAUUCAAAUUAAAAUUUGAUAUUUAAAAAAAAAAAAUAUCCACGACCACCUGCACCCAUAGGGGUUGCGGGCCACAAGAUGGCUCUGAGGUUAAGUGACACCUACAUGUUUAACUGGCAUCUCUUCCGUCGCUCUCCUAUAAAGUGUAGAAUAUUGCAAAACUAAAAUCAGGUAUUAUCAACAAAAAAUAACUCAAUCUGGGGACUAUAACAUUUAAGGAGUGAGAUUAAUUUAGGGAAAAAGCAUACCCACGCCCUUUCUACGCCACUAGCAGAGGCGUAGCUAGAGUAUUUGGCGCCAGGGAAUAAUAUUCAUUUUAUCCCCCCCCCCCCAAACCCUAAAACCCAUUUUUUAAUCCAUUAAAUACCAACAAAGCCCAUUUUUGGUGCCCCGCUAGUCUCCCCCGAUUUGCCCCCCUUAGCUACGCCUCUGGUUACUGGCACUGCUCAACCGAAAAUAUGAAAUGCCCUCCCUGAGGAAGUUAGGCUCAUUGAGUACCGGUAGCCUAUCUGUCAGAUUGAGGCUCAGUGAGUAGCCUGUCUUUCAGACUUAGGCUUGUUGAGUUACCUAUCAGUCAGAUUUAGUCUUGUUGAGUAGCCCAUCUGUCAGAUUUAGUCUUGUUGAGUAGCCCAUCUGUCAGAUUUAGUCUUGUUGAGUAGCCCAUCUGUCAGAUUUAGUCUUGUUGAGUAGCCCAUCUGUCAGAUUUAGUCUUGUUGAGUAGCCCAUCUGUCAGAUUUAGUCUUGUUGAGUAGCCCAUCUGUCAGAUUUAGUCUUGUUGAGUAGCCCAUCUGUCAGAUUUAGUCUUGUUGAGUAGCCCAUCUGUCAGAUUUAGUCUUGUUGAGUAGCCCAUCUGUCAGAUUUAGUCUUGUUGAGUAGCCCAUCUGUCAGAUUUAGUCUUGUUGAGUAGCCCAUCUGUCAGAUUUAGUCUUGUUGAGUAGCCCAUCUGUCAGAUUUAGUCUUGUUGAGUAGCCCAUCUGUCAGAUUUAGUCUUGUUGAGUAGCCCAUCUGUCAGAUUUAGUCUUGUUGAGUAGCCCAUCUGUCAGAUUUAGUCUUGUUGAGUAGCCCAUCUGUCAGAUUUAGUCUUGUUGAGUAGCCCAUCUGUCAGAUUUAGUCUUGUUGAGUAGCCCAUCUGUCAGAUUUAGUCUUGUUGAGUAGCCCAUCUGUCAGAUUUAGUCUUGUUGAGUAGCCCAUCUGUCAGAUUUAGUCUUGUUGAGUAGCCCAUCUGUCAGAUUUAGUCUUGUUGAGUAGCCCAUCUGUCAGAUUUAGUCUUGUUGAGUAGCCCAUCUGUCAGAUUUAGUCUUGUUGAGUAGCCCAUCUGUCAGAUUUAGUCUUGGUCAUUUUAUCAACUUUUCUUUAGCUGAAUUAUAAGAAAUAAUUGCUUUUACUGGCUGUAUUUUCAUUAUGAGUACAAAUAUCGUAAUGAAUUCUGCUGUCAGCACUGUCAGUCUUAAUAUCACACUCAAGUCUGCUGGUUGUGUUGUCAGUCUAAAAAUAGAACUAAAGAGACUUUCGAAUUCCUCUGAACAAAAGCUUAUCCAAAAAAACGACUGCGAAAGAAAACUGAAAAAAAAUCGAUAGUGAUUGGCAUAGUUCUAAAUCUAUUGACACAUAUCGAUUAAUGGCAGGAAAGCUUUGAGUAGGAGUCAAGAAAGCUGGUACCGUCACCUCACUGGGUGUUAUUGGCGGUUAAUUGAUUGAUUUGGGUAGGACAAUUAGAGUUAACCCCUGGAUUACUAGUGAAGAGGGAGAGAGAUAGAGAGAGAGAGAGAGAGAGAGAGAGAGAGAGAGAGAAAGGAGAGAGAGAGAGAAAGGAGAGAGAGAGAGAGAGAGAGAAAGGAGAGAGAAAGAGAGAGAGAGAGAGAGAGAGAGAGCGCGAGUAGAGUUAAAGCCUGGAGUAGUAGUGAAGAGGGAGAGAGAUAGAGAGAGAGAGAGAGAGAGAGAGAGAGAGAGAGAGAGAGAAAGGAGAGAGAGAGAGAAAGGAGAGAGAGAGAGAGAGAGAGAAAGGAGAGAGAAAGAAAGAGAGAGAGAAAGAGAGAGAGCGCGAGCGAGAGGGGGGAGAUAAAAGGAAUGAAAUUAAACAGCAUGAAAAGAUACACAGGUAUAAAGGGAGAAGGAACAUAACAUGUUUUACUGUCGAGUAGUAGAGAAAGAGAUUAAGGAAUGUGUUUACUUAAAAGGCGUGUAGAUAUGAGGGGCUGUCAAUUAAUGUCUAGUAGAUAUGAGGGGGGUUGUAACUUAUUGUCUAGGAGAUAUGAGGGGGUGUAACUUAUUGUCUAGGAGAUAUGAGGGAGUGUAACUUAUUGUCUAGGAGAUAUGAGGGGGUGUAACUUAUUGUCUAGGAGAUAUGAGGGGGUGUAAUUUAUUGUCUAGAAGAUAUGAGGGGGUGUAACUUAUUUUCUAGUAGAUAGAAGGUGGUGUAACUUAUUGUCUAGUAGAUAUGAGGGGGUGUAACUUAUUGUCUAGGAGAUAUGAGGGGGUGUAACUUAUUGUCUAGAAGAUAUGAGGGGGUGUAACUUAUUUUCGAGUAGAUAGAAGGUGGUGUAACUUAUUGUCUAGAAGAUAUGAGGGGGUGUAACUUGUUGUCUAGGAGAUAUGAGGGGGUGUAACUUAUUGUCUAGGAGAUAUGAGGGGGCGUAACUUAUUGUCUAGAAGAUAUGAGGGGGUGUAACUUAUUUUCUAGUAGAUAGAAGGUGGUGUAACUUAUUGUCUAGUAGAUAUGAGGGGGUGUCCCUCAAUGAUUGAUUUAACUAAUUAAGUGAAUUGAAUGACAAAUAAUACGGUGUAUUAAGUUAAUUAGGAACAAUUUUGUAUGUAGUUAAUUAAAGAAAUUGUUCAAUUCUUGGUGCGCUGAUGUUUCAUAUAAUCCAACCUCUAUGUUACGUCCUACAAAAUACAUGAUCUCACUCAUAGAGGACGUUGUUUUCCCAUAGUGUCAUUUGAGUGGCUUGUACUCGAAAUAGGAAGCUGAUCACACAAGUAAAUUAAGAGGGAGUUGGCAUGUUUAUCAUCCCACGACCUCGUCAUAACCACAACAAUACUUCAUACUCUACAACUACAACAAUACUUCAUAAUCUACAACUACAACAAUACUUUAUACUCUACAACUACUCUAUACAACAACAGCAAUCAUCCAAAAUAAUUAGAACAAGUAAGGUAAAAAUCCGUUAGACACGUUCCAAGCAAGAUAGAUCAUUUGAGAAUGUUUCAAACUGGUGAAAACAUUUAGCAGACGUUUUACCACAACUCAUAUAAGUCGCCGAUGUUUAGUACAUUGCUGGUAGGGUACACCGGAGGACUUUUGUUUUAGUUACCUCCCUUCCAUUAGCCCCCUCUCUUAGUCACCUGCUUAUCUGUUACGCCACUGUUAUGCCACUGUUAUGCCACUGUUAUGCCACUGUUAUGCCACUGUUAUGCCACUGUUAUGCCACUGUUACGCCACUGUUAUGCCACUGUUACGCCACUGUUACGCCACUGAGAUGAGAGACUUGAAAAUUAGAAGACACAUCAUGCCCAAGAGAUUUCUUGAAGCUAUUUACACAUUUUAAAACAAGUUACAACGCACCAACAGACAUCGUUAAUUUCUCACUGUCACGUCUUGACUUGGUGACAGUGACAUGUAAUGUUGCUCCGAACUUUUUCUAUUUUUUUUACUUAAGCAACUUUAUUCCUUUCUUACUUAAGUAACAUUAUUCCUUUCUUACUUAAGUAACGUUAUUCCUUUCUUACUUAAGUAACCAUUCCUUUCUUACUUAAGUAACCAUUCCUUUCUUACUUAAGUAGCUUUAUUCUUUUAUAAACCUAAGUAACUUUAUUCCUUUGUUACUUAAGAAACUUUAUUCCAUUUUUACUCAAGUAACUUUAUUCCAUUGUUACUUAAGUGACUUUAUUAAUAUGAAAUUUGUAGGUUUUUCGUGGUAAUAAAUGUCAUUAAAAUGUCUCUGAUGUUGACAUUUCAGUUUCACGGAGCGACGGUUGCUCAGCCUAACGACUUCGAGCUGAGGUACAGGCCAAGUGCCAUCAAACAUCUGCCUCCACUCAGUGCUCCACAGGUAAGUCAAAUACCUGCCUCUACUCAGUGCUCCCCCAGGUAAGUCUAACACCCGCCUCCACUCAGUGCUCCACAGGUAAGUCUAAUAUCUGCCUCCACUCAGUGCUCCACAGGUAAGUCAAACAUCUGCCUCCACUCAGUGCUCCCCCAGGUAAGUCUAACACCCACCUCCACUCAGUGCUCCACAGGUAAGUCAAACAUCUGCCUCCACUCAGUGCUCCACAGGUAAGUCAAACAUCUGCCUCCACUCAGUGCGCCCCCAGGUAAGUCUAACACCCACCUCCACUCAGUGCUCCACAGGUAAGUCAAACAUCUGCCUCCACUCAGUGCUCCACAGGUAAGUCAAACAUCUGCCUCCACUCAGUGCUCCCCCAGGUAAGUCUAACACCCGCCUCAACUCAGUGCUCCACAGGUAAGUCUAACACCCGCCUCCAAUCAGUGCUCCACAGGUAAGUCUAACACCCACCUCCACUCAGUGCUCCACAGGUAAGUCUAACACCCGCCUCCACUAAGUGCUCCACAGGUAAGUUUAACACUUGCCUCCACUCAGUGCUCCACAUGUAAGUUUAACACCUGCCUCCACUCAGUGCUCCACAUGUAAGUCUAAUACCUGCCUCCAAUCAGUGCUCCACAGGUAAGUCUAAAACCUACUCCCACUCAUUCUUCCACAGGUGAGUCUAACACCCGCCUCCACUCAGUGCUCCCCAAGGUAAAUCUAACACCUGCCUUAGACUCAGACAUUCUUAAUUUGAGCAGAUUUGGAGAAUCGAUUGUUUCAAUGAUUUCUAGCCAUGUGGGAAAUUUGUCGCCCACAAAUUCAUCAAAUAUUUUGCUCAACAUCGGAGAUCUUUUAACCCUUACAUGCCGGCUCACGGCUGCAUGAAUGUUUCAUGUUGUUUAUCACGCCAGCUACGUUGACACACACGGCCGCAUAGAAUACUGAUGUCUCACAAUUCAAAAUAAGUAGACCUACCCAGUGGCGUAGCUAUGUCGCUCGUUUCCUGGCCAAGCUUUUAGCCGCCCCCUUCCCACGAAGAAAACACUACCGUUUGAUGAAACAUGCCCCCCCCCAUCGAUAUCAAGAAAAAGUGCCGCCCGGGGUGGACUGCCCCCUUCGCACCCCCUUCCUACGAGACAUGACCUACACAACUUUUUCUAACCAUUGAUAUGACAGUCUUUCACUGCCGGAUUAAGACCUGUGGAUACCCCAAAGCAGUCGAAGUGUUGCCUUUCUCGGUGGCGUACUUAAGGGGGGUCCGAAAAAAGCGCCACCACGGUCCCAAGUGGCACUUUAAUGCAAGGUGCACAUUGACUCUCCCCCAUCCGCAUCCUUCACUUUGAAUUCGAGUCAAUAUUUUGUAAAUUAAUAGUGACUGAGAAAAUAUGUAAACGUUCGUUUCUCCUUGUUCAUCGCUCAUUCACUGAAUCAAUUCAUGAAUUGACAUUACACGCUUCUAUUUUAUUUACCCCUAAUGUCAGCAAAAGAUAACAUUCUCUCAACAUCCUGAAGAUUACGGGACAGAAUUUACGACUUGCAUUGUUUCCCUUACUUUUUUCUGUUCUUCCCUAAUUCUAUGGCUCAUGUAUGGAGAUGCCCGACAUGCCCGUCGGUAUUGCACAUAAAAAAAAGCCAUUGCAAGUAGGUUCAGGACAAUUUACGAACCGUCCGUAAAAAAUUAACAUAAAUUAGCGUCCAUACUCAUCAUCCAUUGCUACUUAUAAUUGGCAAGCUAAAAGAUAGAGGCUACGUUUCCAUGGUAGCGAUGAUAAUAAAUAAACGUGGUCAUAUCAUUAUCAAUUAGCAGGCCUGUGCCCAACAUACGGCCCGCCAACACCCUCUUUGCGGCCCGCGAAGUAAAGAAAUAUUCUCUUGUAUUAAUAUUUUCUGAAUAGCUCCCCCCCCUCCCCCCGUCCUAUUUUUUUUUCGGCCCGCACAAGCUUUUCAUAAAGUAUUACGGCCCGCCUUACAUUUUGAGUUGUGCAGGCCUGAAUUAUGGCUUAAGGAACAAAAAUCCCUCACAACAGUAAUCCAUUUAGAUUGAAAUGAAAAUUUAAAUUUCGAAAUGCGUUUUUGGAGAGAUUCAAGCAGUGUCGAAUUAACCCAAAGGGGAAAUUAUGGCUUAUGCCUAUGGUCUCCCCCCCCCUCCCCAUUCCCCCCACAAAUAAAAUCGCGUUUAGAGGCUCCUUAAAAAUAUUCUGGAGUGGGGUGGUAGUGGCGAACUGAUUUGUCCAUGAAUAAUAGUCACCAACGAAAUUAAAUGUCUUGACAAAUAUUGACAAUCAUUUUUAAAAAUUACGGACUAUCAUAAAUUUUAACCGAAACAUUUUUAAUAUAUCAUUUCUUAACAAUCUGUGGAGCUGAAAUCUAUUGAUUUCUGUAGUGUUGGUUUAUUGUAGGGCCAGUAGCUUCGGGAGAGAGGCCGGGGGGGGGGGCGACCACCUCUGGGGGGGGGCAUUUCUUUUCUUUAUAUGGAGGGUGGCAUUUUUGGCCAACUGCACAUUUCUUUUCUUUAUAUGGAGGGUGGCAUUUUUGGCCAACUGCAGUUUUGUUUGUUUGUUUGAGAAAGGUAGGCGGCACAUUGUUUUGCCCGCCCCGCUCGCAUCUAACCCUUGCUACACCACUGUCCAUUGCUACGCCACUGACCCUUGCUACGUUACUGACCCUUGCUAUGCCACUGACCCUUGUUACGCCACUGACCCUUGCUACGCCAGUGACCAUUGCUAUGCCACUGACCAUUGCCACACCACCAACCCUUGCCACGCCACCGACUCUUGCCACGCCACUGACCAUUGCUACGCCACUGACCCUUGCUACUCCACUGAACAUUGCUACGCCACUGACCUUUGCAACGCCACAGACCCUUGCUACUCCACUGAACAUUGCUACGCCACUGACCUUUGCAACGCCACUGACCCUUGCUCCUCCACUGAACAUUGCUACGCCACUGACCUUUGCUACGCCACUGACCCUUGCUACACCACUGACCCCUUGCUACUCCACUGAACAUUGCUACGCCACUGACCUUUGCAACGCCACUGACCCUUGCUACGCCACUGAACGUUGCUCCGCCACUUACGCCACUGACCUUUGCUACGCCACUGACCCUUGCUACACCACUGACCCCUUGCUACUCCACUGAACAUUGCUACGCCACUGACAUUUGCAACGCCACUGACCCUUGCUACUCCACUGAACAUUGCUACGCCACUGACCUUUGCAACGCCACUGACCUUUGCUACUCCACUGAACAUUGCUACGCCACUGACCUUUGCUACGCCACUGACCCUUGCUAAACCACUGACCCCUUGCUACGCCACUAAAUCUUGCUACGCCACUGACCCUUGCUACGCCACUAAAUCUUGCUACGCCACUGAUCUGUUAGUCGGGGAUUUCAAAUAUAUGAAAGCUUAUCUCAUUAACGUGUCGAGCUGCUGGCUGACGUCAAUAGAGCGCCGUUUUCUUGUCUCCACCUCUCUAUCCAUUUUCCGUCACAUGUGAAAAUGUUCCCAGAUAUUUAAAUUCCUGGUUUUGGCGAAGCAAGGGACCAUAGAUAUUCAUGUCCAAAUUUCUGGUCUACGGCCUAUUGAUGUGACCUCAGUCUAAACUUAGCUUAUUUUCAUUCCAUAAAGUUCAGAGGUACUAUUCAGGAUAAGACACACCAAAAAAUAAAGAUGGAGACGAACGCCAGGCUCAUGAACGCUUUCUUUAUUCCCAUGCUAACUUACAAAUGUCAAACCUGGGCUCUGAAAAAAAAAAGACUUGGGUACGAUCGUGAAAAAAAAUGGGACAAUCACGUUUUUACGGGACGUUUGGUCAAGAAAGCCUUUUAAAGUCAUUUGUCAUUUUCUCUGCUGCAGACUUUUCUGGAAGUGCGACAUCGCAUUUUCAUUCAAAAUGAUUGCUCUCUUUACUUCCACAUAUUAACGUGGUUCCUGUUAAUAACACGUUUCUCUUUAGGCUGCAUCAUUUGGGAUCCGGGUAUCAGAAGUGAGAGUUUGGGUUUAUUAAAGAAUAUUAAAAAUAUUAUUGUAGGGUUUGUAAGACAAAUUUAGGUAUCAAAUGAAAGAUAAUUGAAUGGACUAUUUUUUUGGUAAACUUAAUUCUUCAGUUUAACUAAAACAAACUACCACAAAUGACUUCCGAAUAUCAUUUAGUCUAAAGGGACCCGGACACUCAUAGCAAGGGUCAGUGGCUAUAUUCGGACCCGGGGCCCUAUAGCCACUUCGUUCUCUUUUAUGCGCCAUAAUGAGAGCUAAAAUAGCACCAAAAAAAAUUUAAAAAUAACAAUCUUUAACACAUCACUUGGACAAAAGAUGUUUACUGCAAACGAGCCACAGCACUAUGAGCAGGUGGGGUUGUGUGCAAGGUAGGGUGACCAAAUCAUGAACUGGAAAAACGGGACAAACCCACGGAGGGGGUUGGGGGGGGGGAUACCCCCCAGCUAAAGAGGGGUACGGGGGCCUCCGCCGGAAAAUGUUUCUUGAAAUCUGCACAUUUGAACUAUUUUGGGAACUAGAAAUAGUUUUUAAUUUACCUUCACAUUUUUAAAUUUAAUUUAAACUCUGAGGCAUAUCAUAAAUGAAAAUCAUAAUUUUGCAGUGAAUACUCAUUUAUUUAUAAAUAUCUUACAACAUAAUACAACACAACAAAUCAAAUGCAGCCAUCAGGCAAGCCCACGUCACUACUGGCACUGGCUGCAAAGCUAGCCUAAAUAUUACUUGAAGUUUUAUAAUAAAUUAAGAAGUUUUGGUGAUUUGAAACUGUGUUUGGUUUUAGAAACCGGACAUUUAGGCGCCCGAGAGACUUUUUCGGGACACCGGGUACGAUCGUGAAAAAACGGGACAGCCCCGUUUUUACGGGACGUUUGGUCACCCUAGUGUACGGGCGUACGCGUAUUUUCGGAACCCGAAGCAAUGCCGUCUUGACAGUUUUGAGGCUUGGGCCCACUGGGCACUGGCCCACGGCCACACGCUUCUAGGGGGGCCUCACGCUUCUAGAAGACCCACUCUUUUAGAGACAUCAUGCUUAACAUGUUGUUAAUGAAUAUUGAAAGAUUUUGGCUAUUUAAUUUGAUUUAAAAGUCAGUGGACAGCACGUCUCCCAAUAUAAACCACGAUAUUAUCGGAACAUUCCAAAAUUAAUAUUAUAAUUGCGAAUCAAAAGUGUGAUAUUUCUUAAAGGGGAAUAACUAUCGACAACACGUUUUACUUCUCCCAGAAUUGAAAUUUAAAAAAAAAACAACAACAAAAACUUAAAAAGUAAGAAUUUGUGUUUACAAUCAUUUUAGACUAAGAUGAUAGUCCCGGGUGGUAAAAGCCAUAGCUGCGUCACCGCCCCGUACUCGGUAGUGAAAUUAGUGGAAUAAAACAGUGCCCUCUUUAGGUAUGGGCACACUGCGCACUUCCCCAUUAGUAAUUUAAUAUUAGUCUCACGCUUCUACUAGGACUAGGUGGCUUCUAGACUCUUUGUAGAAAUAAGAGUUAAGAGGCAGAGGUCUCACGCCUCUAGUACUAGUGGGCAUCACGGCUCUUGGCUAGGGCUAGAGGCGUGAUGCCCAACUCUAGAGUACCUUGCACCUCACACUUCUAGGGUCAUUACAUUACGCUGCCAAUAUUAUUAGUGAAUAUUGAAAUAUUUUUGGCAAUUUAUUUUGCUUUCAAAAUGAAAGCCGAAAGACCGUUUCUAAAGUUCAUUUAAACAACUUUUUCGAUUCUCACAUCAUUUCAAUUUUUUUAACUAGGUAUAGACUAUACAUUACUUAUUACUAAAUAUAAAUAUUAAUAAAAAAUUAAAUAUUAGUGAAUGUUGAACUCACAACUGCAACUUACUGCUAGUAAAUUUAUACCAGCUUAAACUUGUUUAUGCCUUUAGAUAUAAAUUAUAUAUAUAUAUAUGUAUCUUUAGCUGGGGUGGGCUGAUAUGUUGAUUAAAUAACAUAUUAAUAUUAAGAGUCUGAUCUUCUUUAUUUCAUAUUAAAAGUGUAAGGUCUCAUUUCAUUGGAUUAAAUUUAAAAGGGAGCUAAAAAAAUAGCAAAAAUGUAUUUUUAAAAUGUAUUUCAGUAUUUGAAGUUGACACAUAAAGUAUGCAGUUAUAUAGUAGUGGAAGAGACUAUGCAAUGCACUCAUUUUUAGUUAUUUCAGAAUCUUAAGAACAUAUUUUUAUUAUUAUGGUUAAUGUUGAUUACUCACAUCCUUAUAAUCUCCUUAUUUAUGAUUCAGCCAGCUUUCAGUGAUGCUCCUAAAAUAGUUGAACAUGGCUCAUUCACCAAGGCAGUUCCAAUCAAAGAUAAGAAAUUUGUUCGUGGUGUCAGUGAUUCCAUUGGCAACAACUACAGUCCAAAGGCCAGAAACUUUACUACCUCCCAAAUAUAUGAGGCUACCAAACUAGGUAGGUUUGUAUGAUUAUUGUCCUAAAAACUUAACUAGCUUAAUUUUGGCCCUAAUAAUUCUACCAAUGUUCUUCAAUUUGAAGUACUGGAAUUAAUUUUUUUUAAAAUAAUUUAUAAUCACCAAUAGUAGAUAUUAUGAUUAUUUAAAAAUCAAUACAAAAAAAAUAAAAAAAGAAACAUGUCAUACUCCUAAAAUAGUAAAAAGCAUCAGGAUAAAAACCCAAGAGGUUGUGUGAAUAGAAUUGAAACUGGACAUGAAAUAUUUAACACAUCAUUAGAAUUGUGGAGAUAAAACACAACCCAAAAAGACCAGUGGGCAAGUUAAUAAAUAUUAAAAAUGUUAGAAUUAUGGGUGUUCAAAAUCUGGCAUUAAAAUUUUGUUUUUCAAUAAAAUUGUAAUGGAUUACUGAAAGAAUACAUUGUACCUCUUUAUCUAUUUACAGCCUAUACAGUUGAAGAGGCCUAUUUCCUAUCACCUAGAAAGUCAACAGGUUCAAUAAGUCCACCAAACACAAAUCACAGUCUACCUCCCCCUGACAAGAAAAGGAGAUUGUAAUACCAUUUUUUUCAGUACAUUGUAAAAUUAAUAAUAUAACCACUAUACCUGGUUAAAUUAUUGUUAUUUUUUAAUAUGAAUGUUACUAUAGGUCAUAUUUUUAUAAGCUUAACAUAAUUAAUGAAAUCAUCAAAAAAGAAUAAUACCAGGGAGAGAAUUUUUUUUAAAACUUCAAAUUUAUUUCAUUUAAACAGUAGUUUAGGAAGUACCACCAUACUUGUUGACGCCUCAAGCUACAAAGUCAUCAGUGAUAAUGGACAGUUCUCAUCAUCAAAUAUCAAAUCACAGACUCCACCCCUUCAUCUCCCUCCAAUCAAUGGACAAGCCACAAACAAUAAGGAAAAUCUUAGAAUCGGUCAGUGUCCCCCUUUAAUGAUGUUAACCUCUUGUAAAGAAUUUAAUGAGAUUGCAAGCAUUAAUUAUAUGGGAACCACAGCUUCAUUUGAUGCAUCAAUAUAUCUUUUUUAUGCUGCAUGUAUAUUUUUCAGUUUUCUGUCUAGUUAAGGGGCUUACAUACUUUUAUUCCUGUUUUUAUUUACGUAGUGAAGAAGUUUGAAAAACAUUAUAUAUUUCCUUAAUUUUAUCUAUUUUAACUAAAGCCAGUUCCUUUAUAGUUCAUGUGAAAUAUAUAUUAACAUUAUUUACUUUAUACAAAGCACUUCUUUCUUUAUUAUACAUUUUUAAUUCAAAUGUUCUUAACAUGUAAGGAGUUGAAACUGAAGUUGAGCAUAAAAAUGAAAAGAAAGAAGAAGAGGAUGAGAUCUCAGAAUUGUUUGAGAGUGGAGAUGGAGAAAGUUCAACUCAGAUGUCAGAUUUUGGGAAUGGUGAUGAGAGCGGACUCCACUUAACACAGAGUUGGAACAGUUUCAUGCCUGAGAUGGAGACUGUUCCAGAGAAUGACUUUAUUGGUUUGUUACUAUUAAACUAAUUUGAUUUUUUAAAAUUAUUAUAAUAAUGCUUUACAAAACUAAAUUUAAAUCAGACUUUAGGCAGAAUGUUGUGAAGCAACCGGCAUUUUUUGUUUAAAUUUUGAACAUUCAUUUUAAAGUCCUAAAAAAAUUUUUAAAAAAUAGGUAGCCUAUAAAUAUAUUAAGACUAAUGAUUAAAUUUGGAUUAAAUAGCUACUAUUUUAUCAUAAAGGUACAGUUACUAAUUUAAUAUAAAAGCAAAAUAUUAAACAUUUCUGAGACUAAUUUAAACUGUGCUCAAUGUUUUCACUCUGCCAGAUAUUACAACUGAUGAUGAAAGGGAGAAUGAUAGUGAGCAAGCUGGUAUUCAUGAUCAUUCCACACCUUGCCAUGACAAACUUACUUUAGAAUGUCUUAGUAUAGAAUUUCCUCCUUGGUAUUUCUCAACCCAUGGUCUUUCUCGUCCAGCAACACCAGACCCCGUAGACAAAGAGAGGUAGGAUUAGUUGACUUGUCUAUGGCAAAAUAUAAAUAAAGUUUAACAUUAAAGAUAUUGACUUUGCAGUUUAUGGUUUUUAGCAAUCUCACAGUUUAGAUACAUGCAGUUUUAUGGGCUCUAGUUAACUAAAUACAAAGCUAUAAUUAAACUUUUAAUUUAUCAUACAGAUAUUUCCAGCUUGCAGAGAAAGCCAUAGAUCCUGCAAUGGUUGGACCAAUAACAAAGGAAACUUUGGAUGGAGUUUACAGAUUUGUUCCACGGAAAUUGAGAAUAGGUUUGCAUCGAGCAAGUCAAGCAUUUUUGAAGGUUAACAGCUCUUUUCAUGCUUAAUUACUUUUUAACUUAUUUUCCCUGCAGCUGCUCCUACAAUAAGUUUAAUUUCUUUAAUGUAAUUUUUCUUUGAGAAUUUCACUUAUUAUCAUUUGCAUCAUUUUUGCUUUAAAGGUGUUUCCAGCAAAGCAUAAUAAUGUUGUUGCAUUUGAAUGUUAUUGUAUAUUUAAAUUUCCACUGGGUCCAUUGGUUGAAAAUUAUUUUUUUAUUUCCCUCCAAUUGUAGACACACAAUCUAAAUAUUCAUCCCAAAUUUAAAACUUAAAAGAGUUUUGUUUCCAUAUUCUCAUUAUGAAAAACAGGAAAUGGACACUGAUUACAGGACAUCUAUAAGAAGGGCAAUUCUGGACUAUGUACUUCUUGACCCUACAGAACAAGACAGAUUAGGAUUACCUAUGGCACACAAGGUUUGAAAUUAACGUGGCAAUUUAUAUCAAAUAACAAGUUUCUAACUUCCUUUGAAAUUGUAAAGGUUUUUUAAAGUAUUAGUUUAAAAAUUGGGUUUUUAUUUCUUAAGAAUAUAAAGAAAAAAGUUAGUUUGCGAUCAUGUUUACUUUCCAAACAUAAGAAUAAAGAAAUGCAGAGAAUUCCUGUAAUUCAAAUUUCCUCUCAUGCAAACAUACAUUAGUUUGAAUUCGUAUAACUUUUUAAUUAUGGUCAAAGCAAAUGUAAUGUUAUAUCAUAUAUAUAUCUUUUUUAAUAGGUUUGUCAAAACUUUUUGUUGAAGCUAAAACCCCCAUCACUGUUAGUUUAAUAACCUUAUAAUUAUUUAUCUCCUUGGCUACAGCCGUCUCACCUGGCAGGGCGUGAUGGAUUUCCUUGGCAUGACAGUAUUUGCUUAGUGAGAGAAUUAAUGACAAGGGAACUUUUUGUCACGCAUCCAGUUAUGAGAAAAAUUCUCGAUGACUUCCAAUACAAGUAGGUAUUUACUGAAUUGUGAUCAAGUGUCUUAAUCGUCAUAUCAGAUUGUACACUCUGACUUUUGAUGGCAGUUAUUAAAACAAUUAAAAACAUUUAUGAGAAUAGGCGGCGCUUAAGAAGUGGAAUGAGCUGAAAGAAUGUUCCAGAAUGAAAUUAAAUGUAAAUAAUUUGUGAAUGGACUUUAUACCAUGAGAUGCAAAAAGCCCUUUCAUAGUAACAAGCUAGGCUAUUAUUUUGAGAAUUUUACCUGUAUGAUAAUAUCCAUCCAUCUAUCCCUGUGGUGCUACAGCCCAUGUAGGGCUUUGGCCUGCCUCACCUGUAUUGAUGAUAAUAUAAUUCUUGAUAAAUUUUAAAUUUUUGAAAAACAUGCUUAAGUUUAGUAUUUCCCAAAUGUAAAUGUCAUUAAGUUUUUCACUCUUUUAAAUUUUUAGAAAGUAUUAAAUAUCUCCGACAGACAUUAUAACUCCUUUAUCUGUUUAGGUCCGCCUAUGACCUGUGAUGCACCCUCCUUGCCCUGCCUUAUUUUCUGUCUCGGGUUGAUCCUGUAGUAUAGGCCAAAACGUGCCAAAGUGUCCUCGUUUUAUAGCCAUUUUAAUUGUUUCUAUAGUAUAGUAGUUACUAUCCUAAUGUCUCAUUUUUAUUUUACUUAGUUUACAUGUUUUUAAUAAUUGUAAAGCGCUUAGAGCUUUAAGGUAAGCGCUAUAUAAAAAUGCCUAAAUAAAUAAAUAAAUAACUAUAAAAUGAUGCAGUUAGUUAGAAUGAGAAGUCUAAUAAUGAAAGUAAUUGGUAUAGAAUGGUAUCACAAAUGAACAAAAUCUUUGUGGUUUUAAAAGGCAAAAUUGUAGUAGAGAAACUCAUGUAAAGCUUUUAUCAUUGGCGGGAUUAAGGCGGCUCUACACCUGGAGUUAUCGUCCUUACGAUCCUGUGGUUUUAACCACCAAUUGUUGAUUGAAUAGCAUUUCCUUGAACUAAGAGUUUCAAACCUCAGUCUAGUUUUAUUCCAAUGGUACAAAUACUUUGUUCACCUGUGAUAUAAUUUUUGGGGAAUUUGAAAAUGUGAACUUUUCAUCAGAUUGAGAUCCAUUUCAUGUCCACAGGUACAAAGACUUCAGACUUAUUGAUAUACCUGGACUGAAAGCUUUGAUGCCAAUCACGAUGGAGACGUUUCUGAAACAUGUUCAAGAUUCUAGCAGGGCAGGGGCAGGGGUGCUGGAGAAUGUUUGGUUGGCUGACUGCUGUAACCUGAUUGAUCAGCUGCGAGAUGAAGUUGAAGCAUGGAUGCCACCUGAUACUGUAUGUGAUUUUUUUGUUCUUUCUGGAUUUCACUAUUAUCUAGUUAGAGAGUGAAUAUUUUAAAAGCCUAAAAUUAUCCACCAAUGAAAAUUAGUUUAGCAGAAUAAGUAAUAAAGCGCACAGUUGAUGUUAUGAAAGAAUUAAUUGCUACAACUUUAGGUUAUGAGAUUAUUACAGUUGAAGGGUUAGAAUUAAGUAAUGAUUCGUUCUGCCUUAAAAGAAUGUAAUCUUUGGAAAAUAACUGACUUUGAUUAACAUGAUGUAAGUUCAGAGUUUUUAUUCAAAAGCUAGAAAAAGAAAAUUCACACAUUUCUCUUUUUUUCCCCUCCUUCCUACCCGACAGCAAGCCAGAAUAAUCAUGAUGGACCAUUUCUUCAAUAGCGUUGCCUCUCUCAUGUCAUUGUUGCUACGUCAGUGUGUGGAGAACUCUAUCAAGGAUCUGGUUGAAAUUGUUGAGAUUUACUACCAAGGAAAUAUGUAUGAGGGUGACUACAAUAUCAUGGCUGGACUUGGAUUACCCACCAUGUUGCACCCUGUCACCUUCUUCUUGGUAAUUCAUUGGGGAUUAAAUAUAACAUGUUUUGCAUUAAUUUAUCUGGAUUUAGCAGGUAUCAAACUGUUUUGUUUCAUGAUUAACUGAUGUAUAAAAAUAAUCCUUGUAUGUAUAAAAAUCUGUUUAACAAAAUCUAAAAUUAAAGUUGAGGAAAACUUGUUACAGGAAGAAGACAUUGAAAACUCUAAUCUCCAUUUCCGGCCCAGUAUUCUUGACAUCUGUGACUUCUUUGCACUCCUUAUCGAUACAAUGAUACUCAGUGUGCGGAACCUUACUAGGCUUGAGCAUAGACUCUUCCAGAGUGUACGUUUGAAAUUUUAUUUUACAUUUAAAAAAUAUCAUUUUCUUUAUUGUGAACAUAAAUUCUAGUGCCUUUUUUGAAUUUUUUUUGUAUGUGGCUAAAACUUAUGAAGACUUACUCUUAAAUUUCUCAAAUGGCAUUAAGUAUUUAAUCAAAUUUUGUUUAAAAAGUGAUGUUGAAGUUGAAAACCAGUUAACUACAUGGUAUUUGUGAUGGCAAAAUACAAAAGCCAGUGUAGAAUGGAUUUUAUUUUUUGUUAGACAUUCACUAAAAUCUAAAUAUGUAUAACUAUGAAAAACUGAAGACUUUUAGCUAAUUAUUUUAUUUAUUAGAAUACAUGUUUUCAUCCAGUAUUUUUUUUCUAAACUUACAUCACCUUAACUUGGUCCUGCAUAUGAAAUAAGAAGUUCUCAUUUUCUCUUAAAGGUUGAAGAUCUGGAACAACGUGUCAUUUUAUCAAUAGAAAUUGACGAAGAACUUGUAGAAGUGGCCAAAGAUAAAAUUAGAACUGUUGUGCUAGCCAAUGGCCAUGGACCUAAGAAGUAAGUUUUUGAAGUGCAGUGCAUUGGUUAACCACACUAGAAAAUACAGAGAAAUUUUCUUACUUUGCAUCACACUUGUGUUUGUGCUCUUUAUAAAGUAACCAUUAUUUCCUCUGCCUCUUUGAUCCCUUCCAUCUGGUAGCAGUAGACAUUCAACUGUCAGCAUAUUUUUACCCUGGCCUUGAUUAAAUGGUAAUCAAAUUUUUAAACAUGAACUCCAUGAAUACUGAAGAGGUGAUAAUGAAAAGGUUUAAAAAUAUUUGCAUUAACUUUAGUUCGGAAAUUAAUAUUGCAUAUCAUCACAAUGUUAACAUAAUUUUGAUCAUAUUAUAGGUACAGAUCCGUGUAUGACCCAUUCAAAUAUUUGUACACUAAAGAAACGGAAGGACAGGUGCUAAAGUUUGUAAACCGUGACCAUUCUCUGAAGGAAUAUGUGGCCGCCAUUGAAAGAUUGAAGAAAAUGGCUUCCGAUGUUGGAUCUCUGCCUGUAUAUGUACCUAUGCAUUUUUUCCUCUUGGACUGUUCCCAUCUGAAUCAGGUGUUUAUUUCUUUGUUUCUAUUGAUUAUUGUUAUAAACUGAAAUUAGUCAAAUCUGAAAUUACCUUUUUAAUAUGCAAAGAGGAAGAAUGACAAAAUGUUAAAAAUAUCAAAUUUUGAUGCCACAAAGUUAGCAAUAAUUAUAGGUUUUGUUUAUAUAAUAUACCCCAAUGCGUGAGCGAGUCUCGUAAUGUCUUAAUUUGUGAAUCAUUGCCUUUGAAACAUAUUUAAUGAAAUGAUAAGGGUUUAAAUUUGAAAACAAAAUGAUAUAUUGCUUUACUCACAUAUUUUGUUUACAAAUAUUGUUUCCCCCAGUGGUUGAUCGACACGGCUAGAAAACACAUUGACACCAUGGUGAAAAAGAUUACCGACACAAACAGUAAAUUCAACCGCCAGAUUUGCUCACAGUAUGAUACUAUCGUUAAAAAAAGUUCCUACCAGGCAGAGAACACAAGAGAACUUGUACAGCUGCAGGACUAUGUGGAGAACCUGAAAGUUGGAGAGCUGCUACAACUUAAGGUGUGCUGAGUAAAAUCCUUGUCCCUUUCACCAUAAAAGAUCAAACUUUGUUUUGUAAAAAGUUCUGAUGGAUACUUUAAGAGUUGUUUUAAUUGAUGGCUCAUGCCAGUCAGCCAUAGUUAGAAGUGAACCAUAUUCCCUCAGUUGGUAAAUUCUUCAUUUGUUUCACAUUGUAAAAAUUAUUGUAUUAUUCGUUAGUACUUUGGUCUUGAUUAAAGGGUGAUCAUCAUUACACUGCAGCCUUUGUUAACACAUCACACAUUAUCUCUCUUAGGACAAGCUGGAGAUUGCAGCAGCUAACAUGAUUUUUCUUAUGGAGUAUGCUUACCUGCCAAAAGAGGACAUCACAGUUCACAACACAACUUUUACUUGGCCAGAGAGAAUCGUUCCCAUAGUCAGAAAUGCGUAUGUUUAUGUUCAUGAAUAGUUUGCUAAAGGUGAUGGUUGAAUAAAAACCUCUCUUUUUUCACGGGUCAGUUCAUGUAAAAAGUUUAAAAUAAGGCAACAAGGUCAUUUAAAGAGUGCUUUAUAAAACAUCUAUUAAAAACAUUAAGACGUGAACAAGUGAAUAUUUUGAUUCCUAUGAUCUGUAUUUUAAUUCCCCUAUAAAUAAUUCACACAAAAUAAAUACUUGUCAUACACAAAUGACCAACAUCGAUGCAGUAAUAAAUGAUGAAAUGGUCAGCCUCUUGGCGUGUUAAAUGAUCAUCUCUGUAAGGCAUGUCUCCUUUUUAAAUCCUUAAUAUUAACUUCGCUUUUUUUCAUGGCUGGCAAAAUCAUUGGACGAUUAAAUAACCCACUUCCUGUCAUCCUAUUGAGCUUUUGUACAGAACUUAACAUACUUUUGUACAGACGUCAAUAUACUUUUGUACAGAACUUAACAUACUUUUGUACAGACGUUAAUAUACUUUUGUACAGAACUUAACAUACUUUUGUACAGACGUCAAUAUACUUUUGUACAGAACUUAACAUACUUUUGUACAGACGUCAAUAUACUUUUGCACAGAACUCAACAUACUUUUGUACAGACGUUAAUAUACUUUUGUACAGAACUUAACAUACUUUUGUACAGACGUCAAUAUACUUUUGUACAGAACUUAACAUACUUUUGUACAGACGCUAAUAUACUUUUGUACAGAACUUAACAUACUUUUGUACAGACGUUAAUAUCCUUUGUACAGAACUUAACAUACUUUUGUACAGACGUUAAUAUACUUUUGUACAGAACUUAACAUACUUUUGUACAGACGUUAAUAUACUUUUGUACAGAACUUAACAUACUUUUGUACAGACGUUAAUAUACUUGUGUACAGAACUGAACAUACUUUUGUACAGAUGUUAAUAUACUUUUUAAAAGAUUUUUUGGAAAGACGCAUUGCUGAUGACUACAUAUUCUAUCAAAUUUUCAGCCCCACCUCCAACCCAAAACCCCCAAAAUGGGUAAUGAUGAAGGAAAUAUGAUGCCACUAAUUGAAAAAAAAAUCAAAUUCCUGCUAAUUGACCUAAAUGAGAUUCUUUUUAAAAAAAUAUUGCCAGUGUGCUUUGUGCAUAGAUAUUUUCUUUUGUUUUUUUCUGGAGAAAAGUUGGUGAAAUAAAUCUGUGGGGUACAAGCUGACAGGUCAUUAGAAUAUAAGAAUAGUUCGGGGGCUUGAAAAAAAUGUGCGUUUGCGAGGAGAGGGGGGGGGGAGCACUAAAUUGUGAUUCUUAUAAAGUUCAUUACUUGCAUGGAUGUUUUUUCCAACUUUUCAGGGAAAAUAAACUACAGAGAGAGCAUGACCUGGCAUGCAGUAAGCUGAAGGAGAAAAAGAAACAGUUUGACCGCUUGCUGGAAGAGUAUUUGAAAAAGAUCAAAGACUUUGGUACCAAAGAUCGAAUGUCGGAGGCAGACAAGUACCUUGCUGAAUUAGAAGACAUCACCCUGAAAAUUGAAGACUUCAAAGAAAAGGUUUGUUCAGCAAAUGUUUCAUUACGUAUGAUCUCAUUGAUGUUCACAGAAAAGUUUAGGCAAAAAAAAAAGUAAAAGUUCUCCUGAGAGAUUCUCAAAUUCCUCCUAUUUGGAGCUUGUAGUAAGUUAGCUGUUCCUUAAAUAUUUAUUACAGAUAAAUUUUUGUAAGUGGUAAAAGUUCAAGGACAGAGUGACGACCAGUAACACUUCAUUCAGAUUUCAGAUCAAUGUAACACAUAAAAUGUUGCUGUUAUUACUUCUAUUGAAAACUCAUUUUACAAUAAUUUAUUAAGAACCAGUCCUAGUAUCACUCCACCGAUGCUAUAAUAUCAAUAUCUCUGAAAGACUAAUGUAAUGCUUAAAUAGUUUUUAUAUUUGAAUGAACUGAACAGAAAGCAGUGAUCAACCAAGAAGAGCAGAUGCUGGGACUUGACAUUCAAACAGAGUACAGACAAAUUGAUGAGAUUGUUGCUCGCAAAGAACCUUACGACAAACUGUGGUCAACGGCUGUUUUGUUCCAUCAAGUUCAUGACAAGUGGAUGAAUGGUCCUUUACUGGAGGUCAAUGCUGAAGAUGUAGAGGAAGGGGUGAGUUGGAUAAAUGGUUGAUUGGUUUCAGUUUUUUUUAAUGCCAAAGGUAAAAUUGCAAGAGUAGUUUUUUCUUUAAAAAAACUUUUGUUGAAAAAUAACAGUUAUCCUUUCAUGAUUCAUUUUAUGAAUGAAAUGGGAAAUAACACCCUACACAUACAAAAUGUAUGGCAGUAUUGGCAAUAUCUUCAAUAAUAAUAAUUAUGACGUAAUAGAUCCAGUAUUUAUUAACUUUUAUAGUAUACUCACUGGUUCUUGGCUAAAUAUUAUUAACCUGAAAUAUGAUUAUUUUUUACUUAACAGGUACAAAAUUUGUGGCGCAUUGCUUAUAAGCUUACAAAAGUGUUUGCCCACUCAGAGUUCAAAGGUCCAAUGAGAGCUUCAGCAACCAUUAAAUCAAAAUUAGAAAAGUUCAAGAUCAAUAUGCCACUUAUCACUGCUCUAUGUAAUCCAGGCAUCAAGCAGAGGCACUGGGAUCUCAUGAGUGAGAAGGUGAAUAGAGCCUGUUAAAAUAGCCUUUAAAAUAUAGGAAGCUUUAAAAAUCUUCAAGUUAAAUAUAGGAUUUUAUUUGAAAAAAUUACAAAUCUAUGAAAUUAUUAUUUUUUGGGUUGUAUUUUUGUAUUUUAGUUAUAAAUUAUUUCACCAUACCCAUGCUUCUCAAAGCCCCAAAUUUAAAUGCUAAAGCAUGAUGACAAAAGAAUGAGUUGGAGAGAUAAUUCAUCAUUAUAUAAGUCUAUUUUUGUUUUUGUUGGAGCUAGAGCAUUAGAGUUUUCUGCUCGCUGUAUCUGUCUUUGCAUGUAGAACUGACCUGAGUUAAAGAUAAGAUGAUGUCCAUAUUUAUGUAAUGCAAUGCAGAAAAAUAUCUGGCUUCCCAACCAUUAGAACUCCAAAGUUAUCAGCAUAAGAAAUACUUGAACUCAUAUGAUUUUCAGGUUGGCUUCAAUGUGACCCCCAAGGCAGACACUCCUUUGCAGGAAGUCUUGCAAAUGGGUUUAGAAAAAUAUGUCGAGGAUCUGAUGGGCAUCAGCUCACAAGCAAGCAAGGAAUAUGCACUGGAGAAGGUCACUUUGUUUUUAUUGAUUAUUAGGAAAAGCAUUGUUUUUAUUAUUGUUGUUAUUAGUGAUUUAAAAAUGUUUGAAAAACUUACAUUCCUUGAGUAAUAUGUACUUGUUGUCAACCAAAACUUACUAUCUUAAUGUUGAAAUAUUUAAGUAUUACAUUUGAAAGUUCAUUCUUAUCUUGUCAUCAUUUGUAUUUUCUAUAUGUUUCAGGCCUUAAAGAGGAUGAAAGAUGACUGGGGCGGAAUGCAGUUUCAAUUUGUGCAAUACAAGGACUCUGGUGUAUCAAUCUUGGCUUCUUUUGAUGACAUUCAGGUGGGUCUGUGAUUAUAAUUUUAUAUAUUACAUAUAUAUAUUUGAUUACAUACAGGUUUGUCUGUGACUGUAAAUAUUUUAUAACAUUCAGGUGGGUCUCGGGGCAUUCAUGUGGGUCUUUGAUUGUAAACAUUUGAUGACAUUCAGGCUGGUCUGUGAUUGUAAACUUUUGAUGAUAUUGAUCCUUUUAUAUCAACCUUACAACUCGGUGUUGUUAAAGAUACCCCAAAAAAAACAAAAACAAUUAUCCAACAUGUUUAGUAGUUAUGUUAAACACCAUAAAUGUCGAUUAGAUUUAAUCUGCUUCUUGUUUCCUUUAUUUACAUUUUUUUCCCAAUGUUAUUCUUUUAAAGAAAGUGCAAAUUAUUAGCAAAAUUCUUGUCUCUUUUCUAAAGUAUUAUUAAAAUUUAAGUAAUACUUAUAACGGUGUGACUUUCCUUUUAGGUUCUGCUAGAAGAUCAUAUAGUCAAAACCAUGACAAUGAAAGGUUCCCCGUUUAUCAAGCCUUUUGAAGAUGAAAUCAAUCAAUGGGACAAUUUACUGGUAUCAGAUAUUUAAAACUUGUGAUUAAUUUUGUAAACCUUGGAUGUAGUUUUUUAAAAGCUCAUUUAUUGGGGAAUCAUCUAAAAUUACAACCAUAUCUUUAUUUGUAUUAACUGAGGUUGACCUUUUCAGCAUCGGAUGAAGAGCAUUCUUGACUCAUGGCUUCGGGUUCAAUCAGCAUGGCUUUACUUGGAACCUAUCUUUAGCUCUCAGGAUAUUCGUAACCAGAUUCCCGUGGAGGGUAAAAUGUUUGAGGAAGUUGAUGGCCAUUGGUUAGUAUUUACAACACCAAUUCACUAGCUUGUCAGUCAAAUGAAACAUAUAUGUUCAGUUUUCCACUUUUAUCUGCAAACUUUUUAAUAUUAACGUAAUUUACUUUAAAAGAUAAGUGGUCUAUAUUAUAUAAAAAGAAAUUGCUUUUGUAUUUUUAUUCUACUCAGGAGAGACAUAAUGUUGAAGUCUGUGGAAAACACAAAAGCCUUAGUUGUAGUAUCCCAGGAUGCAAUGCUAGAAAAACUUCAGCACUCUGAGGUACAGAUAUAGCGUUUCUUGUCUUUUUGUUCUCUCAUUAAAAGAAACAUCAUUUAUUACAAUUGCAUUGACUUAUAUGAAACUCUGAAAGAAUGUUAAUUGUGUUUAUUAGGGAGAGUAGGAUUAAAUAAACAUUGUCAAAACCAUAAGAAUCGAUUAAAUAUUUUUGCCCUAGUCAGUAACCAAACAACACCACAGUAAUUUUACAUAGUUUGAAAAAUUGAAUUCCUAAAUAAUUGUUACUUAUUUAAUGGUCAUAACUUGACAAUUGGCAUUUAAAAAUGUACCAGGUUUCAUAUUUCUUGAACCAUAUUCCAGUCUAUGCUUGAUGACAUACAAAACAUAUUUAUUGAACUGUAUUCCAGUCUAUGCUUGAUGAUAUACAAAAAGGCCUCAAUGAUUAUCUUGAAAAGAAGAGGUUGUUUUUCCCUAGGUGAGUACAAAUGGACACAGUAUCACAAUAUAUUAUUUUUAACCAAUAUGUUAUAAUUUUUUUGUCUGUAAAAAUAUUUAUUAUUUUUUUGGUAUGUUACUAAAGUUGUAAAUAUUUGUACUGUUGAACUAUAAAUUCUUAAUUGAUCAACAUUCGGAAUAAGUUUCACAGGACAGUAGACAUUUGAAGUACUAAAAGAUCAUCCAAAAAUGCACAGUUAUUCAGAAAGCAAAUUAACCGAAGCCCUAGGUUCAUUUCAGUUUUAACAUUCUGAUUUUAAACAUGUCAAUUGGAAACUAUUGGAGAUGUUAAUUUAUAAUUCUGUCUCAUGUUUCCACUCCUGUAGAUUUUUUUUCCUGUCCAAUGAUGAGCUCCUAGAAAUUCUCUCAGAGACCAAGGAUCCUCUGCGAGUGCAGCCCCAUUUGAAAAAAUGCUUUGAAGGCAUUGCCUGUUUGACCUUUACUUCUGAAAAGAUCAUCACCGCCAUGGAAUCGGCUGAAAAAGAAAGGGUGGAGUUUGCCAAGACAAUAAUACCAGCAGAUGCUCAGGGAUUGGUGGAAAGAUGGUUGCAACAAGUAUGUGUUACUUUAUAUUGCACACCGUAUUUAUGUUAGUGUAACUGCAGCCAUUAAGUUAAUGGAACAGCAGAAGCUCCCUCUAGCAGGCUCACUUCCCUAGAAGUGGCACCAUAGUUCUUGGUCCCACAGAUGAAAGUUAUUAUUACAGACCUGUUUACCCUCAAACUCUUAAAAUCAUACAAUCUCAUCACAAAAUCGUUCAAUACAUUAUCUUAAUAGAAACAAAGUAAACAUACAGCAGAUAAAAUGUAUACACCUCAAAAUUGUACAUUGUACGCUGCCAAAAUCGUGAGAGUAAGUCUGCGAUAAUAAAAUUUGGUUUUGCUUCUGUGAUUUUUUUAAUGUCAUUCUUAUAAUGUUAUGCUGAUUUGACCUCCAUAGGUUGAAGAGGUGAUGAAGCUCAGCUUGCGGGAAGUGAUGGGCAAAGCUGUGCAAGCCUAUCCUAAGACCAAACGUGGGGACUGGGUGCUACAGUGGCCAGGACAAAUUGUGCUUGCUGCCAGUCAAAUCCAUUGGACCGCUGAGGUUACUCAGGUGAAUUCAACCAGAAUGUCUCCAGUUGUAAAAAAUAGAAGUUGAGAUCUGAGAAUUCAUUCAUGUUUUUGUUUUUAGCUGUUUGCAUUGGAAAGAAAUGUGUUACACAUGUUAACGCCUUUGCUAAGGAAAAAUGCAAUUACAGUAAUUUUGUUAGAUAAUCUGGUUCAUGAACACUAUAAUAGAAAGCAAAGGUUUUAAUUGAACGUUUCUCCGAAAUAAACUCUCAGGCCAUCAGAUUUGGAGGUCUCAAAGCUUAUCUGGCUCGCAGCAAUAAGCAGGUGGAGGAGAUUGUUGAGAUGGUCAGAGGGAAACUGUCAAAGAUGGCCAGGAUCACUCUUGGCGCUCUCAUUGUCAUUGAUGUUCAUGGUGAGAUCACUCAGAGUAUUCUCUUUAUGUCUUUGAUAGUAGAGUACAAGCGUUACUUUUUGGUGAUAGUUUAUGACAUGGGUAUUCUUAUAUACAGUGAUAGUCUAUGACAUGGGUAUUCUUAGAUACAGUGACAGUCUAUGACAUGGGUAUUCUUAGAUACAGAGAUAGUUUCUGACAUGGGUAUUCUUAGAUACAGUGAUAGUUUCUGACAUGGGUAUUCUUAGAUACAGAGAUAGUUUCUGACAUGGGUAUUCUUAGAUACAGUGAUAGUUUCUGACAUGGGUAUUCUUAGAUACAGAGAUAGUUUCUGACAUGGGUAUUCUUAGAUACAGUGAUAGUUUCUGACAUGGGUAUUCUUAGAUACAGAGAUAGUUUCUGACAUGGGUAUUCUUAGAUACAGUGAUAGUUUCUGACAUGGGUAUUCUUAGAUACAGAGAUAGUUUCUGACAUGGGUAUUCUUAGAUACAGUGAUAGUUUCUGACAUGGGUAUUCUUAGAUACAGCGAUAGUUUCUGACAUGGGUAUUCUUAGAUACAGUGAUAGUUUCUGACAUGGGUAUUCUUAGAUACAGAGAUAGUUUCUGACAUGGGUAUUCUUAGAUUACAAUGUUUCUCAAUAUUUUUACCAGGUACAUAUUUCUUAUUCUUUAUUAGUUGCCAAUUACUUAUUUCCCUAUUUAAAUGUUCACAAAUUAUGUCUCAAACACCAAAUCAGCCAGGGACGUGAUCAGCAACCUGUUUAGUAUUGGUACCUCGAGUCCUGAUGAUUUCUCCUGGAUUUCCCAACUACGCUAUUAUUAUGAAGCUGCAUCAUGUAACGUGCGGAUGAUCACAACCUUGGUUGCUUAUGCUUAUGAGUAUCUUGGAAACUCGGGUCGUUUGGUCAUCACCCCACUCACAGACAGGUGUUACAGGUAAGAAAUGUCUCACAUAAUAUAUACCCAUAGAUAUCUGAGGGUGCUGUGUAUGACUUACAAACAAAUUCAUGCCUGCAAUUUAUUUUCUAUACUGAGUAUCUCUACUAACUCAAUUUUUCUCUGAAUUUGUACAGCCAAUUCGAACAAAUUUUUUGUUAGUAAAUGAAGAUGUAUGCUUAUAUUUAUGUGUCCUUACCUAUCUCUUCCUAGAACCUUAAUGGGAGCUCUGCUUCUAAACCUGGGCGGUGCACCUGAAGGACCAGCAGGUACAGGAAAAACUGAAACAUCCAAAGAUCUGGCCAAAGCUGUAGCAAAACAGGUGAUAUUAAGUCAAAAGAUAUCAUGUAAAUUUUAAACAAAUUGAAUCUAUGAUAACUAAUAGGCCUUAAGAUGUAUGUUUACUAACUUUAUCAAUGAAAAUUUAUCCUGAUGUUUUAUUAAUGGAAGUUUAGUGUCAUAAAAUAAGUUAGAUCUCAUCAUUUUAAGAGUUGUAUACAAUAAACCAGGUAAUAUUUUAGUCAUUACAUUUCAUCUCAUGAAUGAACAUAAUGUUGACCACGCCUACCACCGCUAACGGUUCCUUCCUCCAGUGUGUUGUGUUCAACUGCUCGGAUGGCCUGGACUACAAAGCCAUGGGGAAGUUUUUCAAAGGUCUCGCUCAGUCUGGUGCCUGGGCAUGUUUUGAUGAGUUCAACAGGAUUGAGCUGGAGGUGGGUCUUAUUGAAGGGCUCAUUUAAAUAAGAACAAAUUCCAACUUUUUAUUUGCACACUUUUGGGUCCAUUCUUAAGCUUGAAACAAUUUUUCAAUCAUUUGAAAUUCAUUCCAUCAUCACUAUGAUAGAAAAUGUUUUCAUUUAUCUCAAAUAAACAAUUUUUAACUUAAAGAAAAUGCAAUAGUUAACGUAUUUUGAUAUAUUGGCCGGAAAAUGCAUUAAAUCUUUUAUAUAAAUUGAACAAUAAUUUUACAGGUUGAGUUAUUUAUCCCAGCAACAUUUAAGAAUUGCUACAAGAUAUUACUAUACAUGUCAUUUCAGGUCCUCUCUGUUAUAGCUCAACAAGUGCAAACUAUCCAGCGGGCCAUCAUCGACAAGGCUGUGACAUUCAUCUUUGAAGGCACUGAAAUCUCACUAGAUCCCACUUGUACCAUUUUUAUUACCAUGAACCCAGGCUAUGCUGGAAGGGCUGAGUUGCCAGAUAAUCUCAAGGUAAAGUUUCUCCAAAAUGACAAUAACAAAAUAAUAUAUUAUAAAUUUUUACAUUAUUUUUCAUAAAUUAUAUUAUUCUGAAUAACAUAAAAAUCGGCCCUGUGAGUCAGCUUCUCUAUUUCUAUUAUCUCCCCUUUAGUUUAUGACAUUGCCUAACUGAAAUAGGUCAGGAGGCUUUCCUAUAUAGUUUUAAAAAAAUAAUAAUUUAUUCAAAUGUUUAUAAUUUAUACUGUAUCUGGUGCUAUACCAUUAAGGACACAUGGCUUUUGUUUAAGUGUCAGAUAAUGGUCAUUGUUUAAGAAUAAAAAAUGUUCUAUUGCUGUGACAUCCAAAAGUCAAAGUAAUGCUAAAAGGUUUUUUAAGUCUACAUUUUGUUCAACUCAGUUUAUAGUCUAGACCAGACUUUAAUAGCAUUGCAUUACAUGCUUGCACAUCCCUUCUGCUCAGGUGUUGUUUCGCACUGUGGCUAUGAUGGUGCCUGACUACGCUAUGAUUGCCGAGAUAUCUCUCUACUCAAAUGGUUUUGUCAGUUCAAGAAGUCUGGCCACUAAGAUUGUGGCUACAUACAGACUGUGUUCAGAACAGGUGAGAUCUUGUAUAAUGGUUGUCUCACAAAUACAUAUGUAUUAUAUCUGUGCUAAGCAUAAACAUCUUUAUAGGAAUAUACAUUUUAACAUAUAAUUCUCUAGAAUUCUCUCAGCCCAUAAAUGUCUAUGAAAAAAAAAAUUAAAGAAACAAAUAUAAACCAAGUCUACCUACCUUGGAAUGAAGAUGAAAAUUUGUUCAUUAAAAACUUGUAUGGAUAUUUUGGACUAUUCUUAAUGCUCUUACAGUACAUUUAAAUAUUCUGAAACAUUUUAAAUAUAUCUGAACAUUUUUAGGCCUCCACAAUAAAAUUAGGAGCAGAUACAAAUUAUUUCUUGUGGAUUGAAAGAAAAUCUGUCCUGAUAAACUACAUUCACCACAACAUUUCAUUCAAAAUCAGAUUUCAUUCAACAUCAGAUUUCAUUCAACAUCAGAUUUCAUUCAGUUAAUUUGUCCUUGAAUUUUACCCCUCUUAGACUUAAUACUUGAAGCUUAUAUUUACAGCUAUCAUCCCAGCAUCACUAUGAUUAUGGUAUGAGGGCAGUGAAGUCUGUGCUGACAGCUGCAGGCAACUUGAAGCUCAAAUAUCCAGACUAUGAGGAAGAUGUUCUGGUGCUCAGGUCUAUUAAUGACGUAAACUUACCUAAGGUAAAAAACUGCAGAUGCUCCUCUAUGUUAUUUUUCACAUCACUGUUUUUAUAAUUUAAUUAAAAUGUCCUGAAACUAAUAAGUUAUGAAAUUUUAUGCUGCAUAAUGUUACUCUGUUUUUUUUGUUUUUUUUUAUAUUUGACGUUUCCAAUUAAAGUCAAAGAAGUAUUUAGUUUCUAUAAGUAUUAACUAUCUAUAUGUCUGUUUCUAUAAGCAUUAACUGUCCAUAUGUCUGUUUCUAUAAGUUAAUUCUGUAUAUAGGCCAAUGUUUCUAUAAGCAUGAACUGUCUAUAUAUCUUUUUCUAUAAGCAUGACCUGUCUUUACAUCUGUUUCUAUAAGGAUGAAUUGUGUAUUUCCAGUUUCUAUCAGAUGACAUUGAGUUGUUCAAAGGAAUCACGUCUGACCUCUUCCCUGGCGUUACAUUACCCAAUCCAGACUACGCAAGUCUUGAAGAAGCCCUGAUUGAGAAGAUCAAACAAACAAACUUGCAAACAGUUCCUUGGUUCAUUACUAAAAUUAUACAAGUAAAUUUGUUGAUCACAAUGCUUUUUAAAACAAAAUUGACAUUGAUUUGAUAAACUUUGUACACAAAGAAAGUUCUAUGUAUGUCAGUAAAAAUGUACAAAGAAAAAUCUUUUAUAAGAUUAUAAAGUAUUGACAUUUGUUAUAGUCACAAAAGAAUUGUGGCCACUUUUAAAAUAAAAUAAUUUAAGAUGUCUUUAAAGCUGUAUGAAAUUGUUUGGCAUUUUUACUUACUAAUGAAAGAUGUUUGAAUUUUAUUUUAGCAAAUGAAGUUGUGGUCCUAAAUGUUUUUAUAUGGUCAUCAUCAAAGAUGAUGACAACAAAAAAUCAAAUACAAUUGUUUUAAAACGCUACUUUUACUUUGCUUGUAGAUCUAUGAGAUGAUCCUGGUGAGACAUGGCCUGAUGGUUGUGGGAGACCCACUUGGAGGGAAAACAUCAGCAUUUAAAACUUUAGCAGGGGCCUUGGCCACAUUACACAGCAAGGGCUUGAUGGAAGAAAACUCGGUGAGAAGUCAUAUUAAUUCUUUGUUGCAGCAAGAUUAUUUCUUAUGGUAACAGUGUUCAUCCCAUUUAGAGAAUCUGACAAGGCAACUAAUGCUUUAACUACACUGACUGUUUGUUCAUUUACAUGUUGAGAGGCAAAAGGAUAUGAAAAAUAUAGCCAAUCAUAGAAAAAUAAAAUAAUACAAACUUUUAACUAAUACAUGUAUUUCUGCUCAAUUUGAACUUUUUUCUUUGUUUUACACGCAUUUAUUGUUGUUAUUUACAAUAAAAAAAGUAUUUCUUUUGGUAAACUGCAUAUUUCUUUUGCUUUGAAAUUUAAAAAAAAAAGCUUUAAAAAAAACUAAUAUCAAUUUUUGAUGCAUUUGUGUGUGUCCAGGUUCUAUACAGUAUCAUCAAUCCUAAAGCUAUCACUAUGGGUCAGUUAUAUGGAAGGUUUGAUCCAGUGUCUCAUGAAUGGACUGAUGGUAAGCACAAAUCAUUUAAGUUUGAUACAGUAAAUAUAAUUUGAAUUGAAACAAAUUAUGUGAUACAGAAACCAAGUAGAAUCAAUGAUGUAAUAAAUCUUGGAUGAAAGACAUUCGUGACAAAUAUAAGUCAAGUAUUAAUAGCAUUCCCUGUAUCACUGCCCUUUGUUGAGACCACUUGGUUAUAUGGUUAUAAUAAUUUCAAUACAAAUUUCCUUUUUUUGAGAAUGAUUCAAGUCUAAGUGUUAUUUCAGUAUGAGCCAAAAGUAAUAGUACUGAAAUCCAUCAUCUUGAAUGUGUAUGUGGAUCAGUCAAAGGUGCAUAACUUCAGCCACCACCUGUUCCCAGAAGUGAAAACGAUUAUGUGUUGAGCAUUUUUUGUUGAAAAUGAGUCUCAUGUUGGAGAAAACUAUUUUCAUAGUUGACCAUCAUUUUCAUUCGCACUUUUAAGUAAUUAUGUGAUUGUAAAGGGGAAUCAUGUUUGAAUAAAGGUGUAAGAACGAUUCCAAAAUACGGCACCAAGAAACAAAGUUAUAUUGUCUAUUGAUCAACCAGUACAUUUUUCAAUAAUGAGAAUCACACCAUGUUCUCCAAAAGGCGCUGCAUUCAGCCCUAUUAAACCUAUGAGGAACAUCCUACAAAAUUAACAUCAGAAAUAAUACCGUCCAUUAUUUAAGGACAAAGGUGCAUUUUUGUACCCGAUACAGGUUCCAGAUUUUUAUAGGAAUGAGUGGUUCUCAGAGUCACAUUUGUUAAUGUUAGAUCCCUUCCAUUGACAGAGUAAUGUUCCAGAACAGUGUUACUUGGUGCCUUUUUAAAAAAAAAUCUCUUAUAAGAUAAGAUAAGAUUCUUUUAUUGAUCCAAAUAAAUGGAAAUGUUUUUUUAUUGCAUUAUACAUUAUCAGCACAUAAAUAAAACAAUUUGAACACAAGACAUUUAUAAUAAAUUAUUUCAAACAGCCAUUCAGUGAGUUCUCUUAGCAAAAUCGGGGACUUAUUAGUUCUCAUUCAGAUGUGUGACUUCAGAGGAAGCACGCUGGUAAAUUCGUACAGAUUGGGGAACAAAAGAAUUUUUAUAUUGGUCAGUCAUCGCCCUGAUGGAAAGAAUUCAUCCCGAACGGCCCGAACCUAAGUAUCUAGGAUGAAGAGGGUGGGAUGUAUCAUCCAAAAUGUGUUUAGUUUUGCAAAAACAUCUUUCUUCAAAUAGUUCUUCAAGUGAAGGAUGUUUAGUUUGUGUUAUGUUUCUAGCUUUCUUGAUUAGUCAGUUUACACGGUGUUUAAUAUCAGACGUUGAAUUCCCACACCAGCAGGUAAUACUGAAAUUAAGCAGGCUUCCAAUAGUUGCACUGUAGAAUAAGUUAAGGACUUGCUUGUUUACGCCAAAAUUGUACAGUUUUUUGAGGUAGAACAGUCUUGGUUGAAUUUCUUAUACAGGAUUUGGCCGUGCUCAUGCCAUGUUAGCUUAUUAUUAAUGGUGACACCUUAGUACUUGUAUGCCUCCACUUUCUCCACAUUUUGAUUUUUUAUGUUGAGAUCUGUAAUCAGGUGUUUCCCCCUCCUGAAAUCAACAACCAUUUCCUUUAAAAAGGAAAUUUGUAUUGAAAUUAUGGCAUUGUUCUUCGAGCUUUUUUAAAACAAGGUCACCCUCUACAUUCACUAACGCAUGAGGGAAAAUAUUGAUGAACAGUAAAUACUUUUCCCUUCAUGGGGAGACCCAUUUCAAACAAAAACUGGAGAACAAACAUAUAAUGCUUUUCACUUCUAUGGUCACGUGGCAUAUGGUUGACAUACACAAGUACAAAUUCAAGAUGCUUGAGUUUCAGUAUUACUAGUUCUAGCGCAUGCUGCACUUGCUCUGGUUAUAAGUAACCUCUAUUCAGUAGCAUUUGUCUACAUUUUUUUAAAGAUAUAAGCGAAAAAAUAAUAAUUUUUUCUACAUUUACGUUUGUACUGUUCAGGUGUGCUGGCAAACACUUUUCGUGACCACGCAUCAAACACAAACCUUAGCCGUAAGUGGAUAAUCUUUGAUGGGCCCGUUGAUGCUGUGUGGAUUGAAAACAUGAACACAGUGCUUGAUGACAACAAAAAGGUAAUCAAAAUUACUUUCUUACUUGGCAAUGUUCUACAUGUAUAGACUCAAAGACCUUUGGUCUGUGUCAACUAAACAUCAGAUACAAAGAUGUAAUCUACCGUCUAAUAGUACUUUUCCAGUUUUUCAUUGGUAGAUGAAAAUUGUAGCAUGGUUGCCUUAAUUAAUUCUAUUGAUAUAUUUGCAGCUGUGCCUAAUGAGUGGAGAAAUCAUUCAAAUGAACAACACACAGAAUAUGAUCUUUGAGCCACAAGAUUUAGAACAAGCAUCUCCUGCAACUGUGAGCAGGUGAGUUAUAUUAUAAAUAGCUUCUGAAAUGUCUAUUGGAAACAUUUCAAAUGAAUGAAUGGAUUACAUCUUUUUGAAAUCUUGUCUUAAACACUUCCCUGUGAGAUUUAGUAAUCAUGAAGACAAAAUAAGACUGAACGGUUUGUCUUCACAGAUGUGGGAUGAUUUACAUGGACCCCCUACAGCUUGGUUGGGAACCACUGGUCACAUCAUGGAUGGUGACAGAACUGCCAGAUUCUUUAAAGAAAGACCAAAGAGAAAUGAUAAAGGUUUGCCAAACACCAAACCAUGCCUUCACUUCCAAGAGCUGUUUUAUCUUUAUUUUAAUUAUAUCUCUUUUUAAUAUUUUUCAUUGACUCUUUAUUACAUAUGUAAAUUAAAAAAAAUCCAAUACAAAUAUUAUUAUUUUCAUGGUUUAUAAAUCCCUUUGGGUUUGUUCCAAACUCAUGUUUGUUGUUUAUAAACUUGAUCCCAGUUAGUUGAGUAGGGCUUCUUAAAGCAGGCCCAAAUUAUUUCAUUUUUUUUUUUUAAUUUAUUAUUUUAAUCUGAAUAGUUUCUUUCCUUUCAAUUGACGAUGUCAUCAACGAAUCCAUGUUUUCUUAGCCAAACCAUAGCAGCUACAAAUGAUAUGAAAGCAGAUGUGAUACAAACCAACACAUUUAGAUCUUUUGUCUCCGAAAAUAGUUUUUUUUCGUUUGUGGUCAUACCCCAUAGAAAUGUUUAAUUUGGAUUAUUCUUCCUGGAAAGAUUUUGGAUUACUGGAAUACUUAAAGAAUCGCCUAAUUUUUAUAUAUAAAAAUUGCAUUCACUAUUUAUAUUCUCCACUAUAUUUUAAGAAACUUCAUCAUACUUGAGAUAAGAUUUAAAAUUAUUUGUUCUUUGGUGUUGGAGCUAUUUGUUAAAAAUUGCUUUUAUAUGCUGUGCAUUAUUCUUAGUUAUCACCAGUUGAUUAACCUGAAACAUUAUUUCGUUCUCGAACUUGAUGUAACUACUAUUUUUGACAGCUCUUGUUUGAGUGGAUCUUGCCUCCCUGCCUGACAUUUGUGGCCAGAUCAUGCAAACACCUGCUACAGCUGCACCCAAUGCACUACACAGCAAGUUUACUCAAGCUUUACUCUUGUCUUAUGGAGGAAGUCAAGUAUGUCACCAUCAGUUAUGUUGUCAUUAAUUGAGCCAUGCUACUGACAUUAAUCACAGUUAUAUUGCUGUUUAUCCGAUCGCUAAUAUUUUUGUAUAUGGACAUGGGUUUCUGGUUUCAGCAGUUUAUUUUGUUCUGGUUCAUGACAUUUUUUUUUUAAGGAAACUCGGUAAGGAUGAUGAAGAUGAGGAUAAUUUUGUUGAAGAAGACGUCAAAGAAGGAGAACAAUCUGCAGUGGAAGAGCAACCUGCUUUGGGGAUGAAUGAGAAAAAGCUGGAAGAGGAGCGCACAAAUAUGCUAGUAGCCUACUUUUUGUUCUCAGUGGUAUGGUCGGUUGGUUCAACUUUAGAUUACGACUCUCGUAUCAAGUUUGAUGAGUUUUUCAGAGAAUUAUGCAAUAUGGAAGGAAGCAAAGAUAAAUAUCCUAAGUACGUUUCUGAUACUUUUCUAAAUAAUUUAAGUCAGUUUACAUUCAUAAAUGCUGAGAAAAAUUCGUGGAAUUGUUUGGUAAACACACUGGUUCUACCAAUACUGAUUAGUAUUUUAUUUUAUGACUGAUGUACAUUUCCUUUAAAAGAAAUUUGAAAUCUUAAUAAGAUCUAUCUGAUUUGUGUUUUGUUUAUUAAGCCAUGUUAUCUAGAUAAAAAAACACUUAUUUCCAGAAUUUAAAAGUUGUUUUUUGUAUUGUUGAUUUUUCUCGGCCCAUCUUUGUACUGUUGAUCUUUUUUUACUGGCCUAGCAGGAAGCGAGACUCUUAACAUGUUGGCCAUAAUUUAUGUUUUGUGAUUUCAUGAGGUAAAAUUAGUCCGUAAAAUAAACAAUUUCCAUCAACUCUACUUUUAGACCAAAGGAUCUCAAGUUUCCCAGAGCAGUUCUCAUUCCAAAGAAAGGUUUAGUUUAUGAUCAUGUGUUCAUCCGUAGGCAGUUUGGAUCUUGGAGUCCAUGGUCUAAUCUUGUGAAGACAGUCAACAUUGAUGAAAAAGCCCAGGUAAAGUUUAUCUUUUGUGAAGCUUAUCGUUUUGACCAUAUAAAUAUUGGGAGAUGACAUAUGUUUUUAAGAUGUAUACUUGCAAUAGCUGUUCUAAAGUUGGAGACUUUGUAUUGAAGAUUUUUUAAUUAUAUUUUUGUUUAAUAUACUUUAAGGUAGAUGUUACAAGCAAAUUGCGAAAUAUGCAAAAUUUGUACAUUUUGCCUGCAUAAUAGAUAAAACUUCUUUAAAAAUGUGUUCUGAGACAAAAAGUCAUUAUAUUAAUGGUGGAUUUUAUGUUUCUUUUCAGUCUAUUCAGGUAACCAAGCAGUUCACUGACACAGUUUUACCUUGUCUGCCAAUUCACCUUUUGAUACCCUAGAUCCAACCAUGAAAUCUGGAAUUAGAAAUCAAAUAUCUUUUUAAGUUACAUAAUUAUUUUUAAGUGUAAUCCUUUUAGGAUCUUAAAAUUUUCAGUAACUAUCAGUAUAUCAAUCAGAAGCCAAUGGUCUGUUUAAAUGCUGAUAGUGAUGUAUGAAGGCAAAAAUCUUUUUUGUAGAUUUAAUUGAACAUUUUUUGUGUGGAUGUUUUUUUGGGCAAUAUUCUAGUUUUAUUUUUAAAUAUCCUUUUCCUCUUAUCAAGACCAAGCCACAGAGUUCCUUCACAACUGGAGACAUGGUAACGUAAAAUAUUGUAUAAUGUUUCUAUGUAACAGAUAAUCUAUGUUUGAAAAAAAAGAAAGGAAAACUGUUUACAGAGAUUUUUUAGACUUAAAUAAGAAAUUUAUUUUAUGGAGUAGAUCACUUUGAAAUGACAUGAAAUGUAUUAUUAAUAUUACUACCCAGUAAUGAAACAGCUGGGUUUUAAAGUGGUGACAACAAUUCCUACUUGACAAUUAGUUGAGUUAUACUAAAUUGAAUUUUUUGGUUAGUCUAGCAUUUCAUGUCUUUAUUUUAAGAUUAACAUUUCUGAACAUACUACUAGAAUGCAACUACCACUCUACCAAUUCCUGCUUUUAACUCUUGUGUCCUGAAUUUUCUAUAAUUUGUAUAUAAUAUUAUAAAUUUCUUUUACAAUUUACUAAUAUAGUUGUCAUUUUUUAUAUUCAUAAUAUUUGAAUAAUGUUCUUUUACUUUUACUUUUAGAAGUGAAUUCUCUUUACCAUUUGUAAUUAAUUUCAGAAGAAAACAAUCAGAAGGAUAAUUUUUUAUUUUGAAUAUUUCUCACUUUAGAAGUCCAAGAAUCAUUUAAAUUUAAUUUGACUGAGUACAUAGUUUCUUAACUUUUUUUUAGUGAUUUUUUAUGUAGUGUAAGGCUUCUUUCUUGUAAUGUGUAAAAAAAAAAAGGAGAUCAAAUAAAUUACGACAACUGGUCCAAAAUAUGUUGCUAAAUAAAACCCAAUGCCUAUGCGGAAAAAUGAUUGCCUACAUUUCCAUCACAGAGAGACAAGGAACUAAGGAUUAUGGUAAGACUAACAUAAUAUGCAGCUGCCUUGUGGAGAUUGUUUAUAUGCUGACAGCAAUCCUACUUGUAAUAAAAAUGGAUUUGUCUAAAGAAAAUUUCCUUUAAUCUGGGUUACCUGCCUUACAAUGCACUUUUCAAAACCUUGGUUAAAGUUUGCAAAUCACUUACAUUAAAUUAUAUUCAGCUGUUUUUCUAACGGUAUUUCUAAAAAAAAAAUAUCCAUUUGCAAAUUAAAUCCAGGUUCACCCCAACACAAGCAUCUGGUUAAUAUAGAAAUCAAUUAGUUUUGUAAAUUGGCAGCUUAAUCCAGAUUGAAGAAACAAGUGUUUUGUUUUGUGCAUCUUUGGUGAUGGUAAUGUCUUGUCUGUUCACGUUACUGUAUCUCAUGCAAUCAAAACUAAAAUUAUAUUCCAGACGUUUAUAGCCAGACAAUUUGAUGCUAUUGAUAAUCACACAAGUAAUACACAUAUAUUUAAUAUCUCAUCCAUAUUCAUUGGCUUUUUAUUUUUGCUCAGUACACAAUAAAUAAUGCUUUAAUGCUGGAAAUAAUGAGAGCUUUAUUUUUAAACAUGCAUCACCAAGAGGUCAAAUGAAAUAUUUAAACAGAUUUAAGCCAACCUUUUGUGCUGUAUGCCGGUAACGUCUCCAUAAUUUACUAAAUAAUCUGAAUUAUUCAUCAAGUAUUUAACAUGGCAUUGACCCGGAGAGAUGAUCCAUAGUGCACUGUUCUUUAAAGAAUGUCAUAUGUUAUUUUACCUACACAAACUGCCCCCAAUCACUAGUAUGUGCUAGAUAUUUUAAUUUCCAUAGCCACUGAUCCACAGUGAUGUAGUCUAUGCAGUCAAUAUGAUUGAACAAAUUAUUGAAAUGUUUGUACCAACAACUUUAAUGCUAAAUUAGUUGAAUUCUUUUGAACUCUUGACCCUUUAUAUCUGCAUUUUGUGAAUUGAUUUACGAAGUUAUCUUUUCAGGCUAAUAAAAUAAUUACAGCAUAUUAAACUAAAUCAAAUCACAAGCUAUGUGCUCAAGGAAUAAUUACUAUUUAAUCACUUUAUUAACUUAAUACAAAAUUGCUGUUUCAAUUUAAAUAUAAAUAAUCUUCCAGAUUUUCCAAAUUCAUUAUAGUUAUUUGUUGUGAUUUUUUUUUAUCCAUUUAUCAAAAACCAGGAUGCAUUGCUCUAAAUAUUGUCAAUUUAUUUACAUAAUUUUUUUUUUUUUUACACUUUAAAUUGUAUUAUUUAUUUUGCUAUUUAAACUAUGUAUGCCAGAACAUUAAAAAAUAAAAUUAUAUUAAAGAUAGUCUUUUCUUACAUUUAAAAUGAAAAAAAUGGUUAAAAAAUUGUAGUAUAUCCUGUUACAUUGAAAAUGUUAGACUUGUAUUUCAGUGCUUUUUUACAAUAUUUAUCAAAUAAUUUUUCUUGAGGUUUUAAGUGUCCAUGCAAUAAAAACUCAUGAAUGUAUUCUUCAGAUUUCAAAUAUUUUGAGAACUAAUAUUAAUUUGAAGCUAUAUUAAUACAAUUAACAAUAUGAAUGUAUUAUUCUCAUACAAAUUAUUCAUACUACAAAUAUGCUUACACAUUUUUUGUGAAAAUGUAAUUAACAGCUUUAUAACUCAAAGUGUAUAAUUGACUUGAAUUUUAUCAAUAAAAAAAUUAUAAAUGAAAUAAGACACAUCUAUUUAUUGCACAACUUGUGCUAAUAAUUUAUAUAAAUUUAUUUUAUAUUAAAUAAAGAUAUGUAAUUUGGUUUUGAAGCCGAAUAAAGGAAUUUAAAAAAAAACCAAUUGAAGGGUUCAAGGGAAAAACCAGUGAUGUCAGUUUUCAACAUUUCUAUGUUAUCUCCCUUGUGGCUACAUUCCAUUUAAUAGAAUAAUAUGAUAGAUAGGUCCAACUGAAAAAGCAGCGUAGUCAAUAAAUUAAUAUGUAGACAUCUUGAUAUGUUCAUACUUUUAUGAGGAAUUUUCAAACUUUAAAUUCAAUUUUCUCAAAACUCUCAAACCCUGACAUUCACUGGUUUUUCCCUUGAGCCCUUCAAUUAGUAAUAAGUGUUAAUACCACUAAAACGUUUAGUACCGGUAAUUAAGUCUAUUUUAUUUAUAUGAAACUAAAUUAACAAGAUGUGAUUUUUUUUAAACUUUAAUUUAUCUUAUAUGAAUAUUGGCGUUUCAAAUAUGUCUGAAAAUCCAAGGCUUUCAAAAUGAUCAUUUUCUGCACAUCUUACUAAACAUAUCCCCAUAUUUUGUUCAGAUCAAUGCCUUGAUUAUCAACACAGUAGAAACAGAGAGACAACGCUACUUCCUGAAGCAUUUCCUGCAAAAGGAAUUACCAUUGUUGUUUGUUGGUCCCACAGGCACAGGAAAAAGUGCCAUCACAAACAGUUACCUUCUUGAGGUAGGCCAGUUUCAAUCUACAAUGUGCUGAACAUUUAAUCAGAAUAUUAAAAUCCAAUACAAAUUAUACUAGUAAUAAUACUUAUACAAAGUGCAAUGAACUUGCUGUAGGUGCAGCCAAUAAAUGAAGUCUCUGAUAGUAUGUCCUGAUAAAAUUUUGUCUUGAUUUAUUACAGCUUCCCAGGGACAAAUAUGUCAUCAACAAUAUCAAUUUCUCAGCUCAGACGUCAGCCAAUCAAACACAAGACAUUAUAUUUUCCAAGUUGGAAAGGUAAGAAUUUUAACAUGUGGUGUCAUUCAUCACUGAAUGCUGGUCAAUAAAUGGGACAAAGGUAAGAAUUUUAACAUGUGGUGUCAUUCAUCACUUGAAUGCUGGUCAAUAUAUGGGACAAAGGUGAGAAUUUUAACAUGUGGUGUCAUUCAACACUGACUGCUGGUCAAUAUAUGGUACGAAGGUAAGAAUUUUAACAAGUGCCAGUCAUCACUGACAGCUGAUAAUUUUAUGUGGAAUUUAGUUUUGCUAAUCUAUUGCUGCCUCUUGUUUAUAUGCAAGUUUAUUAACCCAUAGUUGACUGCACACCAUAAAAGAUACUACGAUCAUUUCAUUCUUUUUUUUAAGUUUAAAAAUUUUUAAUUAAAAAAAACUAACAUGCAUUAAUAAUUAUGUAUAUUCAUUAUAUUUUUUUAUUUUUUGCUUACACAUCAAGUAACUCUAUUUGUUUAAUUGUGAAUAUUUAGUCUUAUUUUCAAAUUUACUUUCCUACUUGACAGGAGAAAGAAAGGGACGUACGGACCCCCAGUGGGAAAGAAAUUGUGUGUCUUUGUUGAUGACCUGAACAUGCCAGCUAAAGAAAAAUAUGGUGCACAGCCACCAAUUGAAAUAUUGCGACAGUGGAUUGAUCACAGAUUUUGGUUUGACAGGUGAUCAGUGUCCGAAUUCAUUUCAGUGUUAUGAAAUAAUGCCAAGGUUUCUUGCCAUUUUGCUCCUAAUGUACACAGUAACAGAUAAAAUAAGACCAUGGUUGAUAAUCUGGUUGAAGACUCAGGGAAUCACAAUAAAUAGAAACAUCAAUAAAAAUAUAAUAAUAUUAUAAAUAGCAAAUUAGGGAAGCUUCACCCUCAAACAUUUUAAAAUAUUUUUUUUUCAGACAAAAAUAUAUUGCAGAAUUUGUCCUAUUUGAAGAUAAAUAUUUUGUUUGACUAAUGUCAUGUGGUUGAAUAUUUUGUUUGACUAAUGUCAUGUGGUUGAAUAGUUUGUUUGACUAAUGUCAUGUGUUUGAAUAUUUUGUUUGACUAAUGUCAUGUGGUUGAAUAGUUGUUUGACUGAUGUCAAGUUAUUGAAUAGUUUGUUUGACUGUCAUGUUGUUGAAUAGUUUGUUUGACUAAUGUCAUGUGGUUGAAUAGUUUGUUUGACUAAUGUCAUGUGGCUCAAUAUUUUGUUUGACUAAUGUCAUGUGGCUGAGUAUUUUGUUUGGUCAGUAGCAAACUUAUGAUUUCUUGCAAACCACUAAUACAUUACUCACCUGCUAUUCAGGAAAGAUACCAGCAAGCUUCACCUGGUUGACAUUGUCAUGCUGUCGGCCAUGGGUCCCCCGGGUGGUGGCAGGAACACUGUGACGCCACGUUUUCUACGGCACUUUAACGUCAUCGGCAUUGAAAGUUUCAGUGAUGAAACCAUGAGAAAUAUAUUCUCUCCGAUCAUUGACUGGCACUUUAAAGCCUAUGAGACAACACAACGCAAAUACUCACGGGUAAAAUUGAUCAGAUAAAGACUAUAACAAUGUGGGCCAUACACUUUGAAGUAUAUUUUUCUCAAAAAAAAUGAUAGGUUCUUUCAACAAUUGAGAAUAGAUUACUCAGAAUCCAAAAAUUUGUCAAACUUCUAUUAAUUUUUUGGUAUUAACUUUAGAAAAAUUUAGUUUUACAUUAGUGUUAAUCCAAUAUUUUAUCUUCUUAAAAUAUAAUAAAUAGUUUAUCUGCCCACUUCAGUCUAAUGUUUUGGUAUCCAUGCUGAUUUCAGAUAAUCAUUGCUGCUACAAUGGAUGUAUACUUGACGGCCAUUAUUAAGUUCCUACCAACACCCUCAAAGUCCCAUUAUCUGUUCAACUUGAGAGAUUUUGCUAGAGUUGUUCAGGUAAGAAUGCCUUAUUAUUAUCUUGUAAAGUUUAUUGAACUAUUAUAUGCGGACAAAAAUAAUUCUUUCAUUCUGUUAUAGGGCAUCCUGCUGCUCAAACCAUCACUUGUAUCAACUGGUGUGGAUGGCAACCAAAAAAUCGCAAGACUUUGGAUUCAUGAAGUGUACCGUGUCUUCUAUGACAGACUAGUUGAUGACGACGAUCGUGAGCAGUUCUUCAGAAUGGUCAAAGUAAGAUUCUCCUUAUGGCACCACAUUUAAAAGAAAAUGCCUGUUAUAUCAUCAGAUUUUUAAAAAAAAAUGUUUAUUGGUCCUCUGGUUCUAAAAAAAUCAAUUCAAUAGAAUUAAUGUGGAUAUUUGUUUCAAUAUUAAUUCUGCAAAAUUUCUUCCACACAUACAGCUAGGAAUCGAAGUACACUUUAAGGAAAAGCUGAACACACUCUUUAGUCACAUUGUUGAGCCUGGAAAAUUAAUUGCUGAUGAGGACAUUCGAACCCUUAUCUUUGGUGACUUCAUUGCCAAAUCCAAGGGAGAUGAACGUCAUUAUGAUGAGAUCCAGAAUCUGGAUGAGCUUAGGGAGGUCAGUUCUUCUUGUCCCAUGCCUUUGUUGGUGUUACUGGCCGUCAAGUGAUUUAAAUCAAUAGGUUCUAGGCUAAGUUAUUGAUGAAUUGAUGUAGCAAUGACAGGUCACUUUUACUGGACAAUUUAAUGAACAAUUUUACAUAAGUUGCUGACUCUACUAUUAUUUAUGACACAACCCUCAGAAUGCCCCAUUCUUGUCCCAUGGCUUUUUUGGUAUUAUUGGUAUCAAAUGAUUUAAAUCAAUAGGUUCUAGGCUAAACUAUUGAUAAGUUGUUCUAGCAAUGACAGGGCACUUUUACUGGAAACUUUAAUGAACAAUUUUACAUUGGUUGCUGACUCUACUAUUUAUGACACAACCCUCAGAAUGUGGAGCAUUACCUUGAAGACUAUAACCUCAGCAGCAAAGCACCAAUGGAUUUGGUUAUGUUCCGCUUUGCUAUAGAACACAUUUCUCGAAUAAGUCGCGUGCUGAAACAACCCAAUGGCCAUUGCCUUCUAGUUGGUAGGUCAUUAUCACAUAGGAAUAAUCUUGAAGAGAAUUAUUAUAAGUUAAACAUCUCUACACAAAGUUUAUUUACAACACCAAUAAACAGGAUUUGUUUUUUGCAUGAUAAUGUUGAAAUUAAAUUGCACAAAUUCUACUUUAGUGCAUACAAAAUAACACAUUUUUCACAUUUUAUAUGAAUUGGCCUAAUGAAUAACAGUUGGAAAAAAAAUUGAUAUGUUAGAUGAAUUUGAUUAAAUGACAGUUUACUGACGGCACAUUUAAUGAAUAAUUGUUUAUAUAAUAUGAGAAAUGGUAUGUAUUGAAAGUCUCAGAUUUUAUUACUAAAUGAUAAAAUGUUAUACUAUAUAAUUGUUUCAGGCAUUGGUGGGAGUGGACGCCAGAGUGUGACGCGACUAGCAGCAUUCAUGUCAGACUUUGACCUCUUUCAAAUUGAAAUUACCAAAAACUACUCGGCUAACGAGUGGAGGGACGAUCUGAGGAAAAUGAUGAGAAGGGCGGGUGACCUUGGGGUUUCAACAGUUUUUCUCUUUGGCGACCAUCAGAUAAAGGUAGCAUAUCUUCUGGCAUGUCGGCAUCAGAAAUAUUGGUGCAUUUCAGCAUCAGAAAUAUUGGUGCAUUUCAGCAUCAGAAAUAUUGGUGCAUUUCAGCAUCAGAAAUAUUGGUACUUGUCAGCAUCAGAAAUACUGGUGUUUCUAAACAUUAUAUUUCAAUUUUAUAUUGAUGAAUCUGUUCAUGGUCAAGUAACAUUUGUUUCACUUUCUUUAAAUCAAUAUGUUUCAUUAGUAUAAUUUCUGUUUCUGAAUUACUUAUGCAAAAUAAAAACUAUUUCUACUUUUCAUUCUAAGCCAUCCGAAUUAAUAAGAACAAAUGACAUUUGAUUGUUGUUUUUUUGUUGUGUUAAGGAUGAGUCUUUCCUUGAAGAUGUCAAUAUGAUGUUAAACACAGGAGAUAUUCCCAACCUGUAUGAAAAUGAAGAGCGUCUUGAAAUCAUUGAGAAGGUAAAAAAAAUAUAUGUAUACUGAUGACCGUGUGACUGAUGCAAAUAUUUUUUUAUAGCUAUAUCGCUAUAUCACUCAGAAAUAAAGAAUCAAAUGCAAAAGUUUCAAAAUUUAUCCUCAAAAAGCUGAAAAAUAAUUAUGUAAACACGGAAAUAUGAAUGAGAAAUAAAAAUAAAGUUGGCCAUUAUGAAUUUCUGCUUAUUUAACUUAACAAAUAAAUUUGCAAAUAGAUUUAUUCAUUUUUUGUUCCGUAUUUGAAAAAGGUUGUUUUCUUACUUUGAUAAAUUGUAAUUCUUCCCUCUGAAUCAGAUGCAAACCCUCUGCCAGAAGGAAAAUGCACAGAUAGAAUUUACCCCACUAAAUAUGUACAACAAGUUCAUAGAGAGAAUAAGGAGACACCUUCAUGUUGUGCUGGCAUUCAGCCCUAUUGGGGAAGCCUUCAGGAACAGACUGCGCAUGUUUCCUUCCCUUAUUAACUGCUGUACCAUUGACUGGUUCAAGGUGAGAUGUGACAACAGUAACUUUACUUAGAUGAUAUUGGUUGGUUUUAGGUCAGAUGUGACAAGGAUAACUUUAUGUAGAUGACACUGAGUAGUUCAAGGCUAAAAAUGUAUCAUCAUUUCCUCACAUGGAAUAAUUGUGCUGUUUCUUAUUUGAUUGUCCAGGCCUGGCCUGAAGAUGCCCUUGAGUUGGUGGCAAACAAAUUUCUGGAUGAGGUUGAAAUGUCCACUGAGAUCAGAGACCAGACGGUCAGCAUGUGUCAACAUUUCCAUGAAAGUGUCAGAGCUUUGUCUCAGAAGUAAGGCCAGGAUUUAUGGCUUUAAAUCUUAUAUAAAUACCAUUCAGUAAGACAAGAAACCAAGUCAUAAACUUGUAAAAAGAAAAAAUUAUUUUUAAUUUCAGACAAGAAAACUGAUGUAAAGUUGAGUCACCUUAAACCCAUUUAAAAGUUGCUAUUUAAGUUUUUGAGUUGAAACAGAUACUUUAGUGAACAAACAGAUACUUUAAUGAACAAACAGAUACUUUAAUUAACAAACAGAUACUUUAAUGAACAAACAGAUACUUUAAUGAACAAACCCUGACAACAUCAGUAUUUAUCUCCAAAUCUAAUUCAGUGAAACAACUGUAAAUGUUUAAAAAAUGUAAACCAGUCACUGUUAGUAAAGAUUUUAUUUUAUUUCCAUGCUCUGAUGCUUCUAAAAACCAUUAAAUUUGUGUGUGCUCAGAAUUGUUUUAAUCAUGACGUUCAUAAAUAAUCACACUUCAAAAUCUCUUAAGCCUCAUUAAAAACUCUAAUAUGUCACCUGCUCUUAAUUUGCCAGUUUGAUUUGGUUAAAAAAAUGUUUUCGUAGAAUUAUUUUUGGAUGAGAAUAAAAGUAAUUGUCAUUUUGCUAACCUCUGUCCUGACCUGCAUUAGAUACUACGAUGUUCUGAGGCGUGUCAAUUAUGUCACCCCGACAUCCUAUCUGGAGCUGAUCAAGACUUUCAAAGCUUUGCUGGGCAAGAAACGUCUACAGAUUCUCACAUUGAAAAAUAGGUACAAUGUCGGCCUGGAGAAGCUUAGGUUCUCAGAGAAUCAGGUAAAACUGUCUUAUGUAGCACGUAUGUUCAUCUGUAUAUUGUCGGUGCGUAUCGACUUUUUAAAGUAAGUAAUGUAUGUUAAAAGUGCUGCAUUCACAGCGUUAAUGUGCAAAUUUUUUCCAUGUGUAUUUAAGCAUUCCCCUUUCACUUGUGAUAUUUUCUUUGAUCGAACAGAUCAACGUGAUGCAAGUGGAGCUGUUGGACUUACAACCUAAACUUAUUGAAACUAGUCAGGAGACAGAGGAGCUCAUUGGAAUCAUCGAGAGAGAGACCAUAGAAGUAGAGGACAUCAAGAGAAUAGUAGAAGUGGAUGAGGCGGUGGCUAACAAAGCUGCUCAAGAAGCCGAAGCCAUCAAGGUAGCGGGUUGUGCUGGAAUUUAAGCAAGAUGAUCCAACUGACCGUUUCAAACAUGGAAAUUAAUUCUUAUGGAUCACAUUGCCAUAUAUUUUUAAAACUUUAAUAUACAAGCUUUAAAAGCUAUACAAAACAUAUUUACCUUUGAUAUAUUUAUAAAAUUGACCGUAGGUAAUAAAUGAAUGCAGUUGCGAUUUCUCAAAUUGACAUUUUUUUAUAAGAAAAAAAUGAUUUAAUACUCCUUACCCUUAGGAUUGAAUAAUUUAGCAAAAGCCUGAUAACUAAAUUAUGGAUUAAAUAGAUUUAAAUCUUUGAUACACAUGACAACCACAUUGACAUCUAAUUUUUUUAUUCACCACCACUAUAGAUUGACUGUGAAGAAAAACUUUCCAUUGCCAUGCCUGCCAUGAAUGCAGCAGUAGCAGCUCUAGACACCUUAAAACAGAAUGACAUCACCAUAGUCAAGACAAUGACCAACCCGCCCUCUGGUGUAAAACUGGUCAUGGAAUCCAUCUGUAUCAUGAAGGUUUGUCAUUUAACAAUGCCUAAGUCAUAAGAAUUGUGGAAAGGCAUUAUUUUAUUCUGGUUAAUGAAAACUAAAGAUGUUAAAAUUUACUUAUAUUUGGAAAAUUUAAGACAGAUUUACAACAAACUGGGGGUAAAAUAUACUAAGAUCCAGAACAUCCUAGUCCAAAAUAAUAUUUUUAAAAUUAUGGUACAUUAAGGUAAAAAGCAUUAUUUGUUUAUUUAUUUCAAGCCAAAAUAUUCAAUUUUUUUAUUAACAACAUGCAGCUUGUAAAGAUCACAUUAUAUUGCAGGGCAUAAAACCAGACAAGAAAAAUGAUCCAAGUGGCCGACAGAUUGAAGACUACUGGCCAGCUGCCAGGAAGGUUAGACAUAGUUUCAUUAAAUUGGUUAGAUCAUCCUUAUUUAUGAUGAAUGUUUCUUGACAUUUUGUGUGAGAUCACUAUCCUUCUAUGUGAUUGGUGCUGCAUUACAGAUAUGCACAUUUGUGUAGAGCAGUGGUUCUCAACCUUCCUAAUGCCGUGACCCUUUAACAUUUCCUCAUGUUGUGACCCCCCAAUCAGAAAAUUAUUUUCGUUGCCUCUUCAUAAAUAUGUGUUUUCCGAUGGCCUCAGGCAAUCCCUGUGUAAGGGUCAUUGGACCCCCAAAGGGGUUGCGAUCCACAAGUGAAAAACCACCUCUGUAGAGUUUAAAAAACUCAUUACAAAUGUUUCACAAUAUUUUUUAAGCUAACCACAACAUUGCUGAUAAAGAAUUUAACUUUCUACACAAAGACUUUCUUAGCCCUGCUAUUCAACUCUGCUCUAUUAAGAAAUUGUUACAUUCAACUUGUUAGGAUAACUAUUAAUUUUAGUAUCUUCUUGAGAAUAAAUGUCAUUUAAUUGUGAUUUAAAUGUAAGAUGCCCAAUCGGCCAUUACAGAUGCUUGGUGACUUGAAGUUCCUGGAGUCCCUGAAAGAAUAUGACAAAGACCACAUCCCUGCCCCUAUCAUUAAGAAGAUCCGUGACAAGUACAUCACAAACAAAGAGUUUGAUCCGGCCAUCAUUAAAAAUGUCUCCUCUGCUUGUGAAGGCCUGUGUAAAUGGGUCAAAGCCAUUGAUGUCUAUGACAGUGUUGUCAAAGUGAGUAGUUUGAACUAGGGCAUUUUUUUUGUUGACUUACCUGGUAAUUAUUGAUUUUAAUCACAGUAAUUUUGCAAUAAUUCAUUUAUAUUUUAGUAAUCUUAGUAUUUAAAAUGUUAAAAAUAAUAUGACUCACAGAUUUCUCAUAAUUUUUUUAACACUAAAAUUGAGAUUUUUUUUUUGUAAUUAAAAUUUGAUGACUAAUUUUUCAUCUCUAAUUUUUAAAGUCAGAUUGCCACAAAAAUUAAAAUAAAACUUUAUUAAAAGUUUACAGAAAAAUAAUACAUAAUGAACUCUUCUCAUCUUUCUUAAAGUUAUAAUUUUAUGUGAACUUGUAAUUUAAGCUGGUCUUCUAAAUGAGUGGUCCACAAUAUACACUGGUAAACUUCAUCCUAAGGUUGUUUAAGUAGUCCACAAUAUACACUGGUAAACUUCAUCACAAAGGUUGUUUAAGUAGUCCACAAUAUACACUGGUAAACUUCAUCCUAAGGUUGUUUAAGUAGUCCACAAUAUACACUGGUAAACUUCAUCCUAAGGUUGUUUAAGUAGUCCUCAAUAUACACUGGUAAACUUCAUCCCACAGGUUGUUGCACCAAAGAAAGAGAGCCUCUUGGCAGCUGAAGCUGUACUGUCUGUACAAAUGGCCAAACUGAAAAUCAAACAAGCUGAGCUGAAGCUGGUAGCAGACAAGCUGCAGGCACUCAAUGAUAACCUUGCACAGAAACAGACUGAGAAGAAGGUAAAAGAGAGUUUGCAACAACAGUAGUCUUUUUUUAAAGUAGUUCUGGCUAUAUUUUUUAAUGGUGCACCAGCUUGAGUUAUGAUCUUUUUCAUCUUGCACGUCCAAAAUAUUUGGAUUUUUUAAAAAAGAAAUGAGAAGACAUUAAAUGAAAUUGGUUAAUAUAAACUUGUAUUUUGUCUUGAUCCACUAUAAACUUGUAUUUUGUCCUGAGCAUCUAUACACUUGUAUUUUGUCUUGAGCUGCUAUAAACUUGUAUUUUGUCUUGAGCCAUAGCUCAUCAUUUAUAUUUCACCAUUUUAUUGACAGAACUUGGAAGAUAACAUUGAGUUGACCAAGAUUAAAAUAGACAGAGCCAAUAAACUCAUCAGUGGACUUGGUGGGGAAAAGGAUAGGUGGACACAGGUAACACAGUUCCAUCUUAUUUCAUUAAACCCAGAAUUUUGUAUCAUUGAGGAAGCCAUCCUCCAAGCACAACCAGGCUACCUUAUUUUAUCAUGUAAAUCAUUGAUUCAAACAAAAUGUUAAUGAAUGUUUCGGACCCUAGAUCUAUCCGGACCCUAGAUCUAUCCGGACCCUAGAUCUAUCCGGACCCUAGAUCUAUCCGGACCCUAGAUCUAUCCGGACCCUAGAUCUAUCCGCUGCAGUUUAAAGAAAUGAGGAUGGUGGAGCUGAUAAAAUGGGUCUGGAGCAUUGAUCUUGAAUCCUGUCAAAACUGGUUUCCAGCCAAUGCCAUUCAACUGGCCAACCAAUCUAUAUUAACUCUGCCUAUCAAUGUGUUCAAACUGGACAUUAACUCUGCCCAGUGGCGUAGCUAGGGUUGGUGUCACCCGGUGCGGUAAAUUCAUGGUGUCACCCCCCUCCCCCCAAACUUCCUUAUUGGAUUUCUUCUUGUUAAAUUAAGUCCACAGUAUAACAAUGACAAGAAAAAAAAACACAUUAGUUGAAGGUCAUGAUGUCAAUGUAUUUAAUAAUUGUAACAACAAUAAGUUAUAGUUAUUUUUACAUAAAAUUUACUUUAUUUAAAAUUUUCCUUUCCUGGUCUUCUAAGCUGCAAACAUGUUAAUCACUUGACCAAAAUCAAUGGCAUUAACUGUAUCACCUUCAAUUGAUAGCAGCUCCAGAUCAGAAAGCCUUGACUUACCCAUGUUGGAUAAACCUUAGUUUUGAAAAGCUCUGCUCACACGAGGCCACAAGACACACAUAUCGUAAGAAAUAAUUGAAGGCUUAACGAGAGUAUUGAAAGAGAUUCUAGGAAGUCCCAUUCAGCUAUGAUUUAAAAACAUCAAAUACAGACCAUGACAUUGUGAAAUUCAAUAUCAGCUGCCUUUAGGACACCAAUAACUAUUCUUCAAUUGCUGAUACUAAACUCUUGGGUUGUUCAGCCCAACCAUAUCUCCUACUUCCUGGAUCGCUAAUAUGAUCUGAUCUGUAGUUCACAAAGAAAGUUACCAAUGCACUCCAACAUCUUCCUACUGUUUUCUUCUCGCAGAGAGAGUCAAGCAUUUAUUAAUUGUUCUCCUGACAUUCUCUUCUUAAACCUUCAUCUUCUCUUACCGAAAUUCCAUAUUGGUCCAAUUUUAAAAGUGCCUUUUCAAAAGCAUGUUCCACCAAGUGACAGCGCUUCUCGUUCAGAAACAAUCUUAAGGCCUCUUGGUUUGUCACUACUUUGUCAAGAGUACAGCCUUUAGUCUGCAGACACUGCUGUGUAAGAUUAACUUCCUCGUGUAGGUAAGGUAGCAGAUAAACGUGAAAUCACAGACAGCAUGUAAAAGACCUUGUGAUGUACCUCUUGUAUCCAAAUUUUCAAGAGGGUUACAUAGAGCUUCAAUCGCAGCCACACAUUCAUCAAACUCAUAUUUCUCUGUUUUAACACGAUGAGCAUUCCAAUGCGUUGUUGACUGUCUUUUCAAAGUCAUUCCAGUGUGUUCAAUUAGAACAUUCCAUCGGUGAGUGGAUCAAGCGAAGAAGUAUAAUGUAAUACAUGAAGCAUUCUCUGCAAAAGAGUGUUGACCAGACAAGUUAAGCGAAUGGCCCACACAUCCUUUAAAAAUUGCUUUCUUAUUGUUCCUUUAAGAAUGGCCUGAACACCUCAAUGGAUUUCAGACAUUUUGGCAGCAUUAUCGUAACCCUGAGCUCUGAACAUCGUUAUGUCUAGCCCAUCACGUUUUACAUUUGUAAGAAUGUCAGAACUGAGGUCAUCAGCUUUUUUCCCUCUUAACGGGGAAAAAAACAACAAAACACACACUUCUCUCAUUUCAACUUUCCCAUUGUAAAUUUUCACAUAUCUGAUCACUCAGACAUCUGGUCAGUGUGGGAUAUAUCAGGUGUACUUUCGAACAUAAUUCCAAAAUACCUCGCAGCCUUUAUAUCAAUGAUAAGAGUCUCCUUCACAUGAUUAGCAAGGACAUUUAUUAUUUUAUUUUGGGUUUGUGGUGAAAAGUAAGAUGCGGAUGGUUUUUUUUUUGUUGUAGAUGUACUUCUCUUUAGUCUCAUUUGAUGCUCUUUUAGCACUGGGUCAUACUUAGAUAGCAUCUCAAUCAUUUCAAGAAAGUUUCAUGUAAAGAUUCAUCUUCGUUGUGGCCCCGAAAUUCCAGAUUUUGCAACAUACAAUGUGAUGUCCAGCAACCUGUGCAGGAUUUCCCUUCAUUUUUUUUUCCUUCUCCCUGUCCAUCACAGCAAUAUUUAAGGCAUCAAUCAAUUGUUUUUGUGUAUCCUAAGUCCAGCUGCCAAUGCUUUCAGCUUUUCAAGGAAACUUAGGUGCUCAUCGGAUGAUUUUGUAAUUUUGGGCUAAGUUUCCACCACUUAUCAAAGCCAGUAACAAAUUUGGAUGUUGUUGCUGUAACAUUAACGACAAAUAAUCUGACCUAAAGAUAGGGUAGUCUCAUUUCUGACGCAUCAACCUUGAACUUUUAAUAAAGCACGCAUUUCUAUUGGUUACAUUUGUGAAAAAAUGUAUGUGUGAUCGGUCAUCCUUUUAUGAAUCUCGGUUAGACCGAGCGGUUAUUGCUCUGUAAAUAUGCAAUUUUCAGUUGGGUGUCACCCCUAAAAUGGUGUCACCCGGUGUGGUCCGCACCCCCCGCACCCCCCUUGCUAUGCCACUGACUCUGCCUAUCAAUGUAUUCAACCCAUCUACAUUAACUCUGCCUAUCAGUGUGUUUCAAUAUUUAUUUAUCUCUAUAGAACGUGGAAGAGCUAAAUGCAACAUAUGAUAACAUUGUUGGGGAUGUUCUUCUGUCCGCUGGUGUUGUUGCUUAUCUCGGUACUUUUAUACUGGAUUUCAGACAGGUAUGUAACAUUAUCCUUGAAUCUCCAUAUAAAAAUAAACUUGCCUCAUAGUUUUCCUUAAAUUUAUUCUUUGAGAUUUAAAAAAAAAAAGAUUUUUUAGUGUGAAAUGCUGGUUAUAGUUGAUAAAUGGAUUUUUUUUUUUGAAAUCUACUGACCAAUCAGGUUUUUUUACUUGUUUAUUUUACAGAGCUGCAUUCAAGCCUGGUUCCAUUUGUGCAGACAGAAGAACAUUCCAGUGUCUGAUACGUUCUCCCUCUCUGUCACUUUGGGUGACCCAGUUAAAAUUAGAGAUUGGCAGAUUGCAGGUCUACCAGCUGAUCAGUAAGGAUCAAGAUUGUUACUUUCUUGUUUUAAAUGAUUGACAGAAACUGACUACUUAUUAUUUAAUAAUUUUGUUUAGAUUACCUUUCAAUGGCUCUCCAAUAGAAGAAAUACAUUUGACCUCACCAUUAAUCACUUAAAGCGGCAAACACAGUUUAACUUAUCAUUAAAACACACAUUUUAAGAUUGCUCAAUUUUUUAAUACACUGGGUAAGGCUGAACAAAAUCUAAACAUAUUUCUUCAAAGAUACUCCGUAGACAAUGCCAUCAUUGUGACUUUUGCCAAUCGCUGGCCUCUGAUGAUUGAUCCCCAAGGUCAGGCCAACAAGUGGAUCAAAAAUAUGGAAAAGGCCAACAAGCUGGAGAUAAUUAAGCUCAGCAACCCAAACUUUCUGAGGUCAUUGGAGAACUGUAUACAGGUAAACACUCUACAUAAAUAGUAUUACUGAUCUCAUUGUAUGUGGUGAUACUUGGAGUAGGAAUAUUGGUGAUAUUUUGAGUAGAAGUAUUGCCGAUGCUUUGAGUAGAAAUAUAGGUGAUAUUUUGAGUAGAAAUAUUGGUGAGACUUUCAGUAGAAAUAUUAGUGAGACUUUCAGCAGAAAUAUUGGUGAGACUUUCAGUAGAAAUAUUGGUGAGACUUUCAGCAGAAAUAUUGGUAAGACUUUCAGUAGAAAUAUUGGUGAGACUUUCAAUAGAAAUAUUGGUGAGACUUUCAAUAGAAAUAUUGGUGAGACUUUAGUAGAAAUAUUUGUGAGACUUUAGUAGAAAUAUUUGUGAGACUUUCAGUAGAAAUAUUGGUGAGACUUUCAGUAGAAAUAUUGGUGAGACUUUCAGUAGAAAUAUUGGUGAGACUUUCAAUAGAAAUAUUGGUGAGACUUUCAGCAGAAAUAUUGGUGAGACUUUAGUAGAAAUAUUUGUGAGACUUUCAGUAGAAAUAUGCCCUUAUCAUGAGCAUGGAAGCAUCUCAAAAAAUUAGAUCCAAAAUGGUAUUAGGCUUACUCUAUUCAAGCUGGCAAAUUAUUUUUAUAAUUUUUUGGCUAUGUUUUCUUUCCUAAUCCUGAUGACCAAAGUUGAUUGCCUGUGCAAGUAGCCUACAAUAUAAAUUGAAUUGAUUUUCUUUUUGCAAAAGUAUCUGCUAUUAAUUACUGUUUAAAUGUGUGCUCAUUUACUUAUUAAAAAGUUAUUUUCAGUGAUUUUAAUGCAUAAAUAUUUUAAAACUAUCUCAUUUUUCCUUUCUUCCAGUUUGGCAACCCAUGUCUAUUAGAAAACAUUGGGGAAGAGCUUGAUCCCAUAUUAGAAUCAAUUCUACUAAGACAGACUUUUAAACAAGUUGGUUCAACAUUUUUUGUAACCUGCAUUAUUAAGUAUAGCUUUAGCAAUAAAAUCUCAAGCAUCCCCGUUGCUAAGUCAAACAUAGUAUAUUUUUUUAAGCCCUGGUAAAAUCAUUUUCAUUUCUGAUUUUCCGGUAAUUUUUAACACAAAUUUUUAAAAACAAUUUUGUAUAUAGAAAUAAAUUAACAAAACAACUUUCCUUAAAAUAACAUAGUUUUGUUUUGUUUUGUUAAGGAGAGAAUCCUUGUCUUAGUAAUUUAUUAUCUUUAUUUAAAUAAUGUGAAACCAAUUUUCUCACCAGAAUAAUUUAGAAUACAUUAGAUUAGGAGACUCUGUCAUUGAGUACAGCAGAGACUUCAAGUUUUAUAUCACAACAUGCAUGAGGAAUCCACACUACCUACCUGAGGUGUCUGUUAAGGUCAGUUACAAUGUAAUUAGUUUCAGUUUCUACUUAUCGUAUGCUUUGAAUGCCUGAGAAUUCCCUGUUUCUUUCAUCAGAUUAAACGGACCAGUAUAUAGAUUAUUAGAUACAUAUCAUUGCUACCAAUAAUUUUUUAUUACACUGUCUUGAUUAUAAUUAUCAAUAUUAUUUAUUUUUUUAUUAUCACAAAAUUUUGAGUUGGAGAGUCCUAAUAAUUAAAAAAAUAAUUAUAAUCAACUUCUGUUUAUCAAAAAUAAGUAUUUACACAUCGGAAAUCUGGUUAUAACAGUCUGUAUUUUCUGAUUCCCUCAAUUUAAUAUUCAUGAUAUUCUUUCUCAGGUGACCCUACUUAACUUCAUGAUUACUCCCUUGGGUCUGGAAGACCAGCUUUUAGGUCUUGUUGCCGCUAAGGAGAAACCUGACCUGGAGGAGAAGAAGCACAAGCUGAUCAUCGAAAGUGCUCACAACAGACAUCAGCUCAAAGAUAUUGAAGAUAAAAUUUUAGAAGUUUUAUCAACAUCACAGGUUCAACAUCAUAGCUGCUCCUAGUUUUGUAGAACUCCCUUUACCUCAGUUUUAUUUUUAUAAGUAAAGUUGAACAACUUUUUUAUUUUCAUAUAUUAGGUAGAUUUAUGGCACGAGGCUCAACUACAAAAUUUUUAUGUCCCACCACCUAAGUACCUUCAUUUAGAAAAAAAAAUAUCUUAUCAAUUUUCCCCAGGGUAAUAUUCUUGAAGAUGAAACUGCCAUUGAGAUCUUGUCUUCCAGCAAAAUUCUAUCCCUAGAAAUAUCAGAGAAGCAACAAGUAGCCACUAAAACUGAAGAGGAGAUAGAUGUAACAAGGAAUGGUUAUAAGCCAGUAAGAGUUUCAUGUUUGGGUUGUUGAAACAUGGGAUAAAAUGAUGCAUAAACGGUCCAUGAGAAAAGUAAUGCAGCCUCAGGGCAUUCUAAAAACCUUCAACAGAGAGGGGUUCUAAUAUUGUUGACCAUUCUGGGUCAGUAUAUUUUUAAACAAAAUCUUGAUGAACAAUUAGUUUAGUAAAUAGACCAAGCUGCAUCUCUAUACAUUUGAAGUUCAUUCUGUUUGUUAUGCAUAAAAUUUGUGAAAGAUUUUAAAGAUCCAGUGGUUAAAAGAAUGGCAAUGAGGAUGACCAAGCGUAAGAACUUUUCAAUACAGCUUGAAUUACAAAAUCCUAUACAAUUUAAUUAUUUUAUACAACUUUAGAAAAACAUAUUGAGCUAAUUUUUUUUGUAUUCUUUAUCCAGGUUGCCAAGCAUGGCAGUAUGCUUUUCUUCACAAUAUCUGACCUGGCAAAUAUUGACCCCAUGUACCAGUACUCGUUGACCUGGUUCAUUAAUUUAUACCUGCAGGUUAGUGUUGGUUGCCGAGAUACUCUUAUUGUGGCUUGUGCUUAAAAGAAUAAUAUUUUGUGUGAGUUAUUUCUUGAGGUGGGGUAGUACUGGAAAUGUGGUACGUAGAUAGAUUAACUAUAAAUUAUGAAAAAGCUUUUGAUCAAAGCGAGCAGAGUUUUAACAAGUCGUCUUUGUUUUUUUAAAUAAGACAAUUGGAACUAAUUUUUUUACAGGGCUGGCAGUUAAUUUAUUUUACUGAGCUGCACAGAUAGUGUUUUCAAAUUGGGAUGAAAAUCAAGCAAAAAAAUAUUUCUAUUAAUUUUUAUGCAAUUGUUUUAGUAACUACUUUUAAAUAAUUUUUUUUAAAGUAAAUAAUUUGUAUUUCUAACAGUCUAUUGUGAAUAGUUCUCGAUCAACUGUGCUUGAGGAAAGAAUUGAGAACUUGAACAGUCACUUCACCUACAGCAUCUACAAGAAUGUUUGCAGAUCACUGUUUGAGAAGGACAAGCUGCUCUUUUCAUUUCUCUUGUGCAUUGGCUUAGCAAAGGGCAGGUGGGUGGCCAAAUGUUAAUGUCAGUAGAUUGUGUGUUCUUUCUAUAAGUUUAAGAUAUUUAAAGAGCUUUUUAUGGGACCAAGCCCACUUGCUAAUUUAAGAAAUAAUACUGAAAAAAGCUAAUAAAAUGCUGCCUUUAUAACAUAUUUUCAUUAAGGAUCAGUAUUUUUUUUUCAUUACAAUUAAACUAUUAAUUCAGAAAAUUAUAAAAAAUUUAAGUAAAAUAUAAUGCUGCUGAAUAAAAUAUUUGGAGAAUGCAUAAUGCUCAAAUUAUUAGGCACAAAUUACUGAAAAAUAAAAUAAAAUUGUUUUACCGGUAUCGUAUUAAACAAGUCUACGUAAAUCUUCACCCUUUUUGGGUAUGGUUCAAGAAUUUAAUAUCCCCUUUCAACUUAAAACUAAACUAAAAUCAUUGCAGAUUUCAAAAUUUUCAUUGUUUUUACCCCAUCCGUUCAGAAUUUUGUUUUAUAUGGUGAUCUCAGAGUAUCUGCAUGUAUUUGUAUCAUAACAAUUAAUUAAGUUUCCUAGCUUUAUAUUUGUAUUUUAAUUAUAAUGUUUUUAUUUUUACUUUGUUUUUGUUCAGUUUUCUGCAAAUGAAUCUGCGCAAGGUAAACAAAAUAAAUUUAUAUUUGUAUGGAUCAAUAAUCAUCAAAAUUAACUGAUCUUUUUUAUUGUAUUUGUAAAGAGGAGAAGUGGAUGAUCAAGAAUGGAGAUUUCUGCUCACAGGGGGUGUGGCCUUAGAAAAUCCUUUUGCUAAUCCUGCCUCAUUGUGGCUGUCUGAGAAAUCAUGGUCGGAGAUAGUGAGGGCAUCACAGCUUCCUGCUUUCAAAGGCUUCAUGGAGAUGGUGCAAAACUCUGUAAGGAAACUUUUAGAUUAGCGUCAAUGGCACUCAAGGCUAACUGUACUGCAUUUUUUAUUAUAUAAGCUAGGUAUCUAUUAUUAUUUAUAAAGCACUGAGAAUAAUUAAAAAAUCAACUUCUUAUAUAGCCAAACACAUGGAAACAAUUGUACGACUCAGCAACACCACACACAGAGAAAUGUCCAGAGCCUCUGGGCUCUAAGCUGACCAGCAUGCAAGAGUUGAUAGUGCUGAGGUGUUUAAGACCAGAUAAGGUGAGAAAUUAUUUCAUGUCCGGCAGUGAUUAAAAUACAGGCUUAAAUUGGUAUGUUUGUCUGGCUGGUAUCUUUUGUGCAUUUUAUUUCUUGCCCAUUGAUUAUGCCCACACUUCUUAAAAUCCACCAACUUUUGAAAUUAAAAUAAAAGCGAAACAUGCUUAUGUAAUUUUUGCAGAUGAUUCCUGCAGUGCAGAGCUUCAUUGUUAACAGAAUGGGUCAAAAAUACAUUGAACCUCCAACCUUUGACCUUUCCCUUUGUUAUGAGGACUCCAACUUUUUCUCACCUUUGAUCUUUGUCCUCUCACCUGGGGCGGAUCCCAUGGCUGGUUUGUACAGAUUCGCAGAAGAGAAAGGUAGGAUAAUAUUCUAAUUUCCAAUUAAUCACCUUUUUAUAUGUCAAACGGCAUGCAAUAUGAAAAGAUCUCUUUAAAAUUAAAACAAUGCUAUUGGUAAACGUAUUCUUAAUCAAUAAGAAUUGAUUAUUUCAAUUUGUUCAUUUUAAAAUGGAAUUUUAAAAAAUGAGUUCAUAAUUUUUUUUAAAUUCCACUUCUAGUAAAAUUCAAAUUCAUUUGUUUGAUCUUAAAACAAAAAGGAUUAUUUUGAAAUUCACUUUAUAUAAUUGUUAGGGGACACAUGAGAAGAAUCUUUCCCUUUGUAAAUGGUUUGACAACUUUUGGAAGUCUGGCUACGGAAUUUGCAAAUCUUUGAUGCAAUAUUUUCCUCACAGACCAAGAGAAAUUUAUAGGAACAUAUUAUUUUUUGUCUAUUAACUAUUGAGAGCCAUUUCAAAUAAUCAUACUUAAGGAUGAAAGUCCCAUCAUAUAAGAUAAGAUAAGAUAAGAUUCUUUUAUUGAUCCAAAUAAAUGGAAAUGUUUUUUGAUUGCAUUAAACAUUUUCAGCUCAAAAAUAAAACAAUUUGAACACAACACAUUUAUAAUAAAUUAUUUCAAACAGCCAUUAAGUGAGUUCUCUUAGCAAAAUCAGGGACUUAUUAGUUCUCACUCAGUUAUGUUAGUUACAGUUAGUCAUGUAUGAAUAAAGGAAAUGACAGUAUUACUAACGAAUGGUUUUUGCAUGCACUGUGUUAAAAGUGUGAAGAUGUUUAAAUGUCAGUGUAAUCUUAACUGCCUAAUGAUUUAAAAAAUAAGGAUUUUGAUUUUUUUUUUAAAAUUGCAUAUUUUUGGCAAGUUUUCUCAACAAAACAUUACAGUAACCAAUAUGAUUUUUUUUUACUAAUAUUCAGUGUUGAUUUGGUUGUAUUUCAUUUGUAAAAAAUUAUUCAUAAGUAAAAGCACAACUUAGCUAAGAAGUUUUUAUAUUUCUUUAUUUAUUUGUGCUUUAAGUUUAAUUUAAGUAGGCGCCUUGCUGGUACAUUGGUGUGCCAUACAUGGCAUUCAAGCCCAAUAUUUCUCAAUCAAUGCUCUACCUGGCCUACCUUGUUACAUUCUUCAAUUUAUUUUUACAAAUUUGAAUUAAGUUUAGCCCCCUUAAAGUAAUAUUUAGUGUUUUUGUGUGUAAUGUAAAAUUGCAGUGCCAACUUCUGAAUAUCUUAUUAUAUAUCUUUUAACAAAUAUUUUGAAUCCUUAUCUUUUUGACUUUGGAAGCUUUAAAGGGAAGGAACUAAGUUGUUUUUUAAAUAACUUUGUAAUUAUAAUUUUUGGAAUUAAAAUAUAAUUCACUUAUAUAAAUGCAAUGACCGGUAGAUUACCUUUAUUUUGAAAGGCUAUUUCAGUAUAUGAAAGAAUAUGAAAUAAUAAAAGUUUUUAUGAGAGAAAUUUUUGACAGUUCUGCUACUUUUCAAAUUUUAACUUUCUUCUGAUGCAAUUUAAUUUGUUAGAGUCACCUUUUUUAAAAUUUGGACAUGGAAAAAUUUUGGUACAUUGGUGUAAAAUAGUGUGUUUUUUUAAUGAUUUUUUUUUUCAAAAAUGUGAUAAUGUGUAAAAAAAAAGUUUUUAAAAAUUGAGUCUCCCAUUUGCUCUACGGAAGCACUCAGAUGAGUGUUUAUUUAUGGGAAAUGUUGGCUAAAGGAAGUUUAAUGACUGACUUGUUUAAACAUAGGUAUGCUUAUGCCGUCUGGUGCUCAGUCAGUGACACAAGAGAAAGUACCCUCGAACCAACAACUCAGCAUUAUAGGGGAGGUUAAUCCAGCUGAUAUGCUUGAUCGUAUGUGCAUGCCUCAUAUCUAUAUUGUACUUGACUAUUUAUAAAACAAUAUGCAAGAUAUGCAACAUAAUUGUGUAACAAUGUGCAGCAUUUUACUGUAUCAUAGAAUUUUAGUCAUGUAAACAAUAUUUAUAUGCAAAUUAGAAUAUCCUUGCUAAUAUUUUGUAAAAAAAUUAUUUAAACAUUAAAUGGGGAUUCUUUGUUGAAUCUUACUACAGAUUGAUUAAAAAUGGUCAUUUUAAUGGUUUAUUGUCAGGCAUACUUUAAAUCUAUGGAUCAGCCAUUUCAUGUAAAUUGUAACUGAGAUGGUAGGCCUAACUUAAAUUUGUUUAAAACUUCACAAUAUUUCAUUUCACCAAGUGGUAUUUUAUAGUAUUUACCACAAGUAAAAAAAAAAUUAGCCCAAAUAAUUAUUUACAAACUGUAUGCUUUUAAGUAAACCCAUCACCAUUAUAAUCAUAUAAUCUUAUCAUUUGUAAACAGUUGAAUGUCUUGUAAUAACAUAAAAUGCUCUCAGCACCUCAUAACCAGAUGAUACUGAUUCAUAUACAGACACAUAAUCCAUCUCCUAUUUUAGAUUUUGUAUAAUUUAAUGCACCUGCAUAUAUAUUCCAUCAUAUUACACCAAGGUCUCAUUAAGAUUUUUUUUCAUUUGUGCCAUUCUCAGUUUAAUUGCUUUUAACUCUGAGGAUCCGGGAUUAACAGAAAUAAAUUAGUAUUGUAACAAAUCUGCAGACCAGCCACAGAUGCAUCACAGACUACAGCUUUAGUUUCACAAUUUUUCAAAAUCGUAUUAUAUUUUUUCCCUAUAUAUUUUAAUUUUUAUUUAUAUCACUAACUGCUUGUGUGUAUACGUUUUAAUCUUCCUGUGAGAUCAUUUAAAAAAAGGCUCUAUCACUUUUAUCUGUUUGACUUUCCUACAGCUAUGGCAGGUUGAAAUUAAAAUUAUGUCAUAGAAUGGAGAAGCUGAACCAGCAAAAUUUGAUGUUGUUGUCUACAUAAAAUUACAUACCGUAACAUACAAGAUAUGCCUUUUAAUUUCUCAGUUACUGUUGUCUGUAUGCACAACAAAAUUUAUUUUAACCUUUCAGCUGCUGUUAAUCCUAUUCUUUUCUACCUGUAACUCAGUCUUUAUAUAAAUAUGUAUUGUAGAGCGAUGUUGACCCUCAUUAAGAAUUUAAACAUUUUAGUUUGUUUACAUUAUUUCAUUAAAUACUUUUACAAACAGAGAUUGUUAUUGGUGAUACCAAUUUUUGUUUGAUGCAAUUUUAUUUGAGAUUCCUUUUUUAAAGACUUUAUUGACUGUUAUGUAGAUAUUAAUGGUCUUAUAAAUAAAAUAACAUACAAACACCUUCAUGUAAAAAAUGAAAAAGGAUAGUUUUCAUUUACAACUCAACUCCAUCAGAAUUUCUUAAACUUUUUGAUCAAUAUUUGUUCAUCUUAUGGGAGACUUUUUAAAAUACCAAUUGGAAUAUAAUGUGAUUUCUGUUAUUUAAAAAUAAAUAUUCUUAUCGUAAUAAUUUUACCUAAAUUACUCAAAAGCCAUUGGUAUUGUCACAACACUUCAUAUAAUAUGUUAACCAUAUGAGCUAUUUGAAAAAUGUGGAAUAAAAUAUAGUUUUUGGAAAGUUUUUUUGUAUUUUGUUGUUAAAGCUAAUGCUUUAGCUGUUAGAUGUUUAGUUUCAAAUUUGGAAUCUUUCACUUGGUUAAAUCCAUUGUAAAUGGUGUUUAAUUCUAUUAAAAUUUGACCUAAGUCUUAAUAGAAAUGUAUCUGCACUAGGCAGUUCGUGUUGCUCUAAAGCAGACUUUGAUUGGAUCAUUUUGUAAUCCCUUCUUUUAUGCAGGUACAAGCAAAAGCAAGCUGCAAACCAUAUCUUUAGGCCAAGGUCAAGGCCCCAUUGCAGAACGUUUGAUCAUGGAUGUAAGCUGAUUAGCUAAAAGUUUUCUCAGCCCUUUUUAAAAUAGUGAUUAAUUAUUAUAAUCAAAUCAGUUUCUUUAUAUUUCUUUACUUGCAAAACACUUAAAAGAUGUUAUAAAUGUGAUUUCAGAAACACUAUCCAAAAGUUUCAUGCAUUUUAAGCAACUGCUCAUUUUUCUCAUUAAAAACUUUAUAAGAUUUUAUGUUAUUGUGAUUUGUUUUUGGUUUUUUUUUUAACAUUUGGAAAAAAUAUUUGAGUUUUAUGAUGUCAUUUAGGUACCAAAAAAAAAUGUGUUUUGAUUCGGAUUCAGUUAAAUGUUUGAGCUUAAAAGCUAAAAAAAAAAAGUCUUUUAAAUUACAGGCAGUCCAGAAUGGCACCUGGGUUGUGUUACAGAAUUGUCAUCUUGCUGCAUCAUGGCUGCCAGAGCUUGAAAGAAUAUGUGAAAGUGUAAGUAUAUAUUCAUAUCUAUUCAUAAAGCUAUAUGAAAUCAAUAAUGUAAUAUUCUAUGUUUGCUAUGUCUUACAAAUUGAACAGCUAAUGUAAUGUCCAUUAUGGUACCUGUCAAUUCUACAGAGCUUCUAUUAAUUAACAGAUGAUUAAGAUAGAUUUGAUGGCGGCUUUACAAAUAACUAUAGAUAUAGGAUGAUGUAUUUCUUAUUGUAACACCAGGUGAUCUCAGAUCCUGCUACUACAAGAGACACAUUCCGUCUCUGGCUGACCAGCUACCCUUCACCAGUUUUCCCCGUCUCAGUGCUUCAGAAUGGAGUCAAAAUGACUAAUGAGCCACCCAAAGGGCUGAGAGCCAACCUGCUGCGCUCCUACUUGAAUGAUCCAAUCUCCAACCCAGAGUUUUUCAACAGCUGUAAUAAACCAGCGGUAGGUGGUGGGCCGGAAAACCUUUGUUUGGUUUGACAUCAGCGUUACAAUUUAAACACCUGAAAUGUUGAGUCAAGAAAUCUUACUCCAAGUAACCCAUUUAAUUCCGAACCAGCUAACCAUUUCAAAAUAAUCUUGUUGCAGUGCUUCAUGACUGAUUUCAUGUUUCCAGUUAUGAAGGGAGAUCAAGCAAUGAACAGAAACACAUUUUACCAAGCAUAAAACCUUAAUUUAUUAUGUCUUACCUCCUUCAAGUGUACUAUUUUACCUGAAAGACUUUUGUGCCUAUCAAUGUUGUAAGUAAAGACAAAUUCCUAUUGUUAUUUUUGUUGCUCUAAGCUAUAACCACACACUAAUCUGACUUUUGCCAGGUGUUUGAAAAGCUUCUGUUUGGACUUUGUUUCUUUCACGCAUUGGUUCAAGAGAGAAGAAAAUUUGGUCCCCUUGGCUGGAAUAUACCAUAUGAGUUUAACGAGUCUGACCUCAGGGUAUCAGUCCAACAAUUGCAGGUGAGUUCAUUGUGAUUAAAAUUUUGUUUUUUUUAAAGCAGUUUUUCCCAAAGUGGUGUCCACGGACCAGCACAGGUCCUCAGCCUUACAACAUGAAUAUUUAUGAUUUCAUAAAAAAUUAAAAAGUUAUAAACCUGGCACCGGUUCCUGGUGAAAUUACGAAAAUUGUCCGACAAGCUUAAAACUUAAGGAAGCACUGCUGUAUGCAAAGAAAGCUAAACUGUAAGGACGUUGUUAAAUUUGCCUAAUGCUGACCCCCAUUCCUGCUUCAGAUGUUUAUCAACAAGUAUAACAAGACACCCCUAGAAGCACUGAUCUAUUUAACUGGCGAGUGCAACUAUGGCGGCCGUGUCACAGACGACCUUGACCGCAGACUUAUCCUCUCCCUCCUGAAGAUAUUUUACAGCACCCGAACCAUUGAAGAAGACGAUUACAAGUUCUCUGACAGUGGGCUCUACUACGCCCCUCCAAGAGGAACAUACGAAGAUUGUGUGGAGUAUAUCAGGAGUCUGCCUCUUGUUCCUCACCCAGAGGUUUGUCCAUGACUUUCUUUUAAGUCAGCAAGCAAUAUUUAGUGUUUUGUGUGUAGAGAUGUUGUUCAGGCAAAGGUUUAACUUAACAUUUGUUGUUCAUGUAUGGGUGGAAAAAUUGUGUGUAAUCUCUAUCAAUAAAGUUGUUGUUUGAAGACAAUGAACCCACAAAAAUUGUGUGUAAUCUCUAUCAAUAAAGUUGUUGUUUGAAGACAAUGAACCCACACAAAUUGUGUGUAAUCUCUAUCAAUAAAGUUGUUGUUUGAAGACAAUGAACCCACAAAAAUUGUGUGUAAUCUCUAUCAAUAAAGUUGUUGUUUGAAGACAAUGAACCCACACAAAUUGUGUGUAAUCUCUAUCAAUAAAGUUGUUGUUUGAAGACAAUGAACCCACACAAAUUGUGUUGCCAACUACCAGCAUUGCUUGGAUUAGUUUCUCUAAUUCAAUUGUUCUCCCCAGUGCGAUGGAUGAAGUGAUUGGUGCACAUGCCAUUUUAUACUUACCUCUCUCCCCAGUGAGAUUGAUGAAGUGAUUGGUGCACAUGCCAUAUUAUACUUACCUCUCUCCCCAGUGCGAUGGAUGAAGUGAUUGGUGCACAUGCCAUUUAUAGCUACCUCAGUAUUGAAAGUGUUUCCACUGUUAUGGUACCGUGAAUUUGAUUAAAUAUUUUUAUAAGACAUCUGACUUGCUGCAUUUCUUAUAUUGAAAGGUAUUUGGUCUUCAUGAAAAUGCAGACAUCUCCAAAGAUCAGCAAGAAACCCAACUGUUGUUUGAAGGAAUUCUUCUCACCCUCCCCAGACAGGUUUGUUUUGGUUGAAUCUUAUUGAACAUUAAAUUACAUGAUACCAUUAUCUAACAUUUUAUAACAUGUUCCAUUAUUCUACAUAUUAUAACAUGAUACCGCUAUCUUACCUUUUAUAAAAUGGUCCAUUACCUUACAUUUUAUAACAUGUUCCAUUAUCUUAAAUUUUAUAACAAGUCCAUUACCUUACAUUUUAUAACAUGGUCCAUUACCUUACAUUUUAUAACAUGUCCAUUAUCUUACAUUUUAUAACAUGGUCGGUUACCUUACAUUUUAUAACAUGGUCCAAUACCUUACACUUUAUAACAUCAUCCAUUACCUCACAUUUAGCAAUUGCUUGAUCCCAUGUCAUAAUAAAUUAGCAAGUUUAAGAAAUACUGUACAUUACCUGAAAUGAAGCUUAAUUUCCAUAUUCAACUACUUAGAGUUAAUUGGAUUCAGGAAACUCAAAAAUAAAAAUGCUUUAGCAAUUCCAAUUAGGAUAGACUUGUGUUUGUUAAUUUUUCAUUUCUGUGUUACCAUUUCAGACAUCAGGUGGUGGAAAGUCUUCCCAAGAUAUCAUUGAGGAUCUUGCCACAGACAUUUUACAGAAAAUACCUCAAAACUUUAAUCUUGAAGAAAUUCAGGUGAGUUUUUGUUGACAUUUACAGUUUUCUAAAUAGGAUGCAAUGCAUUACAGUGUUAGUUUUGCACUUCAAUUAAAGUACAGUAUUUUCCUUUCUUCCAGGCAAUUAUUUUUUCCUACAAAGAUGCUAAUAAAAUAAUAAAACAUUGUAUUUGUUGUUUAGACCAAGUUUAAAGUGAAAUACAUGGAGUCUAUGAACACUGUGCUGAUUCAAGAGCUUAUUCGGUUCAAUCGCUUGAUCCAUGUGGUGCGCAGCAGUCUCAUUGACAUCCGCAAAGCAAUCAAAGGAUUAGUGGUUAUGUCAAGUGAGCUGGAGGAUGUAUUUGAUAGCAUGAUGGUUGGAAAGGUUGGUUAUUUAAUUCAAUUAAAACCAUAUGCAUUGAAUUUUUUACCAGGGAAUUAAUAUCAUCUAGAGCAGCCCUGCACGACUCAAAAUGUAGAGGGGGGGGCAUGGGGGGCAUAUUACUUUAUGAAAAACUAUUGCGGGCCAAAAGAUAAUAGGACAGGGGGGGGGGGGGGUAUUAAGAAAAUAAUAAUCAUCUUAUAUAUAUUACGCUUCUGGUGUGACUCGUGGACUACUUCCUAAUGGACUGCUUCCUAAUCAGUGAAUUUGGUUUUGAGAGUAUAUUACAAAUAAUUCUAUAUGUUUGAAAGAAAGUAUGGUUCAAUAAUGAGUUUAAUAGCAUGCAAAAUAUAAUGCCCGAUAACUACGCUAAAUGAUAUAUUUUUUAUAUAACGCUAAUGUAUUUGGCGCGUAAUAUUUUCUUUUCGGAAAAUGAAAUCAUCUCAAUUAAAGAAUGGUGAAAAAAAUAUUUGGUUGGUACAUCAGAAUAUUUAAUAUAGUUUAUGGGCUUGAAAUAAAAAAGUGUGCAGUGACAUAUCAUGGGGGAAGGGGUGUAGCAAAAAUUGGGAUUCUUAAAUAUACAUUACUUGAGUUCACGUUUUUGUCAAGUAACUUUAGUAGAUGGGAAGUUCAUGCAUUUCUGCUGCCAUUGUUUGGCGGCCUACAUUUAGUAAAGAAUAUUUUUUAACGUCACAGGCCGAAAAGUGGGUACUUGCAGGCCGCAUGCGGCCCGCGGGCAGUAUGUUGUGCAGGCCUGACCUCAAGCAAAUUUCAAAUACCAACAGGCAAUAUAUGUUAUUUAUUUACCCACUUCAGGUUAUUUUUCACUUCAACUUUCAUUUGAAAUAUUGUGUGCUAUUUUGUUCUCAUUACAUAUAUUAAAAAUAUCCAAUCACAACAUUGAUACAGGUACCAGCUAUGUGGGCGGCAAAGUCUUAUCCUUCUUUGAAGCCUCUAGGCAGCUAUGUUACCGACUUGCUGACUAGACUGGCAUUCUUCAAGGUAAUUGUACCGUAGCUGUUAUAAGUAUGAUUAUAAAAAAAAAUACUCUUUUAUGGGCUCAAUAAUACAGCCAAGCUGUGAGUGUCAUUUUUCCAUUUAUUAAUACUUUUAUUUUGCUAGGAGUGGAUAAAUGGAGGCACUCCCACGAUCUUCUGGAUCUCAGGCUUCUACUUCACUCAGUCUUUCCUAACUGGAGUCUUACAGAAUUAUGCAAGAAGGUUCAAAAUUCCCAUUGACCACUUGGCGUUUGAGUUUGAGGUGACGAAACAUGAAAAUGGUGUGCUGCAAAAACCAGUAAGUCUGAUAAUUAACUUUCUAUAUGUGGCAGUGUAUGCCCCAACCCACUAUUUGACCCGUUACGUAAACCAUGUCUGGCGCCCAACUCAAGGCCGCGCGGUGUGUAGUAGCACUGGCGCGGUGCGUAACAGGUAUCCCUUUUCACCUUCCCCCCCCUCCCCCCGGACGGUCACUAUACGACCGGCGCAUAGGGAGGAAAUAAUAAAAUACCACGAUGUGCGCAUUGGUUAGAAAUUCAAUAAUUUAUUUAUCAGGAACCCUAGCGUAUUAAGUUAUACAUUACAUCUAGUUAAGACGGGGAUUUUAUUCACUAUACCUUAGCAUAUUUACAAGUUUCCAUCGUUGGAGGAUAUUUUAAUAUUUAGUCAUUAAAGGAGUUUUCGCCUUCAUUUAUAGUGGUCCCCACCCCCUUCUAGUUAAAAUAUCUUAAAAACUAUUUAAGUCAUAAAAAUAUAAAAUAGCAUCUUAGAUAGCUAAGACAAAACUGCACAGAUUACAUAUAAGUCGUUAGGGAUGUGGAUAAAGAUUUUAAUUAUUACUCUGGAUUAGUCCCCAGAGUUAGGCAUUUUACCCCAGGAAACUGGCCAGAAGGCAAAACUUAGACCGACUCGGUUUAGGUGUGACGUAGGGGCUCUCUGAUAUGUCCGCGCACGGUUUUAAAAAGGGGAGCACACGAGGUAGGGGUCAUUUCGAGCUUUGGUCAGCAUACCUGCAGUGUGCCUUUGUUCAGUGCGGCCCAUUGGAACGCUCUGUAAGUAGAGGCAAUUACGCCAUUUUUAUUUCUUUGUGGUUAGUAGGAACUUGUUGAGUGUUAGCAUUGGAAGAUUUCUGUUCAGACUUAUAACCAGGAUAGAGUGUAGGAUAACCUACAGCGUGUAGACUUAUGCUCAUGCUAUUUUAAAGGUUAACAUACAACCGUUAAAUAAAUUAUUUAAUAGGAUUAAUAAAUAGAUACCAGUGACCAGGGUUUGUGCGUAACAAACAACUGCAUAUCGUUCUGGGUACACAUACUGCAAUGCGCUUAUAAAAUAAGCUAUUGAUACAACAGUAUACAACCAGCGAGUGUCCGUCAAAUAUGUGUAAUAGGCUAACUUUCCUGCCGUGUGCUAAAUUCUCACAUAGGAAAUAGUGCAUGUGUGAGGAUCACAUCCCAUAUAAUAUAAUUAUGAUUCAUUCUGCAAUCUGCUGUUGUCUUAACAAGACACAGCGAUGGACAGAUACAAGUAUCAAGCCAACGGUGGUCAUACUUAAUACCAUUGUAUUUACUGUCCCGCUAUGUGUGCCUCUUACAUAGACACCAUACCUGGAUGGCAUACUAUAAUAACUUCAAGAUCUUUAAAGUUUAUGUUAGCCCUCACAUCGCACUCUGGUUCUGUGUGUAGCAUUAACACUGUGCACGUGUUUCAAAUUAAACACUGCAUGUGGUUUCUUUUAUAGUUAAAACAUUCGUAGUACAAGAUAAUUAUCUUUGCCAUGUGUAUGAACCAAUACUACUUACGUAUCAUUUAUCAUGCUUUCUAGUUAAGUAUAUGUUGUCGCCACGUGUAAUUACGUGGUUAUGUAAUAUGUUUAUUGUUAGCUAUGUUAGUCAGGACAUUGUUGACCUGUAUUAUUUGUUUAUUUUCAGAUAUUGUCCUUUUUCUUUCCCUUUUUCUUCAUAGGCUUCUUCUCCAUAGUUCAUAGUGUCCUCUUUCUUGUUUUCAUCAUAGUAGAGAAUUAAUUAAAAAAGCUAUAGUCCUCGAGACCUGAUUGUUUUAUUGGGAUUUCAUUUAAACUGUAAGCUACGUCAUCCACUCGGCUACAUUUGUUGGCGCUGCGAGCAGGGUCAAUUUACACUACUACAGUGUUUUGGCGUUGUCACCUAAGUCAACCCUAAACCACCACACUACUACAUAUAUUCCAAAGGGCCGAAAGCAUUAUGAGAAAGAUGAAUAAAGGAUUGUAGUCAACAACUGAAACCUUUUCUCAGUAUACAAUAUCCAUGUUAUUAUCAUUCCCAAAAUUUAACUUUUGAUAUUUUAAUUCCAGUGUCAUUUUUUUAAAGCACAUUUGUUAUACCGAUAUCUUUGAUUUUUAUAUUAGUUGCAAUUCUAAACAUAGCAGCUUCAAAUUUAUCAUUUUCAUAUGGAGGCUAAAUUAGAGCUAUUUUCUAACUCCCAAAAAGUAAAAGUAUUUUUGUCUAGAUUAUCAUCAACCCUCCAACUUUCAGAAAUUUCACAGCCAUUGAUUUCUGGCAGCAUUUAUAAAAGUGUAAAUUGUUUUUUCUUUAAGGCAACUGGUGCUUUUAUACGAGGGCUUUUUAUGGAAGGUGCAAGAUGGUGCCGCACAGACUGUGUAAUCACGGAAAGUUUACCCAAAAUUCUCUAUGAUCAAGUGCCAAUUGUAUCCUUUUGAUUCAUGUAGUUAACUAGGGCAAUGCAUCUAUAAUAAAAUUACAGUGCAACUGUAAAUAGCUAAAUAUGAAACAAAGUGUAUUUUGUAUAUGAAAACUACUAAGUGCGUAGAUCUGCCUUAUUUAUAAGUUAUGAAAUGUGUAAUACAAUUGACAGUUAAGUGAAUUGAGGGAGGUUUUAAAUUUGUUUGUCUUAUCUCUCAUAUUAAUAAUUCAUAGAAGUCACAUGAUAAAAAUUAAGUAUCAGACCUGAUUUAUUCAGUUCACCUUUAUUUUAAAAUAAAUUCUGAGGAUAUUGUGCAAGCAGGGCUGGAUUUCCCAUAAGGCCAACGAAGGCCAUGUCCCAGGGCACAGCAGUCAAGGGGCUUUCCUUAAGGCCAACCAAGGCCAUGUCCCAGCAGUCAGGGGGCUUCACAUAUGGCCAACCAAGGCCAUGUCCCAGGGCACAGCAGUCAGGGGGUUUAUAGGCAGAAGAAAUAACCAUAUAUUCACACAUUUUUCAGUAUUAUUUUAAAAAGACCAUAUAAAAUGCUAUAGGUAAUAGAAGACCAGGGUAUGUGGAAGCUUGAAAUAGAAAGACACAAGAUAGAAUACUUUCUAUUUCUUGUUAUUUCUUCAUUUGUCUUGUCUGCCGAGGAAGGCUCUUAGCCGAAACGUUAUUCUUUUAUUAUCCUUUCUAUUUUCAGCUUCCACACACCUUUUUUUUCUAUUUCCCUCACACAGCUUAUUAUCCUUUAAAAUGCUAUAAUAGUAAAGAUUUGAUUUAAGAAUAAAAUGUGGAUUGGAAUUUAUAAAUAGACAUUUUUAUUUUUUUGGGUGGGGGAGUGUGUUUACAUACGUGCGAAGCAUUAUGAGCUAUGGUCCAGGGCGCAGAAAUAUUUAAAUCCAGUCCUGGUUGCAAUUCAGUAUCAAUGUAGCAAAAUACACUUUGACCUAUCCUUAAGAAUCUUAACAAUUAAUUUAGAUUUGGCUGAAACCUGGAGAACGUAAUAAAUUUGAGGAGAAAAGUUACUACAACUGUCCAGGUUCGUAAUUCUUCUCGGCUAAGUCUCAAUAAUAAAAUUAUUUGUGACGCAUCUUUUAACUAUAGGCCCUAUCACAUUUUACUGCGAAAAUUUUAAUAUUUAAGAUAACUUGACUGCACAUUGGAUAUAAAAAAAAAAUUCCUUGCAAAUCUUAGACUUAUUUAAAAUUCCACAUAUUUUUAAAUUAACAAAUUUAUUGAAUUAAUAAUAUGCAAAAUACAAAUUUUAAAAAAAUCAUCAAACAAAAAAGUCAAAUUGCUGUACUGAUCAGUGAAAUGUAUUAUGUAUGUAUUGAAAAGCAAAUUAGUUAACGGAUUCUAUUAUACGCACAAGGCUUGAUAGUUUUUUUUUUACAUCCAUACAGUGUACAAAACAAGUGCAAGACGAGGUGUGUUGUCCACCACUGGUCACUCCACUAACUAUGUCCUCACCAUGACACUACCGAGUAAUAAGCCAGAAAGCCAUUGGAUUAACAGGGGUGUGGCCAUGUUAUGCCAGUUAGAUGACUAAAAAUAGAAUCAGUAUUUAAAGAGAAUCUUCUUUCAUAAUUUUCUCAGUCCUAAAGCUGCUUGUGUAGGACCAAACUCAUGUUAUGAACAACGAGUCCCAAUCUUUUUCUGAGUGAGUCUCGAUCUUUUCUGAGGCAGAUCAUUUCACCCUGGCAACCUUAUGACCUUUCACCUCUUCAUUAUGUGUACAAAAAAUGCUCACCCAUUUCCAAGGCAUGUAAAAUGUCUAUGUGAAUAAGCUUUACAUAAACUCUAAUGACAUGAUCAUUAACUUAACUUUCUAAGUCACACUCUUAAAUAUCUUUGGGCAAAGCAACAACAGUGUCCCCAGCAUUCAGUGAGACAUGUGUUUUUGUAAAACGUGAAUCAUUUUUAUAAUCUGUUUAAUCUGAUAAGAAAUGUUUUUCUUAAAUUUAAUACCGGUAAAUGUAUUUCAUGUUACUCUAGGAAAAGACAAAUUAUUUUGGCACCUCACAUGGUCAGUUGGUUUCUUUCAUAGCCUACCGAUGUGAUAAAGCUGACUUAUUUUAUAGUGUUGGUUGAUCAAAAUAGAUGUAAAACUAUUUAGCUUCAAUUUUUUACUGGAUACAUCCUAAUAAGAGAUUGAACUUUACACCAGACCAUGACAUAUAUUACACCAGACCAUGGCAUAUAUUACACCAGACCAUGACAUAUAUUUUACUUGUAACUCAUUGACUCUCUAUUGGUGAUUUUCCCUUGAUUAUUAAAAUUCUAUAUUAUGAAAACCCAUGGCCUUACAAUGCAUUGUAUUUGUCAUUUAAAUAUUUGUAGUUAAUGGUCUGUGUUUGUGUAGAUUAUUUAUUAAUCUGAUAAAAUAUAAUUUUUUGUUUAUUAAUUUUCAUGUCAUGCAUUUAUCAUAUUUAACUAUGUAUACAAAAUAGAACCAUUUGAAAUUAUGCAUGCAUCUUAUCCACCUAUGGAUUAUUUAUGGGAAUAUUUACUAAACCAUGCAGC
This is a messenger RNA of Lymnaea stagnalis (great pond snail), 99772 nucleotides long. The record is from the annotation of a GenBank genome assembly. NCBI's taxonomy places the organism in Eukaryota, Metazoa, Mollusca, Gastropoda, Lymnaeidae.